CGCACCGUUUUAUUUGGGAGCAAGAAGGACUUACUUCCGAAUAAACAUGUUUAGGCUUGCGGAAAGAGCGCCCCCAAAAGCGGAAGAGGUGGUGGGAAAGGACAACAACCCGGAGUCUUCGUGCUUUCUCUCAAAUUAAACUCUGAGCAGAGGAACCUUUUUCUCUCUCGAUCCUGAAAAGGGUCGCGCGCGCACAGUCAUUUCAUGCGCCCCUGGACACUCCGGGGGACAACCCAGCCGGCCUGACUGUGCCGGCGCUUCUCCUUCCAAGGCGUGUGUGGGUGGGGAGGCUCCAUCCAGACCCCCGCGGGAAGGAUCGGACAGGGCGGGUGGGGGAGGAAAGAGAGGCAGGCCGGCGAGCUGCGUCGCGGGGGCCGCCCUCGCCUGCAUCGUGCGCCGGAUCCACGCGGAGGAGAGGAGAGGCGCUGCUUUAGCGGCUGCCGCCGCCGCUCCCUCUCUCCCAUCGCUUCCGCCGCCGGCUCGGGCCUGACCCGGGAGUGGAUCAUUGCAGCAGCCUGGCGGCGCUGGGCUGGCGCCGAGGAAGCCACGGCCUCCGCACCUCCUGCCGGCCCGCUGCAAGCAAGGAUGAUCUCCCCGCAGGGACGAGGCGGGGACGUGGCCCGCUUCUACACGGUCACCGAGCCCAAGCGCCAUCCUCGGGGAUACACCCUGUAUAAGGUCACCGCGCGGGUGAGUGAGCCUUGGGAAGAAAAGGGAAAGGGAAAGAGAAAGAGAAAUGGGAAGGCCGUCUUCCGUGCAAUCUUCGAUUAGGGUUGGGGGGGUCGGUAUAGUGACGAACGGGAUCCUUCCCCUUCUGAUCUCCGCCACAGGCAGGGAGAUCCUGGGAGCCUGCCUGCCGGCAAGUAGGCAGGUCGUCGGUGCGGCUCGCGGGCAGCGGCUCUCCGGCAUCUCCCGAAGCCGGAGAAGGCAGGAUUGGAACCCAGGGCCUCUUUUGGCAACGCUCGGCGGGCAUGUGCUUUUGCCACAGCGCCAUGGCCUCUUACAGGGAUGCCUUUGCUCGUCCUCUCUGCAAGCAGAUGCCCAUAUCUCUCUCUCUCUCUCUCCCCCCCCCCAUCUGCUGAGAGGAGUGAGUGGGCGGCAGAGCGAGCAUUGAUUCUCUUUCUUCCCCGACAUCUCUAUUCAUUUUUCCUCGCUCUAUAGCUGGGUUAGGCAACCUAAGGGCCGUGGGCUUCUCAAUCCGGCCCGCGGAGGGUCUGGGAAUCAGUGUGUUUUUACAUGAGUAGAAUGCGUGCUUUUAUUUAAAAUGUAUCUCUGGGUUAUUUGUGGGGCAUAGGAAUUCUUUCAUCCCCCCCCCCCAAAUAGUCCGGCCCACCACAUGGUCUGAGGAACGGUGGACCGGCCCAUGGCUGAGAAAGGUUGCUGACCCCUGCUCUGUAGGAUGGAGACAGUCGCAUUUUCACUCGGACCCCACUCCAAAAGUACCCAGUUUGGGGGGUAGGAGGGAUCAUAGCAUCUCCCUUCCAUCUCAGAUCUUCUCUUCCCUCAUUUCCAUGCAGGUGGGUUUUAUCUGGAGGGGAGGGCAGCAUCUUCAGAGGAGUGGGCAUUGGGAUGUAGGAAUAACACUGCAAUCCUCUGUCUGCUUAACCUGGGAUAAACACCGCCGAACACGGAGGGACUGGCCCUUUGCACAUUGGGUCAGGGAUGUGAGCUUCCCCCAGUGGAGAUGUGUUUGGGGAGAGAGCCAAAAUCUGCAUUAUGUAAGGCUAGGUCAGAAGGGACAGCCAUCACUAUAGGUGUAGAGAUGAGAAGCAGUUUGUGGUUGUGCCUGAUUUAUGCAUGGGCCUGGUUGUCCAACGGGCAACAGGAGGUUAUGGUUUGAUCUGGGCUUCCAGCUCAAAGGGCAGAGCCAGGUUUUGAUGGUGUAGUAGCACCCAUUUUUUUCCUAGACCUGGUCCUUGAGUAUAAUUCAAAGAGACCAUGCCCUCUCAUCUGUGCUACUGAAAAUGAAGGAAGAGCUGUUUUGUUUUUUUUGCACAGAUGACAGCCUAACUCAAAUGAAAGCCAAAAAAUUAGUCAUAUUUCCCAUGUCUUGAUCUUCCCACCCAUAUUUUAACAUUGCCCUAAAAACAUUUAUUUGAGACCCAGUGUGGCAUAAUGGUUAAAAUGUCUGACUAGGACCUGGAAGAUGAGGUUUCAAAUCCUUACUUGGCUAUGAAGUUCAAUGGGUAACCUUGAGCCAGUCACUGGCUCUCUGCCACACCUCCCUCACAGGGUUGUUGGGAUUAAAUGACAAGGGGGAGAACUAUGUCAGGAAUUUGAGCUCCUUGGAGAAAAAACAUGGGAUAUAAAAGCAACAAAUAAGUAAUCAAGAAAUAAUAGAUUGGCACCUAUCAGAGAAUAGCCUCUUUUGAAAUUCCGUGCUCCGUUACGUCUCUGGUAAGAGACGAGGGCUCAUUCAGACAUUACUUGGGAGAAAGCUUCAUCUGCUAAGAGUCUUGGACCCUCAUCUCUCUUCUCCUGUAAUCCAGCCCACAUUCUCACUGCUGGGAGGAAGUAGCAUUUUAUGCAGGCUAUACUGGUGUUAAUUUAAUAUAUUUAUGUUGCAAGGUUUAUAUAUCUUUUAACAAAAAACAACCUCCAAAUGGUUUCCAUAAAAUACUCAUUUAUUUUAUUUUAUUUUUUAUUUUUAAAAUUGUAUCCACCUGAUUCCCUAUCUGUCCUUGGAAAAAAAUGUGAGUUUUCAAUCAUGAUGACGGAGAUACUGCAGUCAAAUAAACCUGGUACAGCCUGGAUUAGAUGUUGCUUUCUUUUCCUUUCAGUAGUUAUUAAAACAGGUGUGUGUGUGUGUGUGUGUGUGUGUGUCCCAAACUGUGGUCUGUGGACAACCUGUGAUCCGCAGGCUUCCAUGGCAUGCCUGCAUUAAGUACGUUUCCGAGCACAAUUCAAAGUGUUGGUGCUGACCUUUAAAGCCCUAAACUGCCUCAGUCCUGUAUACCUGAAGGAGCAUCUCCACCCCCAUCAUCCAGCCCGGACACUGAGGUCCAGCGCUGAGGGCCUUCUGGUGGGUCCCUCGCCGCAAGAAGUGAGGUUACAGGGAACCAGGCAGAGGGCCUUCUCGGUAGUGGCGCCUGCCCUGUGGAACGCCCUCCCAUCAGAUGUCAAGGAAAUAAACAACUAUUUUACUUUUAAAAGGCAAAUGAAGGUGACCCUGUUUAGGGAAGUUUUUAAUGUCUGAUGCUGUAUUGUUUUUGAUAUUCGGUUGGAAGCCGCCCAGAGUGGCUGGGGAAACCCAGCCAGAUGGGCAAGGUAUAAAUAAUAAAUUAUUAUUAUUAUUAUUCAUAAUGAUUUUACAUAGCAUUACUAUUGCUGCUUUUAUUUCUUAUAUAUUUUAUUUUUUUGUAUUUUAUUAACAUAAGAAGAGCCUGCUGAAUCAGGCCAAUAGCUCAUCUAGUUCAGCAUCCUGUUCUCACAGAGGCCAGCCAAAUGCUCAUGGGAAGCCUGCAAGCAGAACUUGAGGACAACAGCAGUCUGCUCACUUGCAGCUCCCCGCAAUUGGUAUUGACAGCUGAGAUAGCUAUCAUGGCUAGCUAUUCAUUGAUAGCCUUGUCCUCCAUUGACUUUCUCUACUCUUUUAAAGCCAUCCAAGUUGGUAGCCAUCACUGCCUUCUGUAGGAACAAGUGCCAUAGUUUAACUGAGUGUUGUAUGAAGAAGUACUUUCUUUUAUCUGCUCUGCUCCUCCCAACAUUCAUCAACCUGCUACUAUCAAAGGUGCACUGGUUUAACAAAUAUUUAAACUCUAGUUAUAAAUGCCUCUACUUUUUGCAUCUUGGUGCCCAUUUGACUCCUACCUUGUAAUUUUUCUCUGUAUUCAGUGGUACCUCGGGUUACAGACUCUGCUAACCCAGAAAUAGUACCCCAGGUUAAGAACUUUGCUUCAGGAUGAGAACAGAAAUCGUGCUCUGGCGGCACGGCAGCAGCAGGAGGCCCCAUUAGCUAAAGUGGUGCUUCAGGUUAAGAACGGACCUCCAGAACGAAUUAAGUACUUAACCUGAAGUACCACUGUACUUGCCAACUAAGAUUUCGCUUUGUGCAUCUGAGGAUGUGGGCUUCAGCCCAUGAUUGUGUUUGUCCCAAGAAGUUGGUUAGCCUUUAAUGUACCACAAGUCUCUUGGGCCACACCCAAACCCUACAUUUAAAGCCGUAUAAUACCACUUUAAACAGUCAUAUCUCCCCUCCAUCCCAAUCCUAGGAACUGUAGUUAGUUAAGGGUGCUGAGAAUCGUUAGGAAACCUUUAUUCCCAGGGCUUUUAUUUUCAGCUGGAACUUUCAGCUGGAACUCAGUUCCGGCACAUCUCAGGUGGCUGCCUUUGCCAUUAUAAGAGAACAAGGGAAGCAUUCAUAGUGAGUUCUGGCACCUCUUUUUCUAGAAAAAUAGCACUGCUUAUUCCCCUCACAAAACUCUGGAAACGGUAGCUCUGUGAGGGGAAUCGGGGUCUCCUAACAAUUCCCAUCACUCUUAACCAACUACAGUGUUUUCAUUGUUGGGACCUGGCAGGGGUGAUGUUCUUUCCUGUCAUAUUUGCAAACACCUUUGUAACACAGAGUUGGUCUGCCAGUGAACCUGGUGCCAGAAGCCAGCUCCCCAUAGAGCACGCCUUUGGGGUACCUGUUGUCUUCCAUUCUGUGGACGGGACCAAGCCAGCAUCGAUGUUGCUGAGAUAGGAGUGCAAACAUGCUGGGAAUGUGGGCCCACAAGAGCACAUAUUAGCUUGAAACUCUGCCCUGCCAUGUGAUACUGAAAAUCUUCCUGAGGCAACACAUGUAAAUAGUAAUAGUAAUAAUAAUAAUACAGUUCCCAGGAUCCCUUGGGGGAAAGCCAUAACCGUUAAAAGUGGUAUGGUAGUACUUUAAAUGUAGGGUGCAGAUGAUGGGCCCUUUGUUGUCCAUUCCUGGUGGUAAAUUCCACAGUGCCUUUCUCUCAAGAGAUAAGAAAGCAGGCUUGUCCAGGAGGAUGGUAGAUAAGAAAACCCAGCUGUUAAAUUUCCAAGACAAUUCAGUUACUUCAUUGUAAGCCUGAGGUGAAGUGGGGUAUAUGUGUGUGAGAGAGACAAAGAGGAAGAGGGGCAUAAAGAUUGUGCAAGGCAUGUGAAAUUUAAACAGUGAAAGCCAGAACUGUUCCACAGUUAUAGAUAAAUGCUCUUAAAUCAAUAUAUUAAUACCUGUAGGCCCUUGCUCUUUAAGAGAAUUGGAUUUUAAAUGCACUCGCCCAAGCAAGGUUAAAGAAAAGACCCAGUGCACCUGCUCACGCCCACAAUAACAGUCUCCAAAAGAGGCUGGGAUUCCUUUCCUCCCCCUGCUCAUUGCUCCCUUGGUUUUAUUUGGUUCCCGAGUAAUCAAAGCAAAUGCAUCCGAAGCUUCAAAUACCAGGGGAUUAGUGCUUGUUAAAGUAAUGUUAACAACAAGCAUCUACGCAAGGUCUUCCCCUUUUUGUCACAGAAUAGAGCCAGCCAGCAGUACAGAGUUUAGCGCUGGUGGUGCUUGAAGCUGCUGGCAUGAACUGAGCUUACAUGUCAACAUGCUGGAAUUGGAGUUAAAACUUUGACGGUAAGCUUCCUUAGAAUGUUCUCAGUCUUCUCAGGUUGUAUUGUGAAAUGAGUGAUAAUCUGAAUCAGCCUUCCUGUGAUGGUAGGAUUGCUUAGUCUUGGGAAUUGCGGACUGCCAUUGGUUGAGUUGCUGUGAUGUCACCAAAGGGCUGUGCAGCCAUAGGACAGGCAGCCCAGCAUGAAAGCAGAUUGGGAGACCUUUAGCAGUUUUUAGUUCUAAAGUCGAUCAGAGCCUUUGUUGAAUUAAACUUUUUAAGUGUGCUGCUUUCUUGCCGUGGGGUACUCGGUUGGUUGAGUGGAGGCAGAGAAGGGUUGUGGUUCAGUGCUAUAUACGUUGCAUGCAAAAAAAUCCCCGGCAUCUCCAGGUUCGGCUUGGAGAGAUCCCUAUCUGAAGCCUUGAAGAUGUGCUACCAAUCAGUGUAGGCAUUACUGAUCCAGAUGGAUGGAUGGUCUGACUCUGUAUAAGGCAACUAUCUAUGCUACUCUGAGUGGUAUUGGAACAUUUUAAUGACCACUGACCACUCGCUGCAAGUACCACCGAACGCUUUCAUUAAGAGUUGAUUGGAGCUGCCUUAAGGGUACAAAGGUUAUUGCCCUGAUCCAUCACAUACAAGCUGCCUGCAGAAUUGGGUUUGUCUAUGGCCGCUUUCAGUUCUUGCUAAAUUGGCAAAAGUUAUCAGCUGGGAGUGUGGGGCAGUGGGGUUGAUGAAUGUACAGUACUAGCUCCGCAUCUUUCUUUUCUUUUAAAUUGUUUCUAUUAAAGAUUUUGUUGGGUUUCAAAAGUACAUACAGCGUCACUGCUAUCAGUUCAUAGAGUUCUUUCUAACAGAUCAUCCAGUCUUCCAAGAAAUAUGCAAAAUAACAAAAAAAGGUACUGGAAGCUACUCCAGAACUGGCCCUACUGAAUAUUUUACAAGACAAUAACACAAAUAACUCAUAAGCCACCUUCUCUCAGUAGCCAGGAAUCACAGAAUUGUAGAGUUGGAAGAAGUGGCCACACUGAUCAUCCUGCAAUGCAGAAAUAUGUUGCCCAGCGUGGGGCUUGAACCCAUGAUCCUGAGUUUAAGAGUCUCAUGCUUUACUGACUGAGCUAUCACAGAGGUAGCAUCAUUGCUAAACACUGGAGAGGGACCUGUGAGGAGUAAACAUGGACCACUGGUACCAAACUAUAUGGGAAACAGUAGGGGACAAACAAAAGAUGACACCUUCACCCCGGUGUGGCUCCCCUUUCACAACCCAACAAGACAACAACAGGAGCCCACUGACAGCAUAUGAAUCAAUAUUGCUCAGCACCUUUCUUGCCUUCGCAACUUGUGGAAGCUGACCUUCAGAAGCAUGUGAUGCUUGUGGAGGUUUCUGUGUUUUAAAAUGCUGGAAAAUCAGCCUUUAAUAGUGCAGAAGGCUCCCCAUUUCAUAGGGAUAACUUCCACAAUUGGAGGGACGUGAGAACUGGAGUGGAAAUAGCCCUGGCUUGUGUUAACUCUCUUUAGUAACACCUGAAGAGGAUGCAUACUGAGGAUUUGGCUGUGGUUUUUUUUUGUUUUUUGUUUUGCUUGCUUUUAAAUGGGCUCUUAAGACUACUUCCUUUCACCAGGCAUUUUUUAAUUAGAGCCUGUGGGCUGAUGCAUUUUUAUUUGCUGUUCCUGGUGUUGUUGCGGUAUUUUACUGGAGUAUGUUGUUGUGCAUUUUAGCAUCCAUCUCUAUAUGCCAUUAUAUCUAAAGAUUCUGCAUGCCACCUUGAUUUGGCACAAAAAGGUGGAAUAUAAAUGCCCAAACGAAGAAAUAAAUAGCUUGGGAAUUUUUAGCUUUAAGAAAAGGUGAAUAAUAGAAUCUUAGAGUUGGAAGGGACCCAAGGGUCAUCUAGCCUAACCCCCUGCAAUGCAGGAAUCUUAGCUAAAGCAUAAAUAACAGAUGGCGAUCCAACCUCUGCUUAAGAGACAACAUGCUAGAAGUUCAUAAAAUUAUCUCGGAUGUGGAGAAAGUGAAUUAAAAAAAGGCCCCUUCCCCUCAUAAUAUUGGGCUAGCCUUUGUAUCACUUGAGCCCUGCAGCCUGUUUGCGGCCUUCUAAGGAUUGGGGCAUCUAAUUAAAGAGCUUGUGGCUCUAAGGUCAAACUGCCUGCAUGGGGGUCUCAGACCUGGUAUUGGCAGUGAGCACUGGAACCCCAGUAUCUGCCUAAGAUUCCAGCUGCUGCUGCUGCUGCUUGUCCUGCAUGCAGAACAAAAAAAUCAGUAGGUUUGUAAGCCCAGAAAUGGCGGUUGAGUGAGGUCCGAAAUACAGUAGUAGCUUGGAUGCCAAACUCUUUGUGAGUCGAACAUUUUGGCGAACGCCGCAAACCCGGAAGUGAGCGUUCUGGUUUGUGAAGGUUCUUUGGAAUUCAAAUGUCCGACGGGGCUUCCGCAGCUUCUGAUUGGCUGCAGGAGCUUCCUGCAGCCAAUCAGAAGCCGCAUUUUGGUUUCCGAACGUUUUGAAAGUCAAACAGCCUUCCGGAACAGAUUCCGUUUGACUUCCAAGGUAUGACUGUAAGGAGGAUUGGCAAUUUAAAAUGACAGAAUAUGCAGAGCUGGCAGGUCUAACAAGUAAAAUAAGACAACAAGAAGAUCAGGUAUAUAAAGAGGAAUGGACAAAUUUUGUGUAGUAUCUGGAAAACAACUGUAAACAUGUGAAAAUGUUAGUAGGAUUAAGGUAAAUUCAACAGUAUAACACAUAACAAAGGAGUAAUAAAGGAAUAAGGGAGUUAAAUGGCUAUGCAAAAAUAUGCGGGAAAAUUAAAGGAACCAGGGAAAGGGAAGAAGGGAAGUCAUGAAUGAUCGGUUUAUUUUAAAGAAAGAUAUGAAUGGGGAAAUUUUUCUUUUAAUGUGAAUGUGGUUUUGAAAAAAAAUUGUAACACUGAAAAAUAUAAAAUUUUAAAAAAGAAAAGAAAAAUGUAAGUAGGUUCCAGUGGAUGCAUUCAGACUUGUUGGUUUGUUUCACCUACAGUGCACCCCUCCUUUUACCUUUAUUAUGGUUGUUCUCCCAUCAAGCGGGAAAGACCAGUCAGAAACAUUUCCGACUUUAGUAAUUCAGCAGGAGACUUUUGGAUGCUUUCUAGGGUGUACUUUCAGUUCGUACUGGGCAAUGCUGAGAUCUUGGCCUGCUUGUCUUGUGAACUGACGAUGCACCUUAGAAUAUUCCCUAGAAUAUGGUACAGUACAGGGAGCUUCUGUGUUGGACACACAGGGGCUUAUUGGUAGAUUGGUGUGGGGGAAAGUUGGAAAUUACUGAUGAAGAGGGAAAGAAGGAGGAUGAAGAGGAAAAAGAGGUUUCUUUUCUUAUCGUGUGGUUGAAUUCCAUUGUUUAAUGACUUGCCUUUCUGUUCCCUUGCACUUCUGCAUUUUUGCCUACAGUACAAAAAUACGCUGAAUGUGGUGUUGUAAAUGGCAUGUUAUUUUGAAGACAGUUUGCAAAGAACACACACUGAGAGUAAUAGGAUUGGGUGCUCUUGCUCUGCCUUGCGUUGGAUCAUGAUGUUCUCAUACGGUCUGAAGUGCAUUGAAUUCAAUCUGCAUAGGUGUCAGCUGCACUCUAUGGGACUCACAUGAAUUGGUUUCUACAUGUGUAAACCCCUCCGCAGAUAUGAUGCUGGAAUGUGUGGAUAUCAAGACUGGGAUGGAUGAGUAUAAUCCUAAUCAAGCAUAGCCCCAAAUAAAGAAAGGGUUUUUAAAAAUCAAUAUUAGAUCAUUGGGCACUUUUGUGUGCUCUCUCUGUGUCUCUCAUUAACAAAUUCAAGCACUGACAGGGCUUUUGCUUUUGUUUUUCAGAUUGUUUCUCGAAAAAAUCCAGAAGAUGUCCAAGAGGUAAACCUUUUUCUUUUAAAGCAUCUUUGGUUCUAACAUAGGUAUGGCACAAACUGAUGUCUUUUUAUAUUGCAAAAUAGAACAAGUAAGUUCUGUUCCUGUUUUAGUGACUAGAUUGGCAAUUGAUGGCUAAUCUUGUUUCUACUGCCUCAGUUGGUCAUUUGCUCGCAGGCUAAGUCUAGGGAUCCUCCUGUGCAGGUGUGCACACACCUCCACACGCACGCACGCACGCACGCACACACACACGUUCUUCAUCAUCUAUCUGAUAUUUGAAAGAGAGUCCUAAUGGAUUGUUAAGGAAAUGGAUAGCAAUGCACUUUUCUCUUUCAAGUUACCAUUGUGUAAUUAGCACAGUUCUAAUUAAAUUAGUGAGGUCCUCAGUCCUACCUUGGGUGUGUUACCUACCCAACAUAACUGUGAACUCCUGGUGGCCAUGAAGUUUUCCCAAAAUGACAAAUACAGUACACAUACACACACACACACACACACAGAGAGAGAGAGAGAGAGAGAGAGAAAGAAAACAAUGCCCAAAGCAUAAGCACAGCACCACUUUCUGAAAACAUCUUAAGAGUCAGGGAAACUAUUUAAUAUCCUAUCUACAACAAAUACCAGAAUGAUGAAUGGAGAAUUGGAGAGAGAUGUGAUCCAUAACCAUCUGAACACCAGACGGUGAAAGUGAUUAUGUAAGAUUAACAGGAUGCAAAACAGAGUUGACAAAAGGAAAAAUAAGGAUAGGAAGGUAGGAAACCGUCUUCUCUGACGGGCAGUAGCUCCCUAGAGCCUCAGGUAGAGAGGUCUGUCAUAUAAUAUCCUACUUUUUGUCUGAACAUUUCCGGGAUGAAAUCUGAGAUUUUAUUCAUUCAUAUCAUGUGCUCUACCACUGAGCUACGGCUUCUUUCCCAAGGGAAGCGGAACAAUCUAAAAUACCGUAUUUUUCGCCCUAUAAGACGCACUUUUCCCCCUCCAAAAAGCCUGCGCUCCGGAGGCUUUGCGUUGCUUCCGCUGAAGCCAGGAGAGUCUGCUCUUUGAGACUGGCAGUGGGGGAAAGCAGCGCCUCCUCCAUCUCCAGCCCCAGAGGAUGGGGGGCAGCGGGAAGGCGCGCUACGAGGAGGGACGAGGCUUUUCCCCGAGGAGGGAGAAGGGACUGACUGGCCGAGUCCGUCCCUUCUCCCUCCUGUGGGCUUUUGCGGGAGAUGGGGGAAUUCCCCCACCUCCCGCAAAAGCAGGCAAAAGCCGCGCGCUCUUUAAAGGGGCUCCGCGGCUUCUGCUGGCUUUUCUAGGAGGUGGGGGAAUUCCCCCACCUUGUAGAAAAGCCCGCAGGAGCCGCGCACCCUUUGAAGAGCGCGCCGCUCUUGGGGGCUUUUCCCCGAGGAGGGAGAAGGGACUGACUGGCCAUUUCAGUCUCUUUUCCCUCCUGGUCGAAAAGCCCAUAGGAGUCGCGCACGGCUCCUGUGGGCUUUUGCGGGAGGUGGGGGAAUUCCGCCACCUCCCGCAAAAGCAGGGAGAAGGUCUUGGAGUAGCGCACAGAGCUGCGGGGGGGAAAUCAUAUUUUUUUCCUUGAUUUCCCCCCCUGAAAACUAGGUGCGUCCUAUGGGCCGGUGCGUCCAAUAGGGCGAAAAAUACGGUACUUGCAGCUGAGAAAGUCUUCACAUAAACCUUCGGGCAAAAGCUUUGAUGAGUGGAGGAGGGCUGUUUAUGAGAACACAAGCAGGCCAAAGGCCCAUUCAGGUCACAUCCAUUCCAUGCAGUUAGGGCACAUGACUUCCCCAGAAAGAAUCCUGGGCACUGUAUUUUCUUAAGGGUGCUGGGUUUGUCCCUCUGUGACGGGAUAAACUACACUUCCCAUGAUUCUUUGGGAGAAACCAUGUAUGGUGUGGCUGUGAAAACAGUUCAGCAUCUUGUCAUGGUGACCACAUGUGCAUCUGCACAUGUGAAGCCUGCAACAGGACCUGAGUCCUGCUGCAGCAACUGGUGUAGAGAAGCAUGCUGCCUUUGACAGUGAAGGCAGAACAUAGCAAUCAUGGCUAGUAGCCAUUGAUAGCUUUAUCCUCCAGGCAUAGGCCAGGAGUCCUGAGGCUGUGACCAGAGCAAUAUAAUUCCACUUGUGCAGUUUUGGGGUGGGAAAUGCUCAGCCCCUGUACUGCUGAAGUGCUCACCCGGCUGCAUGAAACAGAAGAACCAAUGUUUCUCAAUCUUUCUUGCCGCAUUCCUCAUGCAAGGCUUCCCGACAUGUUUUGCAUGAGAAAGACACGUUCUCUUUAGAUCGAAAGCUGUUUCUGCACAUGAAGUAGACUUCUGGGCAUGAUGCAAGAAAUCAGCAUGUAGGAAGGUGCAGGCAGAAUCAGACAAGAGGGACUGAAAAGGGCAGAUGGGUCUGUGGGCAGAGGGGUGAGUGAGAAAGGGUGAGUAAGGUCAAGGAGAGUUGGGAGUGCUUAACACAAGGUUCUGGCAGUAUGCCGGCAGUAGAGGCUUAGUGAGAAUAAAGUGGGUAUGAUUUCAGUGAGAUGGGAUUCUAGCAGAGGCAUUUUGAAAUGAUGAAAGAGGGUGGAAGGGGAAGUUGGGAAGAUGGUCAGGGUAGGUAUAUCACAAAGCCUUCUCCCUUGUGGCUUCUACAGUAUAUUUAAUAUUUGAAAAUAAGAUCUUUGCCGUAAUGAAAGAUGCAUUAUGCACUCCCACUUCCCCCACAAUCUAGAAAUAAAACAUUUUUUCAUAGACUCAGUUGGUUCACCUAUUUAUAGCAAAUUUAGUAAAAUAUCUAUCUAUCUAUCUAUCUAUCUAUCAUCAACAACUAUCAUCUAUCUAUCAACGAGGGAAAUUUGAACUUGAAACAACCUGACUGAUUUUGACAGUCCUUGCAUAUAGAUCAUUGAGUAAGAACAAAUAUAAAAAUGGAUUAAUUACAGAAACAUUAUCCCAAUAUUGUCAAAUUGUUUGCUUCCUACUUUCUGCGUGCAAGGGUAAAACCAAGUUGCCAAAUCUUUUCCUUGUUUGUCCAGUGGGGGGUGGAGAACUUGCAGCCUUCACAGAUGUUGCUGGACUCCAAAUUCUAUAAUGCCUGGCCCAGUGGUCAGGCCGGUUUGACCUGAUGGGAGUUGGAGCCCAGCAAAAUCUGAAGGCCCACAAGUUCCCCAUCCCUGCAUCGAUCACAGGAGCUUUCUCAGACCUUUUCUAUUUCACCUUUUAUGUCUGUGACAAAGGUAGACCAGCAAAUGAACUCUCUUCCAGAUUUGUCGUCUUCUAGUUUGUAACUUGUUGUUCACCUUUUCCAAGGAGGAUCCUGAACUGGAAAUAACCCGUGAAAACAGGUUGCCAUUAUCAUCUUCCUAAGAAGAAGAGCCUGCUGGAUUGAGCCAAUGGCCCAUCUAGUCCAGCACCCUGUUCUCACAGUGGCCAACCAGAUGCCUGUGGAAAACCCAGAAGCAGGACCUGAGCACAAGAGCACUCUCUGCCUCCUGCGUUUUCCAGGAACUGGUUUCAGAUGCGUUAUUGCCUCCGACUAUGGAGGCAGAGCGUAGCUGCCAUUUUGUCAGACUAGCCACACCGAGGCCUGGUUCACACAUCCCAUUAAACCAUAGUUAAAAUACACAAGCCAUGGUCUGGCUUGCCACAUCAUCUGAACCUGGGCUCUUGGUUUGUUUCUCUCUAGACAAACCAUAAGCAGAAGAUAAAGUUUGUUUUUGGCUUGCCACAUGAUUUAUUUGGAGGAAAGAAACCACAAGCUUGGGUUUGGAUGACACAAGUAGUCUGACUUUGGGUUGCUUUUCAAAGCAGGUCAGAUCCUGCUUGUGGGCUUCCCAUAGGCACCUGCUUGUCCACUGUGAGUGCAGGAUGUUGCAUAAUAUGGGGAUUUGGCCUGAUGCACCAGGGCUUUUCUUAUGUUCUUAUGAUAUGUCAUUGUAAGUUUAUCAGCCAUUGUAAGUUUACUUUCUGUUGCUGUGCUCCCAUCCCCAAACCUUGACAUUUCUCCAGGGCUUUAUUAACAAAGCAUAGUAAUGCAUUUCCUUUCUGGGCCUUAAUGGUUUCUGAAAGUGCAAACACUAAGGUGCCAUACAUGGUAAAUCACCAGGGAGUUUUAAUUUAUAUAGAUGCAGAAGGCAGAUAAUAAUGUUGGUAUACAAAAAGCAUUUGUUUGCAGCAGCAAAUGCUGCUGAUGUGAAAGUUUGCAGCAGUUGACUGUAAGACAUUUACUAUUUCAGACUGAUGCCUAAACCUUUCUCUGCAUGAAAUAAAAUUACUUUUCAAACGGGUUUGGCUUAAUGUCUUGUGUGAGCCAGUUCAUUGCACAGGCUCUGUUUUAAACAGAGAUGUGAUUCCAGUGGGAUUCCCCCUCCCCAUUAAUCUGUUGGAAAUGUAAACAAGACCUACUGUUCCAGGGGUGGUGAACUUUUUCAGCUCAAGGGCCGCAUUCCCUUCUAGGUAGCACUCUGAGGGCCACGGGUCUGUGCUAAGUGGGGCCAGGAGCAAAUGCUAAUUUACUCACACAUCCCCCUCUAAUCCCCCAUGUAGGCAAGGAGGAAGCACUUAUCAGAGUUGAAAUACACAUUGUAGCCUGGCAAAAGCACUCAAGGAGGACUCAAAGUAUGACCAGGAGAGAUGUGGCCUUGGGAGAGUCCUGAGGGCAAGAUAGAGAAGCCUAGAGGCCUUCAUUUGGCUUAGGGCCUCUUCUGUGUUCUUAAAGCAGCAACAACAGCACACAUAAUUUAUAAUUUUGGAGCCAUUAGUGACCUUUGCUUCCAAACAGUUGUUCACGUGUAAACUUUGGCCCAGAUACAGGGUGAAAUGCGCUGUUUGUUGUCAGAAAAGAACCUGCCAUUUGUCCAUAUGGAAUGCCUGACUUCCAAACUUGGAGAUGAGGGAAAUUAUCUGGCAAAUAGAUAGUGCAAUUGUGUUUAAAUUGUUUUGUUUGAUUGCCAGUUGGCUUUGCUUAAAGCUAGUAUUAGGUGCAGUAUAUUUUAAAAUAUAUAUUACAUAAUAAAUAACAAUAACAACAACAAUAAUAAUAAAUGAACCAUGAUCAUCCAGAUUUUACUCUUAGGGUUAGAAGUGUCAAGAUCUGGAAAGAACAGUAUCUCCCUUUCUGUUUUUUCCAAUUCUUUGGAGAGAAAAAAGCAAUUUAAAAACCACAUUGCCAAUUGCGACUGGAAAGAGGCAACACAAUCUGCAAGGCAUUGAGGCCCUCAGCUAUGUUUAGUUGGUGUGUCCUGGUGUUUGCUGGGUCCUGCUCAGUCUGCUCCUGAUUAUUGCUCUAGAAAAAGGAACAGUCCACUUCAGAUCCAUGCGACGGUCAUCUCCAGGCUUGACUACUGUAAUUCGCUCUACGCGGGGCUGCCCUUGAAGCUGUCCCAGAAACUCCAGCGGGUGCAGAAUGCUGCAGCGAGGCUCCUCACGGGGUCUCUGCCAUGGGAGCAUAUUCACCCAGUGCUUUUCAAGCUGCACUGGCUCCCGGUGGAGUACAGGGUCAGAUUUAAGGUGCUGCUUUGACCUUUAAAGCCCUUCACGGCCUAGGACCCUCAUACCUACGGGACCGCCUCUCCUGGUAUGCCCCACGGAGAGCCUCAAGGUCCAUAAAUAACAACACCCUAGUGGUCCCAGGCCCUAAGGAAGUUAGAUUGGCUUCAACCAGAGCCAGGGCCUUUUCAACUCUGGCUCCGGCCCGGUGGAACGCUCUGCCUCAUGAGACCAGGGCCCUGCAGGAUCUGAUUUCUUUCUGCAGGGCCUGUAAGACAGAGUUGUUCCGCCUGGCCUUUGGCUUGGAGCCAAUUUGAUUCCCUCCCUCCCUCCCUCUCUUUCUUUUUUCUUUUCCUUCUCCUCCUGCGAUGAGGCUACAUUUUAAUAUUUUAAUGUUCCAUUAUUUUAAUGUUGUAUUUUAUUUUUGUUUUUAAGUUGUAAUCAUUCAUCUUGUUUUUAUUAUUGCUUGAGCCCGGCCUUGGCUGGGGAGGGCGGGGUAUAAAUAAAAAAUUAUUAUUAUCUUCUGAAUUAGCACUGAGUUUUCUCACCAGAAAGCCUAUUCUUAAUUUGAAUAGUGUUGCAAUUUGAGUACCCCAGCAGCUUCUGUGUCUAGUUGCUUUCAGAGAAUUGUUACCAUGGACAAUUUAAGUGGGUGGCUAUUUAGAAAUUUGUGGCAGGGCUGUCUUAAGGGGAAGGACAAGAUGGCGGCCAUCUCCAUUUCUCCUACAGAAACUGACUGGGCUGGAAGUUUACUGUUACUUCAACACUGACACUUCCACCACACCUAAGGGUGGCAAGUUAGCUUAAGGGGUGCGGGGCUGGCCGCUUGGCACACAUACCUCUGCCCCCAUCAGAAGGGGGCUUCUUCUGAUGCUCCUCAUACACUUCAGUACCUGCCACCUGAGGCAGCUUCCUCACUCUGCCUUAUAGUAGGGCUGGCCCUCUCUGGUAAAGUGGUAAGAGCUUUAAAGGGAUGAGUCUCGAUGUAAAUCUUUGAAGUGAAUGGCCUCCCUCAGAGUAAGAACCUUUCAUGAUUCACUUUUUUCAGUGAAUUUGGGUCAUUGUAUUUGCUCACUUCAACACCUUAUCAAUUUUAUCUACUCCCCCCCUCUUUACCAUAAGAAUCGGCAAAUGUUUCUUGUUUUCAUCUUAACCAAAGAGCUGCUCCGGUUUCUUAAUUAUUUCAUUCCAGCAAAAAUGUUGUAACUAGGUGGAAUAGGCAAAGACCACUUAUUCUUAGCAUAUCAUUAUUUUUAGUGGUGGAUUUUCUGUUUCUGUUCUUGUGGGUGGACAUUAUUCUUCUCCCUAUCCCUUUCCUUUUGGUUGCUGUUAAAGAAAUACAAUAAGACAGCACCCUUUUGCCAUGCUUAGCAUUCCUUGUAGCACCCUCCUCUUCUGCUGUAUCAUCCGCUCGAAGAUGUUAGUUUGCUACAUAACUGGUGCAAAUGAGGUUGAGGUUUUGAACCAAGGGGUGGCAAAGGGCCAUAGUAGCUGGUUGUUGUUCCUUAAUGCUUCAGUGGUCAAUCUGUGCCAGCCACCAUUUUUGUUAGGGGUUAAUGGUCUGCAGUAUGGACAGGGCCCAAACCCAAAGUGGAUGGGACCAAGUCAUACAGGUGUGCAGACAUAGGCACACACAUGUACACACACAUAGAUUUUGAAACAAAGUUGGCUGACGACCGAAGCAUUUUGGGAUGCUGUGAUGUCCCUCUCUGAGAUUCUAAUUUAGAUGUAGUGACUUCACUUCCCUUGCGGCCAGCCCAAUGCAUUCUGCCACCUGAGGCAAAGGACAAGGUACACCCCUCCAAACAAAAUUCUGUGUGCAGAAUCCAGCUGGACUGGCAGCUGAAUCGAAUCUUACUUCAGCAGUAGUGGAGGACAGCGGCCUCCACCACAUGUGGGUGUGGCAGGCUAUUUCAGGGGGCAAAGGCAUAUCUCUGUCCCUUGAUACUUUGCCACCACUGCCCAACCACCUGGUGCCUGAAGCAGCUGCCUCACUCUGUCUAAUGCAGGGACGUCCAACUCCCAAUAGACCGUGAUCCACUCACAGUAUAAAAAAACUGGCAGUGAUCUACCCAUUGUCGUUGGAUGGACCUCAGUUGUUGAGAACUUUUUUUAGGAAGCCAAAGUUCUUGUGCUUUUUGGGGGAGGCCAAAGUUGUUGAGCUUUUAGGGGAGGGGAAGUACCAUAGAUCACGGAGGAGCCAGAGAUCUACCAGGAACACCCCACGAUCUACCAGUAGAUCGUGAUCUACCUGUUGGGCAUGCCUGGUCUAACGGAAGGGCUGUCGCUGGCUGUGCUGCCAAGAGGGCCAAACUGUUUGCCUCCAACUAUGGGUGACUGCAAGGGUGGGGGUUGGCAACACGGGCUGUUGCCCCUUCAGCAGUUAACUGUAACCUCCGGAUUCCAAGCUUUCGGUUUUAUUUUGUUUUUCAAAAAGAGUGUUUUCUAGCAUUUGUAGAAAUAGCAUUUGUAGGACCCUCGUACCUAUGGGACCGCCUCUCCUGGUAUGUCCCACGGAGGACCUUACGGUCUUCAAACCAAAACAUCUUGGAGGUCCCGGGCCACAGGGAGGUUAGGCUGGCCUCAACCAGAGUCAGGGCUUUUUUGGCUGUGGCCCCGAUCUGGUGGAACGCUCUGUCACAAGAGACUAGGGCCCUGCGGAACUUGACAUCUUUCCGCAGGGCCUGCAAGACAGAGCUGUUCCACCAGGCCUUUGGCCAGGGCACAGCCUGACUCCCUCCCUCGGCAAUCUUCGCGGAGCUCUGGCCCAGUGGUUGCCAUUAAUCUGAUUUUGAAUUGAUUUUAGAAUGAAUUGAUUUUAGAAUGCUGUGUUUAUAUUUGUAAGUAAAACAGAUAUUACAGAAUGCUGCAAGUCCCCAUUGAUCUCUCCUUCGAAAGGAAGUCACAUCCCUAGGUUAGCGCUAUGCCUGGAACUUCUUCCUGCCCAGCAAAGUGAGGAGCCUGUGAUAGUAUAAAGUAAAAUUUAUAUAGGCAACCUGAAAUCAUUUUAUGUGUCCUGGGGGUGUCUUUUCCUGGCGUUCUUCAGCCCAUGUUUAUACAUGUUGCAUAAUGUUUGAGCUGCAAAAGAGGAACUGAGAGAAGGGCUGUAGUUCAGUGGUAGAGCCUUCCUUGCCUGCCAAAUGUCCCGGGUUCAAAUCCCUGACAUUUUCAUGUAGGACUGGACAAGAAAUGUUGGGCCCCUCCAGACUUCUGGUUUUUGUGUGUCUUUGUUUUGCGGGUUUAUUCUGCAGCAUGUCAUUGAUUUAAUAAUAGAGUGUUGGGGUGGAUUUCUACUGGAUAGUCUAUGCAUCCUUCUGCUUUAUUUGUUGCUUUGCAAUGCUCCCGCAAUGUUACUGCUACUAUUGCUGUUCGGAGGGGCACCUUUGAGUUAUUAUAGUGCAACAAAAGCGAGACACACACCUGUGGGGAUGUUCAUGAUAUAAAAAGUCACAGGAUUUUAGCAGGAAGCUGCAGGAGAUGCACAUAUUGGGAAUGAGGCAACAUGUCUGCCUUGAAACCUUUGCAGGUGCAAAUAGUAUUGAAAGUAAGGUUGUGUAUAACUGCCCUGAUACCACAAAUCACAGAAUCACAGAAUUGAUCAUCUAGUUCAACCCCCUGCAAUGUAGGAAUCUUUCACCCAACGUGGUGCUCGAACCCAAGACCCUGAGAUUAAAGAUUUCAUGCUCUGCUGACUGUGCUGUAAUCAUGAAUGCACAAUACAAAGCAAAUUGAAAUGGGGGGGGGGGGACUGUCCCGAAAACCUGCAGUUCUGCUGCCACUCAGUGUAGUAGACAAUACUAAGGUAGAUAGACCAGUGGUCUGACUCAGUAUGAAGUAGCUUUCUUCUAUUAACCAAAAUCCACAAAUGCCCUUUUGGUUGAUUGGGGUGGAAAUUGCUUAAGUUCAAGCACAGCAGCUGCUUGCGUAGUUUAAGUAGUUUAUGGACUGCCUUGGAGAUUAAUUGUUGCUUAAUAUAUUGGCUGAACGAUACUUCGCAGGGAUGCGGGUGGGUGUACAGCAAGGGCAAGAUUUGAUUAAUAGCUGCAGUUAAAGAGUUUAGUGACUUUUAAAAAGAUCUCAUAGGGCACGUAUAAUACGCUACUGUGUUGGUUUCUGCCAUUCUUGGUAAAUGCUCAAUUAGCAGGAAUGAUUGCCUCAUGGGUGUUUGUUUUCUGUUUUCACUUCAGAUAGUCGUUUGGAAGAGAUACAGUGACUUUAAGAAAUUGCACAAAGAACUCUGGCAGAUUCAUAAACACUUAUUCAGGCAUACAGAAUUGUUUCCUCCUUUUGCUAAAGCAAUAGUAUUUGGUAAGCAUAUAUACUUUUUUUUUAAUUUGCUAAAAUCAUUUGGGAAUGAUUGGUGAAUAAAUCUGUGGAUUUUCAGAGUUCUGUAUUGUGCUAGCAUUGUUUUGAUUCUGCCAAAAGCAACAUAGUAACUGAAGUAUAUUGUGUGUGAUCAGUUUAAUAAUAAUAAUACCCCACCCAUCUGGCUGGAUUUCCCCAGCCACUCUUUUAAACACUAGUAACUGGUAUUGCAUAAGGAAACAAAAACCCACAAACCUCUCCUCACCCCCUACACUUGGUCUAUAACACGUGCUAAGUUUUAUUAGUGACUGUAGAAACUUAGACAUAAAUGAUAGUGCAGAUCUGCAAACUUUGCAGGGAGACACUUCUGUGGAUUCGGUGUAGACCCAACACUACCUAAUAUUUUAUUUCAUAUGUAAUAUUUUAUUUCAUAUUUUCAUAUCCCGGAGUUCCUUAAGCCUUUCUUAUUACUUCCUUCAUUUGUGCAGAUUCCCCCUCCCUUUUAUUUUUGAAACGCACCAAGGGUUAGCCGUUAACCAUAAUUUCUUCAUGUGUUUUUUAAUAACCACGGGGUUAGCGCCAAACCACAGUUGGCUGUUGUGCUGAUCUGUGAGUUGAGAUAACUGUGGUUAGUCAUGUGUUAGCUCUGAAAAAUUAUUAGGAAAGGGAAAUCUCAUGGGCUUGAGGAUGCAAAGCAUUCCUGGUAUUAUAACCCCAAUUGCACAGAAAGGGCUUCUAUACUUCCAAGUGUGAUUAUCUUCUUAAAAAUAAGAAAUUUUAGUAUUUUGUCCGUGUUAGGGCAGAGGGGGCUCACCUGGUGGGUCAGAGCCGCAGUGUUAGCUUCCUGGCGGCAGGGUUGCUGCAGCUUACCAGAGAAGAUUGGGAGGGUGGCAUGGUGCAAAUGCACUUGUGGAGUGCCGGAUUGACUUCACCACUGCCCUCACACACUGCACUGACCUCUCUGCUACCUCCUCUUCCCAGUAAGUGACAGCAAUGCCGCAGUCAGAAAGCUACCAUUGUGGCUCUGCCCGACUGGGUGAGCUGCUGUUGAAUUAGAGGUGGCAAACAUGGUGCCUUUCAGAUGUUGUUGGACUGCAACACACACCUUCCUUGUCAGGUCACCCUGGCUGGGACUGAUGGGAGUUGGAGCCCAACAUAAUCUGAAGGUCACUUUGUUGGUUGCCCUUGUACUAAAUUAAACAAGAGAGGAAUCGCUAGGACAAAGCAACCAUAAUAAGAGAGAGAGCUAGCUAGGUCUCACAACUUCUGCUAGCACCAAGAAGGAGCCUUGUAUCAGGCUGCAGAAAGGCUUUCUUUCCUUUGAGCUUUGCAGUUUCUCUGGGUUUCUCCGUUGCAGAAUAACAUAUUUGCCCAGACUGAAUGGGUUUUUUUGCGAUGCUCAUGCCGUGCCUAGAACAUGAUUGGGCCACACUUGGCUACCGAAUUGCCACAGAGCGUUAAGUUUUUAUAAAGUUCAAGGACAUGAUGCUGACGUGCCCAAAAGACUUGGCAAAUAGAGGGGGGUGGCCAAUGUAUUUCUAUAAUGUAAAAGUCAUCCUGGUUAGUAUACAGAGCUGCUGAGCAAGUGGUCCAAAAGCAAGCGACAAAAUUAUUGCAUCACUAAAGUGGCAGGCAGCUGUGACGUUUGAAAUACAUGCACCAGGGCUUCCCCAGUUUCUUAUUGCAAUUGCACCUCUUCCUGCUGAAUGCAAAGGCCAUGUUCAUGGUGGAGACCAUAGUUCAGUAGAAGAGAACCUGGUGCUAUCUUUGCAAUCUUCUGUCAGGUAGCAGUGAGAUGAAUCACCUCUGUGCUGCACUCAGUGGACGCUUAAAGGUAGCAAGCUGAGGACCCACUUAGAAAUGUGCCAUAUGUGCAAAUAAUGAUGCCGCCCAUCAAACUAUAUUCGUUAUUAGGGACUACGCUUUUGCUCUCUUUGCUCACCAACCCCACCUGCCCCCUACCAAACCCCGCUUGCCAAAGCCACACACACACACUGUUUCUGCUAGAGCUCCCAAAAGUUCCUCAGUUCACCUGGGCCACCCGCUGACUUGCUUUUCUCACCAACCUGCCUCUCCUAAGCACCCACUAUCUCUGAGGGUGCCUGAGAAAGAAGCCUGCUAGCCUGGAGGUGGGGUGGGUGGGUGAUGAAGGAGAGAACAAAGCUUCUUUCUCUCCUUCAUUUCUCCACCUGCCAAUGCCGUGGGAAGUGUGAGAAAGAAGGCUGCCUAUUGGCCUGCUUGCCUGCCUCCAUUUCCAGUUCCCUCCCUUCUUGCCCACCCCCCAUAGCAUGCCUGAGAGCCCAGUUUGUUCUCAUGGUGCAGUUCAUUGCCCCACUGGUCUGUGGCCAAGUGAGCUGCAGUGUGAUAACAUUCGUACAUUUUCAUUACAGUGGUACGUCGGGUUACAUACGCUUCAGGUUACAGACUCCGCUAACCCAGAAAUAGUACGUCGGGUUAAGAACUUUGCUUCAGGAUGAGAACAGAAAUUGUGCGCCAGCAGCGGGAGGCCCCAUUAGCUAAAGUGGUGCUUCAGGAUAAGAACAGUUUCAGGUUAAGAAUGGACCUCUGGAAUGAAUUAAGUACUUAACCCGAGGUACCACUGUAUAAACAUGUUUGAUGAUAUUAGAGUAUGCACUUUCCCAUGUAUAUUUGGCUAAGUUCUCUGCCCCGUGUCAGAAGUUAUGUAGCACAUGGUUCAGAUGAUGCAGAUAUUAUAUAUACACCUGUAUACUUUUUGUCCUGGCUUUCAAUGAAAAUACUGAUUUUUCAGAUGGCCAGCUACACAAAAGUUCUAGAGCAUCUCCUGCCUUUUAUUCACCUAAAGUUCAUUAAAAUCAGCCCAGGAGGCCCUGACCAACCCCUCCCUUUAUUGUUGUGUGGAUGGGAGAUCCCGAACCUUUUCCCCAAUGACUCUCUCCCUUGGGAAUCCCCCCCCCCCCGAGAGGGACAUCUGGCUGGCUUCCUUUUAUCAUUGAUCUUUCAGAGGGUAGACAAAAUCUUCCUGCUUAGGAAAGCAUUCUGAUUGCCACAUUAGCUGGUGUGAUUGUGAUUUUUAUUUAUUUAUUACUGGUUUUUGUAAACUGUGUAAACAAGUUGUUGUGUCAAACUGCUUCAUUGUUGUUUAUCCAUUUAUAUGAUUAUGCCAGCCAUUGUGAGAGGCAUGUGCUGAUCAUGGAGGGUAGCAGUAUUAAAACAUUUAAGUUGGCAAGUAUUAUUCCAUCCUACUGGGUACAGUUGGCUGGUAAGGGCAGGUGUUUGUAAGUUGCUUUGAGUUGCCUUGGGCAAGGCAAAGCAGCUAACAAAUUUAAUAAAGAAUAAGAAUAAGAUAUGGGGAUGCCAUUGAAAGUGAUUGUUGUUCUCUAAAUCCCAGUGAGUUUUUUUGCCUUAAAUUUUGAAUUAAUUGGAUAAUAAUUUAGCCAGUCUGGCACAUAUUCUUUCAUCUCUUCUAAUUUUUUCAUUUUUUGGUUCUCCUUCUGAAAAAUCUAAUUGCUCAUGGUAGGUACCCCAUUUAUCCCCCAUGUUAAUUUUACAUUUGCCUUCCAAAUCUGAAGUAUCAGGGCUCCCUCUCCCCAGAGAAACUUGUGAACUUGGGAAUUGGAUGAAUGCCCUCUUCUUUUUUAAUGAAAAAGGUGGGCUUUUUUUUCCAACUGCUGAUCCUCAGAUAGCCAAAAUGGCACCAUCUAUACCCCAGAGGAAGAUGCUGGCAGGCUUGGAGGAGUUUCAAGGUUGGCAGAAGCACAGAUCUGCUCAAUGAGGACUGAUCAUACUCAGGGAGCAUGGGAUAUUGGGUGUCUGUUGGUGGUGGAGGAAGCAGGGAGGGUGGAAUGGGGUGUCUUGGAAGAGGUCAUGGCUGGCUGAUGCUCUGAACAGGAGCACUUGAUGUUGCAACAUUUUGUUGCAGGUCCCAAUUCUCUAAUGGAAUUUCCAGCAUGCUUGUAAUAAUACAGCAGUUCUGAGGAGUUCCCUAAAGGAAGCAAUGAUGAAUAAAACAGUCCCCCCCCUUCAAACCAUCAUCUCCUUACCUCCCUGGAUGCUUUUAUUGAGUUGCAUGAGCAAGAUUAGAAUCCUGGGUAAAAUGUGCUCUGAAAGUGGCAUUGUUUAAUUUCUCUGCUCAAGCAGAGGUUGUAAAAUAUUCAACGUCAUGAUUGGGUUUUGUGGGUUUUGGAUGUGUGUGUGUUUUUUUUUAACAACAGCUUGCAUUGGGAACAAGAGUUGGCAAGAGCGAGAGCCCGAUAGAAGGGCGGACGAAUAUUUGGAAGGAUGAGAGUAAGACUGGAAUGUUUUGCGCAUUUGGAAUAGUAAAAUUAAGGCGAUGUGCCUGACAGUUAUUGCUCGUUAGUUUUCUCAUUUAUUUUUUGAAAAAGCAAAAAGUAAUUCCCCUGCUUUCAAGACAUUUUCUAACACAAAAUAGGGACGAAAACCUAUUGUUACGUGCUCGUUUGUUCUGUAGACCUUCCCAGUCAGGGAUGGUGGGGGUUGGAAUCCAUUUGGAGGAUACCAUGUUGGCUAGCCCUGUCUUGGUGUAUAUACGGAACAGAAUAUCCACAGAACAAUUAACCUAAGUACCCCACGUUGAAAGAAAAGGCGUGGAAGGCAGUGCUGGUUACCACUGGACCAGGGCCCACCAAACAUCUGCAGGCCACGUUCAUGAACCUAAACGCAUUCUCUGAGUGCCAGUCCUUACGUCGCGAGGCAAGUUGUUAAGCCUUCAAAAACUACUCGGGGCCAAUCUGAUCUUCCCUUUAUGGGAAUAAUCUCAAAAAGGCAGCCCACUUCCAGCAAGGCUUAGUUCUCUGGGUGAUGAGGGAAGCCAGAGUGUGCCCAUUCUCCUCUCCUCACCUCCGUAGCAGCACAGAAGCUUGAAUAAAUGUUUUCUAAAUACUUCUGUAGUUCGGAAGAGCUGCUACAUUCCUUUCUCUCUGCACCCUGUCCCCCUUUGCAAAAUGGGUGGAGAGCUAAGAAUUCCCCCGUUCCCACAAAGUUUCAAAGAUGGAAAGCCAAUGUAUUGUUCUUUCAGUGCUGCUACAAUAGAGACCUGUGCACCACGGGGUUAUAAGAACCCUUUGAUGGUGAGGAAAGAGUUCAUGCUGCUUUCCUGAAUUUUGCUUGGAGUUUUCCACCUUCUCCACUGGAUAGACAAUGCUGGCACGGAGCAUGGAAACCAAAAGUUAAUGACAAUAGACCCAGCUGCUCAGCUUUCUUUGAUCUUUGGUCCUGCUCCCAGAUCUGGCUCCAGCAAAGUAACUUACAACCCCAUAUGCACCUCCUCAAAAGUGAAUGCCGCUGAGUUACUCCUAAGUGUGCAUGUCAGAGGGUAGCCUUAACCAGUAUUUUAAAUUCCUGUUCCCCUUCCUUGUGAGGCUCUCUCCUAGUGACUUUUGAAUUAUUACAAAUAAGAUCCUUUCCCUCUACAACUUGAUCUCUACAGCUCAUGCCAGCCGCAGCCAGAAUGGUCAAUGCUGAGGGAUAAUGGGAGUUGUGGUGUCAGGAUACCACAUUGGCUGCUCCUGCUUUAUUCAUUCAUUGAAGAGACAGCUAAUACACAAUGACAAACAGUGAUCCUAGUCAAUGUGUCACAGAGCAAUAAUGCGUCUCUCUCACUCAGAGGCAAAAGUCCUCUUAAAAAACCCAGACUCUACAACUUUUCUAAAUGGCCGAAGUGAAUUGGCCAUAGUAACUGGCAUAGUCUUUUAUAUCUGACCCGUGUUAGAAAGUCAGAUAUAAAAACCAGGCGCCGAAUGGCUCUUAAAACCAAGGUUUCAGUCGCCAAAACCGAAUGUCUAGUUGCCAUUUUUGGGCAAGCUGGCUGUAAAGUCUUAUUUUUCAAAUGAUGGACUGACUGUGAUUGAUUCUCAGUUAAACAUCUGGCUAGUUCAGAUGACUGGUGAUCAGGGAUGAUGGGAGUUGUAGUCCAGCAACAUCUGGGGACCCACAGGUUGAGAAACACUGAAAGAACUUGGAGAACUUAAAGAAGAAAAGCCGCUUAACCCAGAGACAAUCCACAAAUAUCUUGGCCUAUUCCUACCCCUCUCUUUUAAUGGUGACACGGACCAUUCAUAACGUAAGAACAUUCUUCACAACCGUGAGCGGGGCAGUGGGGUGGGGCAAGCGAAGACAAGUGACAACCAUGAUGUUGUUCACUGUUCCUGCUGAGGCUGCACAGAAAAAGCAUUUUGGUUCCUGCAGUUCAUUCUGUUUGUGCAGAUAAAAUGUAACUGAUAGAAUUCUACAGGGUGUGGUUAUUAGUGUGUGAAAACGGUCCAGAUCCAAGGAAACCCAGGCAGGCAGGUCCGGAUGGUGGAGAUGUCGGAUGCCAUCCUGACACCCAGAUAUCUUCACUUGGUCACAAGUGGCUGAUAACCAGGUGCAAAAUGCGCCAACGCCUGGCUAAUUUCGAACACUGAUUAUGACACUACAGUGAAAAGUCCUGUUUCGGUGUAUAAAGUUAAGAACACAAGAAGAGGCUGGCUUCUGGAUCAGGCCCGUGGCCUAUUUCAUCCAACACCCUCUACUCAUAGCAGCCAGUCAGAUGUGUACCUGAAGGAGCAUCUCCACCCCCAUCGUUCAGCCCGGACACUGAGGUCCAGCACCGAGGGCCUUCUGGCAGUUCCCUCAUUGCGAGAACUAAGGUUACAGGGAACCAGACAGAGGGCCUUCUCGGUGGUGGCGCCUGCCCUGUGGAACGCCCUCCCAUCAGAUGUCAAAGAGAACAACAACUACCUGACAUUUAGAAGAUAUCUGAAGGCAGCCCUGUUUAGGGAAGUUUUUAAUAUUUAAUGCUGUAUUGCUUUUAACACUUGAUUGGAAGCCGCCCAGAGUGGCUGGGGAAACUCAGCCAGAUGGGCGGGGUAUAAAUAAUAAAUUAUUAUUAUUAUAUUAUUAUUGGCACCCUUCCCUCUCACGGUUCUAGCAGCUGGUAUUCAGAAGGACAAUGUCUCCAGCUAUGGAGGCGGAGCUUACCUUCCAUGCAUCUGUCUCAUUCUUUUUUAAAGGUUGUGUUUUUAAUAUUUCCCCCCCAAAGAGAUGCAUUGCAUGGAAAAUUGCAUAACCAAGGAACAUUACAGCUACUAUAUAAAUAAAAGUGUAUUUCCAGCAGGGUUGGGGAAGUCUGUUUUUGCUAGUCAUGUGGAAGUGUGCAAAGCAAUACAAAGCCCUCGAACUGCUUCCAUGAUGGCUGGAACUUGGCCACUCCUGUAAGAUUUUGUCAGCCGUUACCCAGAGUCUUUCAAGCCUAUUUCUGCAAAGUUAAACCACUGAGCCUAGGACUUGCCAAUCAGAAGGUCGGCGGUUUGAAUCCCCGCGACGGGGUGAGCUCCCGUUGCUCAGUCCCUGCUCCUGCCAACCUAGCAGUUCGAAAGCACGAACUGCAAGUAGAUAAAUAGGUACCGCUCCAGCGGGAAGGUAAAUGGCGUUUUGUGUGCUGCUCUGGUUCACCAGAAGCGGCUUAAGUCAUGCUGGCCACAUGACCCGGAAGCUGUACGCCGGCUCCCUUGGCCAAUAAAGCGAGAUGAGCGCCGCAACCCCAGAGUCAGUCACGACUGGACCUAAUGGUCAGGGGUCCCUUUACCUUUAAGGGACAUUGGCUCCCUACGUUGCCUCCCAGUAUGUUUCCGAGCACAAUUCAAAGUGUUGGUGCUGACCUUUAAAGCCCUAAAUGGCCUUGGUUCAGUAUACCUGAAGUAGCGUCUCCACCCCCAUUGUUCAGUGCCGCGGGCCUUCUGGCGGUUCCCUCACUGUAAGAAGCAAAGUUACAGGGAACCAGGCAGAGGGCCUUCUCGGUAGUGGUGCCUGCCCUGUGGAACUCCCUCCCAUCAGAUGUCAAGGAAAUAAACAACUAUCUGACUUUUAGAAGACAUCUAAAGGCAGCCUAGUUUAGGGAAAUUUUUAAUGUCUGAUGUUUUAUUGUAUAUUUAAUACUUUGUUGGAAGCUGCCCAGAGUGGCUGGGGAAACCCAGCCAGAUGGGCGGGAAAUAAAUAAAUAAAAUUAUUAUUAUUACUGUCAUCAUAAUCAUCUUAGCUACACAGGUGAAUUUAUAACGUUAUAAAUGCAUCAUAAAAAUGUGACACCAGAUCCCGCUAUAGAGCAGAAAUCCAAAGUGUGUGAAAAUUUCAAUAGGGAGCUGUAAUGGGUUUAGGGGUUGCUCGUGCGUAAGUUGCUGCCACUCCUGGCUAGGUUACCUGGUUAACCCUUUCUGACUGAACAGCCUCCAGCAUCGUGACUGUCUCAGUCGCUGGCAGAAUCCGUCAGUGGGCGUUUCUUAAACCUUUUCCAGCAUAAAAGUUGUUUGACGCCAAGUCUCCUCCUACUCUCCCUGCGCGGAAGUCUUCUGCGCAGGGAGGGUGUGGGCAGCGGAGUACCCGUACUCUCUCUGCUGGUCUCCAGCGAAGAGUCUUGGAGGCUCCUCCCCGAUUCCCCCACCUGCCCCUCUUCUCCACUGGUGUUACGCUGAUUUCCUUCCCCAGCAGAUGGGCUGCCUCUCUCCCUACUGGGACCCUCUCCUGCAUCCCUUUGGAGCCUUCCCUCCGCCUCUAGCUCCGAUGGCAGUUCCCUGACUGGAGCUGUAUUUUUUUAUAGCUUUUUUUAAAUAGUUUUUUAUAUCUGUGUAGAUCCAGCCAAGGUCUAAAAGCUUGCUUCCCUCUCACCCCCACAAUGAAGGCUGGCGGGGUUGAGAAAGCUGAAUUCAUCACCCAAAGCGAAAGAUAAAGUAUUUAUGUAGCAUUUCAGAAUAUAAAUAUUACUACUGUUUUGUGUUGUUCUUUUGGCCAUCAUGGUCUUAUUGACCACAGAAAAAAUGAAAUGAAAUGUGCACUGUUAAUAUUAUCUUUACAUUAAAACAGACCAAAAUACUACUACUAAAUAUUCAACAUACAAAAGAUGACAAAAUAAUAAAACAAAAAUACUUAUUAGAGUACAAAUGGUCAAGGGAGCUGAUACAUUUAAAGGCAUCCAGAUAAAUGUUUAAAUCAAAUCAUCCAAUUAAAUUAUCGUGCUUUGCCAUAUUAGCCUCCAUUAGUUUUUCCCUCCGCUUUUGGGCCGCCGCUGCAAAUCUCAUAACUCUGUCUUAUCUCGAAAUUGUCAAAAUCAGACAACAGAUACGGAAUACAUAUAUAUUGCAAUGAACCACACUUUUGGGGAACAAAAUAAUAAUAAUAAUAAAAAAGACUAGAACAUUUCUGUGGAGGGGAAGACUCCUAUUUACAUAAGAACUUUUAAUCCAGUGGGGGCUCUCUCUUUGAUGGGAGGAGGAGGUGCCAGUUUCUAACUAUUCCCAUUUUCCCCAGCAGCUCCUGCACCUCCAACUGUUCUGGGCAGUCCUCCAGCCCUCCGGAGCAGAUUUCCGGGCUGGGGAGUUGGGAUGCACAGGGGCUGCAGGUGGGAGAGGGAAACGGGCAAAAAUUGCCUUUCCUUCUGAUGGGAGCGUCCCAUAAGCAGAGUUCCACUCAACAUCCAUCCAAGCCUCUGCCUUUAUGUUAGCUGAGGGCCCAACUACGUGUGAUGUUAAUGAUGCGAUUAGUAACCGCGCUGUGUGUCUUUAAAAAUUAAAUAACUGUCUGGGGGGAGACCCACACCUGGUACCAAGAUUGCAGCGUUCAGGAAGGUGAAAUAGAAUCUUUCCCUCUCCAGCUGCAAACUCUGUAAAAUCCACCCCCCCUCCACUCCAAUCCUGGUGCGGCAAUUACCAUUAGGGGAAGGGAAAUUUAAAAAAAGAAGAAGAAUCCCAUUGGCGCCCAGUAUUUAAUUUUAGCAAUCGUUGACUUACACGUGCAGUUAGAGCCUUGCUAGGUGGCGAUCCAGUCUGUGCAGGGUUAGGCCCGUAGCUAAGGCAGAAUGUGGCCAUCCAUAAUGUGACAAGGAGGAUUAGAACAUUUAGCUUCUGGAAACUGAUGGACAUAUGCUUGUGUCUCUUGAAUAAUCUGGAGUGUUGUUUCGCACGUCUUUUAAAGAGGGUGGAAUCUUGGGUUCUGCGAGCCGCUGCCAGAUUAUAUCAUUUGAUUGCAGAAGGCAGGAUUGUAGGGGGCAUUUUGAGAAGUGCGAAGCUUGUCGCUGUCUCCCAAAGCGAUCAUGCGUCUUCAUAGAUUGGGGGCUUUCUUCUCGUUGGGUGGUGGUUUUUUUUGUUUUUUGAUAAAGCAAAGAAAAGGCUUAAUUGUUUCUCAGAAUGUUGAUGCUUUUUAUGUUUCAGGGCGAUUUGAAGAAAGUGUGAUUGAAGAGAGGAGACAGUGCGCAGAAGACUUGCUUCAGUUCUCUGCCAACAUCCCGGCGCUCUUUAACAGCAAGCAGCUUGAAGAUUUCUUUAAGGUUAAAUAACUUCUGAGCCGCUCCACGCCUCGUCAGUGAUGCCACUAGGCAGAAUAAGCAACAGCCUCGCUCUUUAAGGCAGCUACUCUUUUGAGAGUCAGGUCAAGGCGACAUAAACAGGGUCUCCCUUAGGAAAGGAGGGAGGAGGAGGGAUCCAUUUUAAAUGGGUUUAUAUGUGGGGUGGCAUUUGGCCAAGAUGGGCUUGGGAUAGACCCAUUGAAAUGAAAGAAACCUAGUAAGAUAGGUCCAUUAAUUUCAGUGGGUCUACUCUUGAGUAGAACUUAAGCCACACCCACACCAUACCUUUAAAGCAGUAUCAUACCACUUCAAGCAGUCAUGGUUUCCCCCAAAGGAUUCUGGGAACUGUAGCUUAUUAAAGGUUCUGAGUAGAGCUAUUUUUUCUAGAAAAAGAGGUGCUGGAACUGUGAAUGCCUCACUUGUUCUCUUAUCAUGGCAGUGGUGCCCACCUGAUAGCUGCCUGAUCUGAGUUCCGGUGAGUUCUGGCUGAAAAAACACCCUGGUUCUGAGAGUUGUUAAAACUGUAAAGGUAAAGGACCCCUUACAGUUAAGUCCAGUCACGAAUGAUUCUGGGGUUGCGGCGCUCAUCUCGCUUUACAGGCCGAGGGAGCCAACGUUUGUCCACAGACAGUUUUUCCAGGUCAUGUGGCCAGCAUGACUAAGCUGCUUCUGGCGAAACCAGAGCAGUGCACAGAAACGCCAUUUACCUUCCUCCCGGAGUGGUACCUAUUUAUCUACUUGCACUUUGAUGUGCUUUCGAACUGCUAGGUUGGCAGGAGCUGGGACUGAGCAACGGGAGCUCACCCCGUCGUGGGGUUUCUGAGAGUUGGUAAAGGUAAAGGGACCCCUGACCAUUACGUCCAGUUGUGACCGACUCUGGGGUUGCAGCGCUCAUCUCGCUUUAUUGGCUGAGGGAGCUGGCGUCCAGCUUCCGGGUCAUGUGGCCAGCAUGACUAAGCUGCUUCUGGCGAAUCAGAGCAGUGCACGGAAACGCCGUUUACCUUCCCACCGGAGCGGUACCUAUUUAUCUACUUGCACUUUGACGUGCUUUCGAACUGCUAGGUUGGCAGGAGCAGGGACCGAGCAACGGGAGCUCACCCCGUCUUGGGGAUUCAAACUGCUGACCUUCUGAUCGGCAAGUUCUAGGCUCUGUGGUUUAACCCACAGCGCCACCUGCAUCCCCUGAGAGUUGUUAGGAGACCCUUAUUUCCCUCACAGAGAUGCAAUUUUCAGAGUGGUUUAACAGUCAAUCCCUCUUCACAAGAACUCUGGGAAUUAUAAAUGUGGGAGGCAAACAGGGGUUUCCUCACAACUAAGUAUCCUAGACAAUCUGCAGUUCCCAUAAUUAUUUUGGGGAAACUGUGAUUAUUUAAAGUGGUGUUAGUGGCCAAGGGGUUUAUCAUUCAACAUAUUCAGACUGACACAUGCAGAGAAGAGGAAAAUAAUUAGAGCACCUGAUUUGAAAUCCUUGGAAAGUUAGAUAAGGUAUUAACACAAAUAGUUAAUAGCUCAAAAUGCAGCCAUUAUCUUAAUGAUUAAUAUACCAACUGAAAUGUAAUUAGAUAAUAAUAAUAAAAAUGAACUGCAACAAUAUAAGGACUGCAUAAAAAAAAUUGAUCAAGGAGCGCGGGAAACCACUUUGAUUAAAUUGUAUAAAUUUGGAAUCAAUUGGAAUUAUUUUGACAUUAAUUGGAAUCUGCAUAAUUGGCAAAACUGUGGUAAUAUUGGAUCAAUAUUGGAAAAUCAAUUAAAAAAUUAUUUUUAAAAAUAAAUGAAGUGGUAUUAGGAAAUACAGCUCUGAACCUUGGUUUGCCUGCAUUUGUAAAAGCUCAAAGCAGAGUUUCCCAAACCUGGGUCUCCAGCUGUUUCUGGACUACAGUUCCCAUCAUCCCUGACAACCGGUCCUGCUAGCUAGGGAUGCCAUUCAUUUCCUAUACAUAUAGGCAUGAAUGACAUGUGCCUGUCUUUAAACACCCAUAUACCAGAUUCUGGGAACCCUUGCACAGUUAGCACGGUCAGUAAAGUGUUAAGAAGAGCUCUUCCUGGAUCAUACCAAAGGCUCAUCUAGUCUAGCACCCUGUUCUCAAAAUGGCCGACCAGAUGCCCGUGGGAAGCCUGCAAGGAGGAAAUCUGUGUGAAACAGUACUCACCCCUCUUGCAGUGCCCAGCAUCUUGCUGUCCAGAGUCAUACUGCCUCCGACAGUGGAGGCUGUAAUAGCUAGCCACCAUGUCUAAGUGGCUACCCAUGUAUUCCCCAUGAAUUGCAAGAGGUGCUGGUGUGUUGUAUAUAUGAAUAAAUGGGAAUAUGCCCGCAAAGGAGACACUUGUGUGCAGCCAGAAUGCACUCAUGCUUCAGAACUGCUCUCUUUUGUGGAAUAGGGCUGCAGGCAAGCAGGGUGAUUUAAAGUUUAGGGAAGCUUUUAAUGUUUAAUGCAUUACUGUAUUUUAAUAUUGUGUUGGAAGCCGCCCAGAGUGGCUGGGGAAGCCCAGCCAGAUGGGCGGGGUAUAAAUAAUAAAUUAUUAUUAUUAUUAAAGUAAAUGAUAUUUUUCUUCACUGAGAAGGCUGCUUCUCAACUAUGAGAAGCAUAGUUGGCAACUAUGAGCUUAAAAAAAUACCGUUCAGGUGUGGGGGGCUUCCAUUGUGGGGAGGGGAGGUAUAACUUUUCCUUUCCCUAGAUGGGUGAAAAUACCAGUGAGCCUUUUAUUUAAGAAGUUAGGUUUUGAAUGGAGAGGGUGUGAAGCCUCUGUGGCCUGGCCACGUUUAUCUAUAGCUCUUUUCUUUUUCUUGGUGAAAGUGGAAGUUGCGUUAAUCCAUAGUAAGUAACAGUUAAAUAAGUCCUAAUUUCUCUUUCUCUUUCAAGGAUGGAGAAGUACAUGCUGGGUCCGAAUUGAUUGGCCCUGCAGAUCCUCUGUCGGAUUCCCUGACAGACAGCCUGUCGGUCUGCAGUUCUGAAGGUUGGCUCCCACCGUGUUACUUCUCGUAAUUUUGUCUCCAGCCCAAGUUUACCAAGUAGGAUGAUUUAUAGCAUAGUCAAGGAAUUUAAAAGCUCACCUUUUCCCUCCUCAUCUCCUCUAGAUGGCAGCAUUAGCAUUUCAGCUAGAAUUUUUUGGUCCAUGCAAACAUGUAAACGUAGUUGGUGUUAGCAUGCAUGGAGUCCCAAACCUUGCUGCUCUUCGCUGAUAUGGGAUAAAACCUGCUAAUGCCAGAGCUUGAGAUACCUUAAUGCAGCUGUCUUUCUGUAAAAGGCACUUGCAACCCUAAGCAUGCUUGUUUAGGGUAUAAGCUCUGUUAAAAAGCUGUGGGGAUUCUGAGCAAAAGUGCCUAGAACCAGGCUGUAAGUCUGUAGUUUGGCAUAUCUGCAAUGUCUUUAAUAAGCAUGUGAUUCAUUUAUAUUGUUUUAGUUCAUGAGGGGUUGGUUUCUCAGACCUUUUUUCUCACACCAUUUAAAGUGCUGUGGUACCACUUUAAAUACUCAUGGCUUCCCCCACAACUGUUUAAAGCGGUGUAUUAUUGUGCUUUGAGCUAUGAAUGCGGCCAAGGUCAUUUGAUUUCUACACAGAGUAGAGAAAGGGUUCAGUAUCCCAGUUAUAACACAUGCAGGCAUCAUCUCAAGAGUUGUGACCUGUCUUGGGCUACAGAAACUCACCCACUUUCCCUUCUAUAUAUUUCCCCUCUCUUCCCUCCCUUUGGUUUCAAGCUCGGAAGGAUGCCGGUCUCCUCGAUGACGUGACACUCAGCCAGUCAGAGUAUGGAGGUAAGCAUGAGUAAGGAUUGGUUGAUUUGAGUUUCGGUCAUGAACGCAGCAGCGUCGUGCUGAUCGUUGCUUCUGCGAUUAGCUGAAAUCUUGGAUUGUGUCAUGUGGGGAGGGGGGGGGUCUUCUUUGCCCUCAGAAAAUGUACUGGUGAAGCAGCACCCAGCAGGACUGAACUGUCUGCUCACCAGCAGAUGAGUGGAGACUUCAGUCCUACUCUAUGCAGGGGUCUGUUUCACCAGCAGGAUCAAAUCCCGCCCCCUUGCCUAUCAGCUGACAUCACCCAGUGACGUCACCUGAUUGACACUUGGACAUGGGUCUCACUGCCCAAAUUGGACCCUCUGGCAGCCAAGAUUUGCCUGCGGCUGGAAGAUGCCAUGUUGACCCACCAGAUUCUUUUGCAACUCCAUUCUCCUUCUGCCCUUCAGGUUUCUCAAGCGACAGCGACCUGAUCUCUUUGACCGUUGAUGUGGACUCUCUUGCUGAGUUAGAUGAUGGAAUGGCAUCUAACCAGAAUUCCCCCAGCAGAUCCUUCAGCCUCAGCUUUCCCUCCGAACCGCUGGCGCAGGCCUCUGCCGUUUCGGACCACGAAUGGAGCAAACCCGAUGGCGAGAGGGAGAGCCGGGGCCUGUUCACUGGGAGCUUAAAGGCCAAGCUUGGCAGGCGAGACUACCUGGACAAGGCAGGGGAGCUGAUAAAGCUGGCCUUGAAGAAGGAGGAAGAGGAAGACUAUGAGGCUGCCUUUGGCUUUUAUAGGAAAGGAGUGGAUCUGCUCCUGGAAGGGGUGCAAGGUAUGGUUUUACUUAUUGUGUUUUUUUGGCUGCGUUUCUUGUUGACUUGCUUCAGCUUUCGCCAGCCUGCUGCCCUCCAGAGUCUCAACCUCAGGGGAGAGUUGCCUCUUCCCUUCCGCCGGUUGGAAGAUCCCACGUGUGGAACUCUGUCCAGGGGAUUCUCCUGCCAAUGGGAGCAAACUCAGCAUCCCAGUCAAUAGCUGCAUUGUGUCUGCAUAGCUAGUUUGCUAAGUGCUCAAAAGAGUCCAACUAAAUUAUUAAGCCUGAGGUUUGUCUUGAACUAGGCUUGGCAUAAGGUAGGAAUGGGGGGACUUGCAACUUCCUAGAUGUUGCCGGGCUCCAACUCCCAUGAUCCUUGACCACUGUCCAUGCUGGUUAGGGCUGAUGGGAUUUGGGAAGUUUGGAGAACUACGGGUUCCUUAACUGUGGUGUAAAUUGAAAACUGCCCUGUGAAGACAUCAGAGUAGCCCUGCUAGAUCAAACCAUCUACAGUGGUACCUCGGGUUACAUACGCUUCAGGUUACAUACGCUUCAGCUUACAGACUCCUCUAACCCAGAAAUAUUACCUCAGGUUAAGAACUUUGCUUCAGGAUAAGAACAGAAAUCGUGCAGCGGCGGCACAGCAGCAGCCGAAGGCCCCAUUAGCUAAAGUGGUGCUUCAGGUUAAGAACAGUUUCAGGUUAAGAACAGACCUCCAGAACGAAUUAAGUACUUAACCCGAGGUACCACUGUAAUCCUGUCUCUUCUGUCCAUCGGUAGCCCUGAACAUGGCCUCUGACUACUCACAAGUAUGGCCAUCCCUUGGUGUCGUUAUCUUCUGACUCCUGCUGUUCCAAAAUCGAUUUGAUUUGAUUUUUUGCAUUUCUAGGCCGCAUUCCUUUCAAGUGAAUCCCAAAAGCGGCUUACAAACAAUAAAGAGCAGGAGCAUAUGAUGGAACGUAACAGAACAUCACAAAUGCAGCACAAAUCAAAUGGAAUAAUUAGCAAAUCAUCAGUGUAAAAACUAUUAACAGUCCAUAAAACACUGAUAACAAAGCAACAACUAAAAAAAACCACCAGCUAAACAUUGUGAUUAAAGCAAAAAGUCAUAUUAUAUGCUUUAACUGCUUUGGAGAGGAAGAGGAAAGGGGCUGUGUCACUGUUGGCGCUGGGAUGGUGGAUGCCGGCCAGAAAUGAGCCAGGAGCAGUGGGAUGGAGAAGCCUUGGGGUCAAAGGACGAAGCAGGAGGUAGGACUGAGGAGAACAACCCAGGGGUCAGGACCGAAGGGCAAUGAAAGGAUAUGGGAAUAUACGCCAGAGCUCAGGAAGUGUUUGUUCUUCAACUGGAUCAAGAAGCUUCUUCCAUAGCUUUCUGCCCAGGAGGAUCCAGAGACCAGUCUGGGUGGGUGGAGCCACUCCAGGGCCUGAGGGUAUUUCACUGAGAAGCUGUCACCUGCAUUUCAGAGGCUCAGCGUGGGGCAGCUGUCCACAGAUCACAGCUGCUCCCGCCAGUUAAUCAGCCCCAUAGGAAUCUGUAUCCUGCCUCACGUUGAUUUUCAGAGCUGGCUUCCUCCGAGCUUGAUCUAGGGGAGAAGGCUGUGCAGCUCAGUUGAACGUGCUUCUGCAGUAGGCAAGCUGGCCAAAGUUAUCCCCCUGUUGUGGAUAUGCAUCCUUUUUGCCUAUAUUCCAAAAAGAGAACUUCCUUCCCAGGUUACCGGCGAAGAGGGCCUUCUUGAUGCUGUCAAGUCCACACAAGGGCCACUUAAAACUCCAGUUCUCCUGAUACUCUCCAGAGUUAGAGGAAUCCUUUCCCUUGGAACAUUAGCUGAAACCGGAAACUUUACAAUUUGUGGCUUCCUCAACCUCAUUCAUUUGUUCCCUUUCUUCAAAAUAUUUCUAGGGUCGAAUGAUCCCAGUAAGCCCAGGCUUAGGCUCCACUCAAGCAGGGCUUCCCUCUCGCAUUUUGGUUUCUUAUAUUAGUAAAUGGGUGAGGUUUGAGCACUACAGACCCUGGCUUUUCAACCUUUAUGUGUAAGCAUUCCAGAACUGCACAGCCAGGUACAAAAGGUAGUGAUGGAACCACCAGCUUGGAUGGCUUUGAAAAAGUCUUAUCCUCCUUUCGUUAGCCUAAUCCUAUCAACGGCUACAAACUGUGAUAACUAUUUUCUGCUUCUGUGCUGAACACCAGUUGCUGGAGAACAUGAGAAGGGAGAGUGAUGUUGUUCUCAUGUCCUGCAUAGUGGGCUUUCCACAGGUGUCUGGUUUGCCACUGUAAGAACAGGAUGCUGGACUAGACAGGCUGUUGGUCAGAUCCUGCAGAGCUCUUCUUAUGUGUUAAUGUCUGCCGAAAGUGAUGCGGGUGCAUGAGAAGCAGUGCAGUCUUGCAGAAUUUACAUAUCUGCACUAAUACAAAGGAAUCUACCUGUGGAUUUAUCAAAUGAGUUUAUCCUUCCUAGUGGGCUUGUGUCAGAGAAAACUUACCUUCUCCACCUCUGUAUUCUUGCUUGCUUCCUUCUCUCUGUCUCUCCCCCCCCCCCCGCUUCAAAGAUGUAUAAGAGGCUACUCCACACACCCCCACACACUGCCUCUAUGCUGCUACUUCACAGUUUGGACCUCAGGAAUAGAAGGACUUACACAAGUGUUGGUAUGUUUUUGCUUGUGAACAAGAGUUUCCAUUCUCCAUUGAUGGAAAAAGUGGCAAUACAGAUUAUUGCCACAUGGUGGCGCCAAGUAAGUGGGAUUUGAAGCUUCCAAACUUCAGUUGCAACACGGGGAACAAAAAAACCCAAAAGCCCCGCUUCUUGAUUUUUAUCUUUGCUCUUAAUGAUUUCUGCUAUCAGUUGAUCUUGAGCACUUUACUUCGCAGUGUGCCUUGCAGAAAUCUCUCCUUUCUAUUGACUCCUAUCAGUGCCAUAUCCCUGUAAUAGUGCAAUAGCCUCUUAACUUCUGUCUCGUUUAGUUCACAGCAUUAAGUUUUAUAAUUUAUAUAGUCCAAAAGGCCACUUCUCAUGUCCUCUUGCAAGAAUCUCAUGGUGACAUUACAUAUGCUGUACGUGCAGUGAGUUUAAGGGGUACAGCGUUGCCCGUUCAGGUGAUCGUUACUUGACUUAAUAUACUGAGAUAUGAACAAACCUUUUGCCGUAUGUGUGGGAGCGAAUUUGGGCAACCCACUAUCAAACUCGGAAGCCUCUAAUUAGCCACAAGCUUCCAGUCCCACCUCCCCCCCCAACUGGGAAACUACCAUUUUCAGUUUGGGAACAAACCAGGAAAUUCAAAGCUGCUUUUGAUUAUGUUUGGACUUUAUAAUUGAUUUUAUACAGUGGUACCUUGGGUUACAGACGCUUCAGGUUACAGAUGCUUCAGUUUACAGACUCCCCUAACCCUGAAAUAGUACCUUAGGUUAAGAACUUUGCUUCAGGAUGAGAACAGAAAUUGUGCUCCGGCGGUGCAGUGGCAGCAGGAGGCCCCAUUAGCUAAAGUGGUGCUUCAGGUUAAGAACAGUUUCAGGUUAAGAACAGACCUCCAGAACGAAUUAAGUUAUUAACCCGAGGUACCACUGUACUUGGAAGCCAUUUGGGCAGGCAAGUGGUAUGUAAAUUAAUAAGCAGUGAUAAAUAAUGAACUUCACACUGGUUUAAUAUCCUGACUGUUCUGAAGCUGGUAACCGUAGUCCCCUAGUUUGGAUGUAACAGGAAACUAUGGUUGGUUGAAUACUUCCUAGUUUGUUUGCCUGUGCCACAAAGGGGGUGCAUGCCCUGACAAAAAAGCAUGUCAUAGCUCUGCUUCUAAUAAUAAUAAUAAUCUGAGAGAUGUUUGAUCUCCUAAGCACAGCCAGUGCAUUAGAAGGGGGUAUAUUUUCAUGAGCAUUUACUUUUGGAACUCCUGAGAAGAGCUCUCUCUACCUCAGUGGAGUUUGCAUCAAAUACCAAACGACUGCAAUAAAACUUCAGAUUGGUUUGCAUAUGAGCCCUUAGUAGUUUGUGGUACUAAACGGUUGCCAUCUUGCCAACAUGCGACAUUAGUGUGAAAAUCAGAUGAACCCAGCCUUUUCUCAGUAGCUCAACCAGCAUUUAUUCUUGCUGUAUCUGUAAGUUGCUAAAAGGACUCUUUCCCACCUGCUUUGUUUAGUACAGUGGGGAUCUGCUUCCCUUUCCAUAAUUAACAUGUGCACAUACAAUCACCUAGUUUAUUAUCCAAAUGAUAGAAUAGAAUACAAAAAGAAAAAGGGAAGCAGAUUUUUAUAGUGCUCUGGACUUUUUUUUUUAAAAAAUUAUGCUGGUGCUGAUGAUUACGUUGGCUGCUGGAUUUGAAAACUAUUUGGAAGCAUAGAAUCCUGGGACCCUGAGGGUCAUCUAGUCCAACCCCCUGCAAUGCAGGGAUCUCAACUAAAGCAUCCAAGACAUUCAGAGGCAUUCAGAUGUAUGGAAACAUAGGAAGCUGCCUUUUACCAACUCCUCUAAACUGCUGAGAGGUUUUAUUUACAAUUAAGCAGUAUACAAAUUCAAUUAAACAAACAAGCAAACAAGCAAACAAACAAAUAAAAUCUGUUUGACUGCCUUGGCCAGUACAGUGGUACCUUGGUUCUCAAACUUAAUCAGUUGGAGGAUGGAUGGCGGCUAAUGGAUUGAGGUUGAACCCUAACAAGACAGAAGUACUGUUUUGGGGGGACAGGGGGCGGGCUGGUGUGGAGUACUCCCUGGUCCUGAAUGGGGUAACUGUCCCUGAAGGACCAGGUGCAUAGCCUGGGAGUCAUUUUGGACUCACAGCUGUCCAUGGAGGUGCAGGUCAAUUCUGUAUCCAGGGCAGCUGUUUAUCAGCUCCAUCUGGUACGCAGGCUGAGACCCUACCUGCCUGCGGACUGUCUCGCUAGAGUGGUGCAUGCUCUGGUUAUCUCCCGCUUGCACUACUGCAAUGUGCUCUACGUGGGGCUACUUUUGAAGGUGACCCGGAAACUACAACUAAUCCAGAAUGCGGCAGCUAGACUGGUGACUGGGAGCAGCCGCCGAGACCACAUAACACCGGUCCUGAAAGACCUACAUUGGCUCCCAGUACGUUUCUGAGCACAAUUCAAAGUGUUGGUGCUGACCUAAAUGGCCUUGGUCCAGUAUACCUGAAGGAGCGUCUCCACCCCCAUCGUUCUGCCCGGACACUGAGGUCCAGGGCCAAGGCCCUUUUGGCGGUUCCCUCACUGCGAGAAGCAAAGCUACAGGGAACCAGGCAGAGGGCCUUCUUGGUAGUGGCACCCACCCGGUGGAAUGCCCUCCCAUCAGAUGUCAAAGAGAUAAACAACUACCUGACAUUUAGAAGACAUCUGGAGGCAGCCCUGUUUAAGGAAGUUUUUAAUGUGUGACAUUUUAAUGUAUUUUUAAUCUUUGUUGGAAGCCACCCAGAGUGGCUGGGGAAACCCAGCGAGAUGGGUGGGGUAAAAAUAAUAAAUUGUUGUUAUUAUUAUUAUUAUUAUUAUUAUUAUUAUUAUUAGUCUGUUUCAAAACCAAGGCAUGCUUUCCCAUAGAAAGUAAUUCAAAACGGAUUAAUCUGUUCCAGACUUUUAAAAACAAUUCCUAAAACAGCAAUUUAACAUGAAUUUUACUAUCUAACGAGACCAUUGAUCCAUAAAAUGAAAGCAAUAAUCAAUGUACUGUAGUAUACAAUAAAUAAAACAGUAUUGUAGAUGAUAAAAAUUAAAAUUAGUGUUUUAUUCUUACCUGCACUGAUGAUAGUCAUUGUUUGGAUGGGGGCUUUUAUCCAUUUCUGCACUCACUCACUCACUCACUCAAUCUAUCAGUAGCUGAACUGGGACCCACACAGUCACAAAAACAAAUUAACUGAAAAAGUCGCAAAACAAAGAACGCAAAAUUAAUAGCAAAAACAAAAGCACCAAAUAUAAGCUCCAAAUAUCACCUCAGAACACUGCAGUUGGAAAUGGAAGGCUUGAAUGGGGCGACGCAAAUUAGCAGCACAACAGGAAACAGGGGGACUCAAAAUGGAGCACGUUCGACUUCCAAAAAAAAGUUUGAAAACUGGAACACCUUCCGUUUUUGCAGCAUUCGGGUUCCAAGUUGUUUGUGAACUGAGCUGUUCGAAAACCGAGGUACCACUGUAUUGUCUGCUUGGACUGGAAGCAGCUUCCCAGGGUAGCGGAAAGAGCCAGUGUGGUGUAGUGGUUAAGAGCGGUAGUCUCCUAAUCUGGGGAACCUGGUUCGUGUCUCCGCUCCUCCACAUGCAGCUGCUGGGUGACCUUGGGCCAGUCACACUUCUUUGAAGUCUCUCAGCCCCACUCACCUCACAGAGUGUUUGUUGUGGGGGAGGAAGGGAAAGGAGAAUGUUAGCCGCUUUGAGACUCCUUAAAGGGAGUGAAAGGCGGGAUAUCAAAUCCAAACUCUUCUUCUUCUUCUUCUUCUAGCGGAAAGAGGUUUCUCUCGUUGCCUGCUACCUGAUCCUUUUAACUGGAGCUCACCGGGUUUGAACCUGGGGAGAUCUGCAUUCAAAGCAUGAUAGAAUUCAUAAUGCUAUGUUGUCAAGGAUGGGUAAUGGCCGUAUAUGGUCAAGGGGACGGGGGACAGGACCUUUUUCAGAGUGAGGGCCACAUUCCAUUAUGAGCAACCUCCUGGGGGCCACAGGUGUGCGUGGCCAGAGGAAAAGGUAGGCAAAGCAGCAAACCCAUAAAUCUUACCUGUGAGUGGCAGGCUAGUUUCUACAGUAUCACCCCCCCCCCAUCCAGGCAAGCAAGGGGCAUUCAGGGGCACAUUCCUGCAAGGCAAAAAUGCUCAAGGAGAGUGGAGUGUGUGGCUGAGGAGGUGUGGCCUGGAGAAAGUCCUGAGGACCAGAUAGAGAGGUCUGGAGGGCUGCAUUACACCCUCAGGUGUGAGGCCCUGCAGCCUUGAUACAGUCCAGUCCUAUGCCAAAUGCCACUCACAGGAACAACAUUUAUUCUGACUAAAAUUCAGCCUACAGUGUGGCUCACUGAGAGUGACAAACCAGAGGCUCUCAAACUUAUUUGGUCGGAAAUCUACCUUCUUUAAGCGAACAGGCAGGAAGAUGCAGUGACAAAUUUGCGUACUUUUAUGUAUCUCUAUUUCUACCUACAUCCUAUGACAUGGUAAAGAAAGAUGUUGUUGCAAAAAAGACACCUUGAAGCUUGAAGUGAUAAAAUUAUUUAUUAAAAUCAACCAUAGUAACAUUCACAUUGCACACAGAAAAUUAAGACAAUGAAGGAUAAUAUUAACGUAGAAACUAUGAAUAGCAUUGAAAAUAAUCCUAAUGAGAAGGACGAACCGUCUUUCUUUUUGCUUCUGCUGCCCCCUUAUUUUUAUUCAACGCCCCGCAAUUGCAUCCGAGGCUACGACCGCCCCCCUGGAUCAUUCCAGCGCCCCCCAGAGGGUGGCAUCUCUCAUUUCGGGAAACACUGCUUUAAACCCAUCAGUGUAAACCUCCCUGUUUCUUGAUAACCAGAGCAAAGCUUCUUCAUCACUCAGCACUCAACAGUGGAAGCAAGCAUUGCUAUUUCCUCCUUGGAUCCAUCAUCUGAACUAGCCUUUCUGGUUACAUAUGAAGCUUCGGUUCACCUCCAUGUCUACAUCAACUGGCAACAUGUUGAACCUGACACCCCUUUGUGUGCAACAGAGAUGCUCCUAGCCACAACCCUCCCCUUGGUGUUAAUGUUUACGUGCUCUCCAACCAAGAGAAAUUGAAACUCAAGGAGAUGUGCCUAUAUCUCUGUGGCUUCACUCUUUCAUCCUGGGCUUAGCUCUACCAAGAAAUGUUGGCCAUGGUGCCAAGUUGCUAAAGAGAGCCAGAUCUUCCGAGGCACAGAACUGUCAAGGAAAUUACCCUUGCUUAUCAGUGGAUUUGGAACCCUUUGGUGGUGAGGCAUUGUUGCUGUUGUUUUCCGCCGUCCCUCGUCGCUCUUCUGUCACAUGGUUUCCACUUACAAGUCUCUCCAAGAAAACUGAUCUGCCUGUCGCUUCAGGGCGAAAGCGGUCGCCUGCCAGUCUCCGUUUGGAAGCUGGAAAACUAGUAGCGCCUGAUGGCUGCCCAAGGCUCAGGUACAAGGAGUGAAACCUCUUGGCCCAAAUUCUGUUCCUUGGGGAUGGUCCAAGGAGAGAGAGAGAGAACGAGAACAACGGUGUCCAGUGAAAUAACAAGAGAGCAGGACCAGACGGAAGGAUUUUAUUUUUUGCUUUGGCUUGGAAAUGAUCCAGCUGUGUGUUUAUAUAUUUGAAAUCCGACUUAACCCUAAAGCACAGGCUGGGUAAUGACCUUCAAAACAAAGACAAAACAAAAGGACGAUAGAUAAGAAGAAACCCCUUCGUGUCAUGGUGGCGGUCCUAGUGUUUUGACUAGGGAGAUACUUGGCAGGGGUAAUGUGGGGCCCCAGAUGUUCCUAAACUACAUCUGUCACACAUGUAUCUAUUAGGAACCCUCGUGUGUGAAGCUGCCACUCGUGCCCCUUUCACCUAUCGCCCCUAGCUAGCAUGGCCAGUAGUCAAGGCCAAUGGGAGCUGUAAUCCAACAACAUCUGGAGGGCCGAAGGCUCCUCACCCCUAAUGUAACUGCAUGGCUGAGGCCCAGAGUUCACAACCCUGCGAGAUGGGUUACUUCAGGGAUGUCCAGCAUGGUUGUCUCCAGAUGUUGCUACAACCCGACUUACCAGGCUGGCUGGGGCUGAUGGAGACCAUCAUCCUCUUGACUACCACUGGCAUACAUGGCAACAGCCAGAACAGGGAUAAGGAACCCGUGGCCCUCCAGAUGUUGCCAGGUCCAACUCCCAUCAGCCCCAGCUGUAGUCCACCAACACCUGGUGGGGCAUAGGUUCCCCAUCCCUGCCGUGGAACUGCACUGGCUCUGCUUGCACUUUGCAGCUCCAGCUGUAGAGAAAGUCACGAUCGGACCUCCUGCUGCUGCCCCUCCUGUCUUUGAUCUGCUUGCAGAGCAGUCUGAGGUCAGUACACCCCUCCAGGCCCAUUGAUCGCCCUCUGAUUUAGUGAGCAGCCUCCUUCUUAAUUGACCCUUUGCGGUAGUCCUCGAAUGACCCAUGUGCCACAUAACUACGUUGCCCUCCCUGUCUUCAAUGUUGAUUUAAAAAUCAACAAGCGAGAAAUCUGAUUCCUUUAUAAGCAAAGGCAAUGGCUUUCCUAUUUGUUUAUUUCCCCCCUUCAGGGAAUUCUUCCCAAGUUGACAUGGUACUGUUGUAUUAUUUGGUGAGGUGCCUUGAGCAUUUUGGAGGAUAGCAGGGAAUGGAAACCAUUUUAAAUAAAUAAAUAUUGGCCGCGGAAUCUCUGCUUGCCACAGAGCAUCCUGGGAAUGUUCUGGGGCCCUGUUGCCAUUUCUCACAAAGCAUUGCAUGGGCCUAUUGGGUAGUGUUCCCUAGUAGCACCUCCACUGCCCUUCUCCUGCCAUCUGGUUGCUUUUUAUUUAUUCCUAUUUUGCUUUAUGUACUGUGUUGAUCUUCCACCUUUUCCCUGCAAGGAGAUGAAGGUGGCACACAUAAUUCCCCAGUCCUUAUUUAAUCCCCACAACAACAGUCUGAGGUAGGUUAGGCUGAUAGCUGAGUGGGGAUUUGAACCCUGGUCUCCCAUCCCUAGACUGACACUCAACGCCACACCGGCUCACAAUUUCCUGCAUGGAAGAGACUUGUCUAUGGAAGUUUGGCUGUGUGUGAAGAGGUCCUAGUACAAAGGCAACAAAGUACACCCAGCGCUAUGGGUAGCUAAUCUGAGGCCCAUCAGCCCCAGUCAGCAUGAUCAGUGGCCAGGAAUUAUGGGAGUUGUAGUCCAAAAGUGUAGAGAGCCACAGGUUCCCUGUUGUACCCUUUUUUGCAAUUCAAUUUGCAAAAAAUGAAAAAAGAAGAUACUUCAGUAUCUUCCAGGAAGCGUGUAAUACAAAUAUUUUUCCUGCAGCCCCUGUAUCUAAAGUUAUGUUUGCUGUUCAAGCUGCUGUAGCCGGUUUCCCAGGAUCAGGCGUCUGCUAGGUUCCUCUUUGUUGCCUAACAAGUUCCUUUUGUGCUACUCUGAUUCUUGGCCAUCUCUGCCAUUGCUAGAUUGAAAGCUCUUCCAGAACAGAAUGCAAAGGGAACUGGAAAAUAUUGCGCCUUCCUUCCCCACUGUUCAGAGGUUGUGUGUGAACAACCUCAGAAUGUGGCUAUGAAAACAGCCUCCUCCUGUUUCUGUAGUCUUUAUGCUGGAACAUGGAGCGCUUCUGGCACCAUUUUGUUUUCUUGUCGGCAGUAAGAAGCUGUUGCUUCUCCCUCUUUGUUUUGUCUUGAUCCAAAGCCCAGAUUUGAAAUUUCAACCAGCACAAUAAAGCACCCAUUGUCACAGAACCAGCUAAGAAGAGGAAACAAAAUUAUCUUACGUCACCUUUAACCGGAUCCUUUAAAUGCCAGCCUAAAGAAAGAGGCAGUAGUGAUUCUGGGAAGUGCUCCAUCUUUGAUUUUGAGAGAUAGUCAAAGGAAAGUUUCCUUCUCCAUAGAAGGCCCAAACCUUAUUUACAUCCCGAACCAGCAGCGAGGGGACUCCUGCCCUGUGGCAUGAUUCUCAUGCCGCUGUGAUUUGAAGACCAAGCUGCGGGAGGCAGUGGAAGACAGGAGUGCCUGGCGUGCUCUGGUGCAUGAGGUCACGAAGAGUCGGACACGACUAAACAACUAAACAACAACAAUUGGGAAAAACCCACCUCAAUGGGUCUUCCUUAAAGGGCCUUUGGACAGUAGUUCAGAGCUAUCUGAUGAGGCUAUGCCCAGCCUCAGCUUGCUUCCCCCCUUUCUCCACCCCUCUCCCCUUUCCCUUGUGUCUUUUUAUAUUUGAAACCUGAGGGCAGGAACUGUCUUACAGCUGUUCUUGUAAAUCUCUCAGGAAGCUCUGUAUGUGUGUGUGUGUACUAAAGAGCGGGGUAAAAUACAUUGAAUAACUAGAUAAAUGGACGUUAGGAGUGGGAUUUCAAAAUUACAGUGGAGCAUUUUCUAGUUUUCUAAAUGGAGCUGUGUUCUGCUCUGCUGCAAUGCUUAGUGGUGGAAAGGAGGACACCUAAGCAGGUUUUGGGGGCACAAGUGGUAUGGGGUGGCGGAGGAGGGAGAGGAAAGGGAAGUCCUACUGGGCAAAAUGAACCCUGCUUGCACAACCUUAGACAUUGCCUGAUACCCUGUCAUAGGAUCCAACCAGGUUGUUUUGCUACCAUUUUAAAGUGAGGAGAGGUUGUGUGUUCUGAGAGAGCGCCUGCCAUGGUAAAACUAGUUAUGUUUACUAUGCUGCAGCUGAAAUACAGUGGUACCUCAGGUUAAGUACUUAAUUCGUCCUGGAGGUCUGUUCUUAACCUGAAACUGUUCUUAACCUGAAGCACCAGUUUAGCUAAUGGGGCCUCCUGCUGCCGCCGCGCCGCCGGAGCCCGAUAUGUGUUCUUAUCCUGAAGCAAAGUUCUUAACCUGAAGCACUAUUUCUGGGUUAGCAGAGUGUGUAACCUGAAGCGUAUGUAACUCGAGGUACCACUGUACUCUUUCUGUGAGAAACAAGGAGACGUGCAGAAUGGUGCCUGGUGCCAGUGGGAAGACUUCUCUGAGCUAUAGUUUAUAUCACAUCUCCGAAACAUUUUCCGUAAAUCUUUUAGUCUAGCAACCUACAUGCACUGGAUUCCUCAAGAGGGUGUCCUCAUCCAGGAAUCCUCAAGAUGUUUUGGACUGCAAUUCCCAUCAGCCAUUGCCAGGGGUUAGGGGUGAUAAGAAUUCUACUCCAACAACAUCUAGAGGACAUCAGGUUGGGGGAAGGCAAUUCUAGAGCUUCUAAUCUUUUAUUAUUAUUAUUAAUGUGACUGGUGUUUAUUGAUGAUCAAAUGCUACUUCCCUCAAAUGGCCUCUCCUCAACAAAUGACUUUCACACCGAGAGCGCCUCAUCCCUCUGCUUGCAGUUGUCGAGCCCUGAAGCCUCUACUGUGAAAUUAACAGAGUUCUUUAUUGAUAAAAACAACAACACAAAUUGAUUAUCUCAUUUGCUUUUGAAGCCUACCAAGGAAUGUAGUUGACAUGUACCAUAAAUGAAUGAGUGCAACUCUCAUCUUGUUUUCAGUUAGUGUGCUUUUAUAGGGUAGUUUUUCAAAUUAUUAUCUUAUUUCUGUAAGUAAGGCUCGAGAUUCAAUAUUAACUUUCUAUAGUUGGUUCGUGCUGCAGUUUUGACCCACCAUAGGUCAUGCUGUAAUUCAGUUACAGCCAAUGUUUUAAUGAAUUAUUAAGCUUAAACACUGGACAGAUUAAAUACUCUGCCCAUCAUACUUGAGGUAUUGGCUGUACAAAAAAACCAGUGUCGAAACUAGCGUCGUUGCAGGAAACACUGCUCCUGCAUAAGGUUGUGAGGCAGCCCUUGGAUAUUUGGGGCAGAAGGAGGGGGUGGAGAAUGAGACAGGUUUUUCUGCUUAUCCGCAUUGCAUACAGAAGAUCCCAGGUUUGAUUGGAGAAGGAGGUCUGUAGCUCGGUGGUAGAGCAUCUCCUUUGCAUUCAGAGGUUCCUAGGUUCAAUCCUCGCUAUUUCCAAGGUAGGGCAGGGUUGGGAUAUCUGCACCACAUAGAUGCAACUUUCCCCAUUUGGCCUGCAAGGCUAGUUUGGGCAAGCAACACCCAUGUACCCUGUACCUGAACUCAUACGUGGGUGAGGCUUGGCCCUGCCGAUCGACCCCCUUCCGGAGCUUCCAGGAUAUGGCAACCAGGGGCUGGCAUCGAAACAGCUGUUGAAACAUAGCAAAAAGCCUUUUAGCAUCGCCUUGCUGCCUUGCUGCCUGCCAAGCGCUUUGACUAAUAAAAAUAAAAAUAAAAAUAAAAAUAAAAAUAAAAAUAAAAAUAAAUAAUUUAUUAUUUAUACCCCGCCCAUCUGACUCAGUUUCCCCAGUCCCUCUGGGUGGCUCCCAAUCGAGUGUUAAAAACAGCAGUAAAUAUUAAAAACUUCUCUAAGCAGGGCUGCCUUCAGAUGUCUUUUGAAAAUAAGAUAGCUGCUUAUUUCCUUGACAUCUGAUGGGAGGGCGUUCCACAGGGUGGGCGCCACUACCGAGAAGGCCCUCUGCCUAGUUCCCUGUAACCUCACUUAUCGCAGUGAAGGAACCAUCAGAAGGCUCUGGCGCUGGAUCUCAGUGUCCGGGCAGAACGAUGGGGUUUGAAGUCCCAACAUGCUUUGAAACCCCACCCGCCUGUCAGAUUUAACCCUUGCAGCAGAUCCUGAUAAAGAUCUGGCCCUUGGAGGCAAAAUGGUCCCCAAGUAGAUAGGACUUUGGGUUGCCCCUUACUGAAACCCUGGAGAGGUGCUGCCAGUCGUUGUUGAGAAUCCUAAGCUUGAUGAACCAAGGGUCUGACUGCCAAUACAAGGCAGUGACCUCUGUUUCUGUGGCCAAGAAGAAUUCAAUUUGACCUGACCAGCUCAGAUGCUGUUCCAAAUAAAAGAAAGAUCAACCCUUUAAGCGCAACAAGAUGGUUUGCGAUGAGGGGAAGCAAAUUGCUAGAAGCCUGUAUAUGUUGCGUAGUAAGCUGUGUCGAGUCCCCCCCCUCCUUUUUUUUUAAUAUUCUGUUUGCAGUAACGGUGAACAGAGCAUCUAAAAUAACCACUUUCACAUUGCAACAAACACAUCAUCAUUUGCUUAAAAAGAGUUAUAAUUACAGUUGACGAAGCAUGGCCACCAUAAAAAUGCAUUAGUUUAGCUUGACACAUUAAUUACCUGUUUUUGCAGAUGUUUUUAUAUAUUGUUGUGCGAACAGUUUACAAAAUAAUUACAGGAAAGUCAUAUGGAAAACAAGCUAAGGGGGUGGUUUCUCGCCCAAAUAUUUUCAUUCAUGUGAAUUUGCGUGAGGCACAGCUGCUGUAUAGCAAAUGGGGAGGGAGGGAGAGAGAGAGAGAGAGAGAGAAAAGAGGAAUCUCGAAGGGUUUUUUUUUUAUUUGAAGGCCUCUGUCAUCAGCAUUAACACACUUUUUAUAUCUUUCUUCAGAAGAGGCUAGUUUUUUCAAGCAUUUAAAAUGACAUUGCUCAUUUUCUUUUCUUUUUUCGAAUCUGACUGAUUUAGGUGAAAAGCUUUGAUCUUUAUCAAAUGAAACACAAAUAUCUGCUGGUAUCUUGGAAAACAACUAAAUAGAAAAUGAAUCUUUUGUUUGAAGUGGGGUGACCUUGCAUGAUCUUGCCAUCAAGAAAAAUUAAAAGCUUUAACGCAGUUAACACUUGUAUUCCUAUAUACAUAUGAACCCACAAAGCACUGAAAAAAAGGAAGCCUCUUAAGGUGAACUUAGGAGAAAUGCCUAUUGAAUACCUCAAGAUAUGUGCUAGAAAUAUGAAUUGUUACAAUUUGAUAAUAAUUGGCAAUUUCUUUGUCUUGUGUUUGAUGUUUAUGCGAUGAAUAGAAUUGGAGGCAUGUGCAGCAUGUUAAUUUUUAGCUGUUACAAACUCAAAAUAUAUUGUUUGUAAGCAGCAGUCUCUUUCAUUUAAAUAAGGAAAAUAGAAUCCUCAACUUUAUCCUUAACACCUCAAAAAUUCUAAGCUAGAAAAUGUUAGCAUUGAAUGAGAUAUUAAAUUCUAUAUGUGUGAGUGUAUGUGAGUGAGUGUGUGUAAUAGAUGUUAAUGUCCAGAAUUUGGUGACAACAAUAACAAUUUCGUUAAUUCUAUACCGCCCAUCUGGCUGGGUUGCCCCAGCCGCUCUGGGUGGCUUACAGCACAUCUAAAAACAUAGUAAAAUGCCAAACAUUAAAAAAAACUUCCUGAUAGAGGUGAAUCAUGCAAAUUCAAACAAUCCCAGAUGAAUUUUAUGAAUAUCUGUGAUACUGAAGCCAAAUUGAGCAGUAGUAGUUGGAGGUUAUGUAAAUACUACUAGGUAGAAUUACUUAGUAGUUGGAAGCUUCCAGCAACUCACAACUAUGAUUUCGAAUACAAAUGGAAAACCACUGGGUUGUUGCCAGCACUGAACAUGUGGUAUUCCGCUCGCACAACUGGACUUCCUCUUCCCUUCCUGUGCGCCUGUAAAAUCGUCUCCAGAAGAUCCUCCAAUCCUCUGAGGCAGAUUUUGAGGCGGUGUGUAGGCUCUGUAAGGGAGAGGAGAGAACCACUGCAUGAGUAGAACUUUACUUUUCUAGCGGAAAAACAGCCUUGGAUGCAGCCCACUGAUUUGAGCUGAAUCUACAGGAAGACAAAAUCUCAGAGGUGGCAGAUUUUUAACACUCUUGUCUUAUAUCACACAGGGGAGUCAAGUCCAACACGCCGCGAAGCAGUGAAGAGGAAGACUUCGGAAUAUCUGAUGAGAGCAGAAAAAAUUUCAAGCCUCUAUUGUAAACCCUCAUCAGAAGACGGUUCGGUUUCUGGAGUAGGUUCUUUUCUUUUUACAAAAUGCAAAAUAAUGUCCAGUUGUGCCUCGGAAGUCAAACAGAAUCUGUUCCGGAAGUCCAUUCGACUUCCAAAACGUUCGGAAACCAAGGCGCGGCUUCCGAUUGGUUGCAGGAAGCUCCUGCAGCCAAUUGGAAGCCGCGGAAGCCCUGUUGGACAUUCUGGUUCCAAAGAAUGUUCACAAACGGGAACACUCACUUCCGGGUUUGCAGCGUUCGGGAGCCAAAAUGUUUGACUCGCAAAGGCGUUCAGCUUCCAAGGUACGACUGUAAUCUCUCUUGGAGUGUUUGUAUGUGUUCCAUGCAUAGUUGUUUGCUUCUCCUUAUGAAUUACAGAAGCAGGAUUCUGCCAGAUAAGCAAAUAUGUACAGCUUUGGACCAAAGCAUUGCAGAAGUGGAGAGGGAAGGCUGCCCAUAAUUAAGGCACUAUCCUUGCCAUUAGAGAGAGGGAAGCAGCUAUCUCAGGUGGCAGAUUUGGGGGCAGGGAAUGCCAGGGAAACAUAGCUGUGUCUGCCAUGUGGCUUGCACUGUGCCACGUGCUGUCCUCAGGUGCAGGGAAGGAUGGUGUUUGGCCAUCAGCACUGGAGUCAGAGUCUACUGCCAGUUUUUGUGCGUGGUAUUUUGGGGUGUUGGUGGGCACCAUCUUGACUUUUGCUUCAGGCAGACCAUAGCUUCCCUGUCCUGUUUGGCCCAUCAGCAAUUAUUUAGCUUAUUCGUGGAUUUUUAGCUUAAGAAAGAAUAAUGCUGGAUUAAAGAUCGCAAUUCACAAAUGAAAAAUAAAAAAUAAAAAAAUAAAAAGGCCAGUCCCAAGUAUCGAGUACCACCUUCAAAUAUCUAAAUGGCUGUCACAUGGAAGAUUGAGCAAGCUUCUUUUUCCCGCUCUGAAGAGUAGGAUCCAUACCAAAAGAUUAAAGUUGCAAGAAAGGAUAUUUCACUAAACAUCAGGAAUAACUUUCUGACAGUAAGAGGUGUUUGACCGUGGAAUGGGCUCCUUCGGGAGGUUGUGGACUCUCCUUCCUUGGAAGUCUUAAAGCAGAGGUUGGAUGGCUGUCUGCCAUGGAUGCUUUAGCUGAGACUCCUGCAUUGCAGGGGGUUGGACUAGAUGACCCUUGGGGUCCCUUCCAACUUUACAAUUCUAUGACUGCAUGAUUCUUAAACGGGGGCACAAAAACGGCAGUAGCACCACUCUCUGAGGAAAGGGUUGUUUGGGCAGGGUGAGAACAAGGAAGUUUGCAGGUGGAUUUCUUCAGGUGUUAACUUCCAAACUGUAGAUGCAACAAUAGAAAAAGCACAAUCUCACAUCCCAGCUUUUUUUUUUUUUUUAAGUUGGAGGUUACGGAGGAGCCUUUCCUUCUGAUUUGGAGGGGAGGCGAGCAGACAGGAUUGCACAGGAGAAGAUGUUCUUUUAAAGUAAUGAUAAGGGACACCUUGGUGAUAUGAUAGUCUUUGAACAUUAAGGCGCUUCUGAAGCCAUCUUCAGUGCGAUCUUUACAUGGGGAUUUUUCCAGCGAGGAGUGAUCGUUAAAACAUUUGCAGGAACUGGGGUGGUAGCUCUUGGACUUGGAACUGAGAGAACGAGAUACAUCCUUUAACAAAUCUUGACUUUGCCCUUCUUCGGCAACAGCCAAAAAAUAAAAUAAAAGAUUCCCCGAGGACCUUUCUGUUCUUAGCUUAGAUGUCUUUUGCUGCAGUCACACAAAACUGUGUGUGAUUGUCGAUGACUGCUCUCAUGUAGCAAACGUUAAAAGUUCCAAACUUCCUGUCUGUCUACAUUUGUAUCACAGAAGGACAAAAAAGGGCAAAUGAGUCUUUCAUCUUACUUUGAACAACCCUAAGAAUAGUUGAAGGCAGCUAGUUGCUGUGAAUAGGCAAAGGGGUAAAUUAAUCUCUGCCUCGCUGAAUGGUGAUUGCCUUUUGUUGUUGUUUUCUGUUUUGAGGGAGGGUUUUGGGGGCGAGAAAAAACAAAACAGGGAAAAGAAGCCUCUUCUACUGCAAUAGAACUCCCCAGAUGAGCUUUGGAGGACGUUUUCCCCCCCACCUGAGGACUGCUUAAUUUUUAGCGGUAUAUUUGUGCAUUGAGAUGUUACGGGACAGGGUUGGCCUUAAAUUCCCUUCAGGUUCUUUCCAAGCUUAGAAUGUAGGUCCACUUAACCAAAGAUUAAAUUGAUUGCAUAGCAGGAACUCCUGUGUGGAAAUUUGUAUAAUUACCACAAGUAUUUCAAGUAUCUUGUCAAAGGUGGAUGUGGUUUGAGAAAGGCAUCAGCAUAGAGCCUAACAUUGCGGCCUGGCCUAUAUAGGAGGCGCCUGGCAGCACCUUACGCCUCCUAUUUAUAAAACCCUAUGGACUAUUCACUGGAUUCUGUGGGACAAACUUAAAUGGAUUGCAGCCAGGGUCAUGGCUGAGAGGCGGCAGGUUUAACAUUUUACAAAAUGUCACACUGCAUCUCUGGCCCCCAACUGGUAUGCUCAUGUUUGGGGUUUCUGUCAGCCUGGAAUGGUCCCCAUGUAGGGAAAAAUUCCAUGUCACACUAUGUCAAUGAUUCUGUCAAGAUAGGCAUUUCGGCUGGAAAGCUGGGAUGAGAUCCCCUCCCCUCCCCUUGCUCACAGUUCUGGGGCUCCAGCCCAAUUUUGUGGAGCAUGGAGGGAGUAGAGUGGGGAAGCCCCCAUUUUGCCAGCGGAAGUCCUUGCUCUGCCCUCUGCUGACAGGAUUCGUUAAUUGAACCCCACCCAUAGUGUUUUUGAGGGCUUAUGAGAAGGGAGGUGAGAAAGAAGAAAAAGACAUUUGUUUAUUUUUGCACCUUGCCCUCCUGAAACCUCCCCACAAACUAGAACCAUUUUUUCCCUUUUAAGCAGGGCAAAUAGAAGCUUUCAUGCGUACAGCUGCACUUCCCUGUAGAGAUUUGUGCUGACACCAGGAGGAGUAACUUCUUAGAGCAUAAAAUGGGGGAAAGGGCUGUUUGGCUUAACCUCACUGCUCUCUUGUGCAUUGACACAGAAGUAGACGGUCUGCACAGAGGUAUUGGCGUGGGUUUUUACUAAGGCCACAUUCACACCACACAUUCAAAGCACUUUCAACAAUCAUGGUUUCCCCCAAAGAAUUCUGGGAGCUGUCAUUUCCAAGGGUGCUGAGAAUUGUUAGGAGACCCCCCAUUCACCUCACUGUAGCUCUCAGAGUGGGUUAACACUCAAUCCCUCCUCAAAAGUUAACUGGGAAUUGCAGCUGUUUGAGGGGAAUUGGUGUUUCCUAACAUGUGGGUAGCGCUGUGGUCUAAACCACUGAGCCUCUUGGGCUUGCUGAUCAGAAGGUCGGUGGUUCGAAUCCCCACAAUGGGGUGAGCUCCUGUUGCUCAGUCCCAGCUCCUGCCAGCCUAGCAGUUCGAAAGCACGCCGGACAAGUGCAAGUAGAUAAAUAGGUACCGCUCCGGCGGGAAGGUAAACGGCGUUUCCCUGCGCUGCUCUGGUUUCGGUGUUGCUUUGCGUCAGAAGCGGCUUAGUCAUGCUGGCCACGUGACCCAGAAAAAGUGUCUGCGGACAAACGCCGGCUCCCUCAGCCUGUAAAGUGAGAUGAGCGCUGCAACCCCAGGGCCGUCUGCGACUGGACUUAACUGUCAGGGGUCCUUUACUUUUUUUUUAAACAACUAAUCUAAUUAGGGAAUUUCUGCCUUCUGUCAAAAUGUGACUGAUUUGGGGGUGUGGCAGAUUAACUCUCUCUUCUGCCUCACUUGGAGUUGUGACCACUAAGUGCUUCUUGGAGGGAAAGGAUGUCCCUUAAAGGUAAAGGUAAAGGUACCCCUGCCUGUACGGGCCAGUCGUGUCCGACUCUAAGCGACGCUCAUCUCGCUUAAGAGGCCGGGAGCCAGCGCUGUCCGAAGACACUUCCGGGUCACGUGGCCAGCGUGACGAAGCUGCAGCUGGCGAGCCAGCACCAGCGCAGCACAUGGAAACGCCGUUUACCUUCCCGCUAUAAAGCGGUACCUAUUUAUCUACUUGCAUUUAGGGGUGCUUUCAAACUGCUAGGUGGGCAGGAGCUGGGACCGAACGACAGGAGCUCACCCUGCCGUGAGGAUUCGAACCGCUGACCUUACGAUCGGCAAGUCCUAGGCACUGAGGAUUUACCCACAGCGCCACCCGCGUCCCUUACUUAUAUGUUUAUGGUUGGGGAGCCAGAAUUAGGUUCACGAUCCAUAAUUAGUUUAAAGUCAGGCUAUUUAGCAAAUCACUUUUCUGGUUUUAGGGUUGUUGUUUUUCUAAUGAAAGUAAAGACUGAAUAAUGGCACAAAACAUUGCCUGUAGUUUCCCUGCUAUACUUUUGUCACUCUUAUUUUUGUUCCUCUUCCUUCAAACCCAGAGUAAUGGAUACGGGUGGGGUUUCUAUAGCAAUGCACCCGAGAUUCCUUGCAUGCACAAAGAACUGGGGAAGUGUCUAAAUUCUUAAUAUUUUUUUCUUAAAAUAUUAAUAUUCCUUUUUGCCACAUUUCCAUGUUCAGUGUCCCAGCGAUUUAUUUACUAUCAACUCCCCCUGCUUCCUUUUUUGCAUUAAGGACAAACAGCAAACUUCUUUCAUCUUCCCUCUCUCUGAUUUAUGAUAAAUUUAGUUUCCUUCAGCCUGGCAUUUGCUCCAGCAGGCAGUCUUCCUUCAAGUACCACCCUGAUUGAUGUUGUAAUCUUUGAUAUCUUCCAUUAGCCUCCAGGAUCACUAAGUUCAAGGCCCUCUUGGAACCUAAGGAGCCCUGCCGAGGAACUGAAGGCCUUUAGAGUCCUUGGGGUGAUUGACAAGGUAAUUCUUCAGUGUCUCUUCAAGAGUUCAGUCAUAAAUCGACUGCAUGCUGACAUUCUGUCUUUGAAGCUGCGGAUCUUAAGGAUAUGAAACAAAGAGGGAAAAUGACUCAAAUGCAUCUGCACUUUAAAAUAACAAAAGUAGAAGGGGGGAGGGAAAGGCUUUUAUCUAAGCAAUUCAUGUAAGGUCAUGCAAAAUAUAUUUGAGCUAAAGAAUAUGGUGCCAGUCUGCAAAAAGGGCCCAGUGAAAUUUUUAUAUUUAAAAAAAAUGCUAUGCCCCAGCUAUUAUGCUGUAGCUAAAAACAUGCCAAAUAAGGUGCCAGGUUGCUUCCAGAAAUGGCAGCUUUGAAAGAAAGUAAGAUGGAAAAUUGUGCAUCCUGUCCCCCCAGAAGAUGACGUCCCCGAUUUUACUCAAAAGGUAAGUGUAAAUGCUGCAAAUGCUGACAAACAGGUUCUCAAGGCAUGAAUGUUUUGUUUACUUUAAACUUGGGUGCAACUUGAAGGAAGGCCCAGAAGUAACUUCAAAACAGGAGUUCCUCUAGGAUGGGUCCUCUCUCCCCACUUGCUAUGCUCCAGUUUUGCCUCCCUCCCCCCACAUCCCGUUUUGGAGCUGGGCAAACACUUUGUGGCUGCGUACACAGCAUACGUACAAAGUACAUGUGUGAAUGGGAUGCUGGACUAGAUGGGCUACAUAUCCUGAUCCGGCACGGCUUUUCUUACCUUCUAGGAAAGACUGCAGUUUUGGUCUUUCGGUAUUAGGUGAGACGGAAACAUGGAAAAAUAUAUAUACGUUCAGUGGAGUUGGUGUGAGAGUCUGGGGAGUUAGUUGGAGGUUUGUGUGUGUGUGUGUGUGUGUGUGGCAUAGGGCAACAGAGGAGAAUAAAAGUGAAUUUUAAAAAGGUGUUUCUCCUUGUUCUUUUCAACCCCCCCAAGUUAAAAACUAUGGGGAAGAAAAUGAUGGUUCCCUGCCUCCUUAUUUUUAGUAUAUGUGGGAUAAAAUACCUCCAGAUUCCAUCCAGGGUAAUUUCGUUUUGUCUUGAGUAAACAUUUAUGAACAAGAUGUGGCUCUUGUAAGCCUAAUUGAGAGACCAAAGAGAUGCUGCGAUUAAAGUGACUGCCCUGGUUAAGUAUAGCCAAUUAGUGAUCCAAGUCAAACUUGGGUGACAUGCUAAUGAAAUGGGCUGUUUAACUUUUAAAGGCGCACUUCUUCAUUCAGUAUUUAAUCUGCCAACCUUUUGAUGGUUCCUUGUAGUCACUCAGAUGAGGUUUAUUUCUUUCAUUUAUUUGAAAAUUUUAAGUCUGCCCUUUCAUAAUGUGUGCAUUUGAUCUGUACUCUAAAUUCUGAGUUUAGCACCUCAGUUGUGAGGUGGAAAUGCCUGGUUCAUAUGCCAGUUCAGUCACAUACUCUCACAGGAUAGUGUUACCAGGGACAGAGGAUGUGUGACCUGCAGGGUGUGUUUGUAACAAAUAAGAAGUAUGAGACCUGCUAUAGAAAUAACACACACACACACACACACACACACACUGCAAAUCAAGAGUCGUCAUAUAUUAUAUAUAAGUCAAGAGUCUUGACUUGCAUAACAGUUUACUUGGAGUGGCGGUUACAGAUUCCCAACUCUCCAAUAUCCAAAAUAUUGAAAAUGCCAGAUUCCCAAAGCAUAUGAACUAGGCCAGGCAUAGGCAAAUUCGGCCCUCCAGAUGUUUUGGGACUACAACUCCCAUCAUCCCCAGCUAACAGGACCCCGUGGUCAGGGAUGAUGGGAAUUGUAGUCCCAAAACAUCUGGAGGGCCGAGUUUGCCUAUGCCUGAACUAGGCUCAUGCACUAGAAUUCUUCUGGCAGCUGAAACUGUCCUCUGUUUGCUAGAAAUGGAGAUGGCUGUUGAGGGGAGGGAGCAGGUUUCUUUCUGUACAGCCCUCCCAGCCAAGGUCCCAACACUCUGUUUGGAUUCUGGAGCCAUUUGCACCCGUUGCCAGAUCAGGACUUUGCGGGAGAAAGGUUGUUUUCUGCUGCUCCAGAGAAGCGGACACGGAGCAAUGGAUCCAAACUACAAGAAAGAAGAUUCCACCUAAACAUUAGGAAGAACUUCCUGACAGUAAGAGCUGUUCGACAUUGGAAUUUGCUGCCAAGGAGUGUGGUGGAGUCUCCUUCUUUGGAGGUCUUUAAGCAGAGGCUUGACAACCAUAUGUCAGGAGUGCUCUGAUGGUGUUUCCUGCUUGGCAGGGGGUUGGACUCGAUGGCCCUUGUGGUCUCUUCCAACUCUAUGAUUCUAUGAUUCUAUGAUUCUAUGAUUCUAUGAUUCUAAGUGGCUCAAAUUUCUUAUUAUUAGUAUUAAUUAAAUUUCUAUACCACCCUUCAUCCGAGGAUCACAGAGCAGUUUGCAGUAUAAAAACACAAAAAUACACAACACAGUAACAAGCAAAAACAAUACUCCUCACAAAACUGAACUGAAUCCUUCUCCAAUAACCGUUGUCUCUCAUAUUCCCCUCUACUUCUGGUGUUCCUCUAUGUCAUAUUUCAUGCUGUUAGCCUAUUCAGGCAGGGACUACCAAUGUUUCUUCUUGCUACCCUGUAAGGGACCUUGUGCACUGAUAAUCAUGUUCUUAUUGCACCGUGUCCAUGUUCAGAAAUAUGAUUGCUGUUGGGAAGGAGUGGGCAGCCCACUGCUUGUUGGUUAGAAAUAAAGACCAGAAAUAAAGACACAAGAAAUAAAUACAAAUACCUGAUGGAUGUCAGUGCGAUAAAACGUGUGGCCUUGGGAAUAACUAGUAACAUCUCCCUUUCCGCUGCGAUGUAUGAUGCAUUAAGCUUGCAAUGCUAGGAGACCUCUCAGUAAUGUCUUGCUGCCUGGAUUGCAGACCUCUUUGGUCAGAGCGCUUAGAUUUGAGUCAAUUUAGUUCCAUUUCCUCCAGUGUCACUAGGUCAGGCUUGUAAGUCAACGUCUUUUUCAUUCUCAUCUGCUUAUAAGGGUCUGAUCUGGUCUGGUGUUCCUUUCUUUGCGUAUUUAUUAAAGAGCCUAGACAGCAAGAGCAAUUUGACCAAGCCGAUGAUAGCUUUCAGCUGUGUAUACUGUAUAAAUCUGUAAGACGGUGGGAUGGUCCAGGAACGACUUAACCUCCUAAUCCUUCACCAGGAGGGAUGGAGCAGAUAGCUGCAAGUCUUGGGGUGCAUCCAUGUGUGGGAUUCAUCCACUGCUGGUGCACAAGCCAGAACUGUUUGCAUAGGAGCAGGACGGAGCUUGAGCACUUCAGCGGCAGAGACCUAUGAGAUGCUGGCAGUCUGUUAGCGGAAGGCAACAGUCACUGCCUUCUAGGCCAGUCUUGCAAAUAAGGGAAAAACAGAACCCAAGAUCAGCAAAUACAGAGCUUGCCAGAUGUGCUCAGCCUCUCUUUUGCUCUCACUUGCUGGCAAGCAGAAAUCAAGAGGAAGAAAGGGCAGCCAGCAAAUGAGGAUUUUUUUGCCGCCUGAAGGAGGUUUUUGCAGGUGGUCUAGGGCCAGGAAUAGCCAACUGGCAGACCAGAGACUGAACCAGUUUUAUUUAGCUCCUUGUGGUCUUACUUUUCUUUAAUCAAUGCAUGGCGGAAAAAAGGAGAAGAUGACGAAAGCGAAUUGCAAGGAAAGCAAGGGGGUUUCCCACAUUUGUAAGAUAAGAACUUCAAUCCCCAUUUAAUAUUAAAUCUCUCUUUGGAUUUGCAAUUCAAUACCCUGGCAGUCGUGUCUGCGAGGAGGCCAGUUUGUGUGGUGAAAAUACACCCCUCUCCAUCCCGCAUCAGGGGAAAAGUUUCCAGAGAUAGAAAAGUUGGUUGCUUUAGGUGUAGGCCGUGCAGCAAACAAUACAUGUCUUAUGGUGUUGCCCAAAGAAUCAUGGGAAUUAUAACUUGGCAAAGAUGCUGUUCGUUCUCUGAGUUCUUGGAAAGAGCAAAUUCCUGUAUGGUGCCCAUAUGCCCCUUUCCCCUGGGCCUAGCAGCAGCUUCAUUGUAUGUGGAGCAAAUAGAUCGGGGUGGUGGUGGCAUGGGGGAAAGGGGGUAAAUGCUUCCCCUGCAGCGCUGCUUCCCCUUAUCAGAUCACAUUAGUAGCUCGUGUAUCUGCUUUGAAGUAAAGAAGGUGACACGGGAAAUCCAGUCACAGGUUUCUUUGUGGCGUUUGCCCUCCUAGGUGACAUCAUACUGGGUCAUAAGGAAAGGGUUAAAUGGGUGUGAAGUGAUUGGCUAGUGGGAACCCAAGGGGAGGAGUUAGACUUAGAGUUAGUGUUGUUAAGGAGUUAGUCGGGUGUUAGAGAAGAGAGAGGGAGGAUAAGUCUGUGGGUUGGGAUAGUUUGAUGUGAGAGAAUGAGAGAAUCUGUUACGAGGAGUCAGAUAGACAGUUGGGAUAAUUAGUUAGAAGUUAUUAGGAAGGUAUAGGCCGGUAAGAACCUAAGAUUAAGAGACUGACAAGAAACCAUCUGAAACCAUAAACUUGUUAAGGCUUAUAAAAUAAACUUGUUUAUUUGGUUUAAGGUUAACAACUGCCUGGACUCAGUGUGUACCCGAGAGAAACGGGUUGGUGGCAGCGGGGAAGCAAUCACAGUGGUGGCACAGGGAUUAAUAGACCGUCAAACGUCCGGGGACCCUGUGUGAUCGCCACAUUCUCACAUAAAACAUGUACUCUGACCCUCAGUUUCAUAGAGCAUAGAGCUGUAGAGUUGGACGGGACCACAAGGGUCAUCGUAAGUCCAAUCCCUGCAGUGCAGGAAUCUUUUGCCCAACAUUGGACUUGAACUCAUGAGCCUAAAAUUUAAGAGUCUCACGUUUUACCGAUGGAGAUACCUUUGUGAAAUUUCUUUAUUUUAUACUCCCUGGGUCUCCAUUUGGGAUUCUGUUUUACACCAGCCAAUGGAAAGUAUUGAGGUGCAGACCUAGGACGUUGUCUUACACCGAGUUGGACUACUGGUCCAUCUAGUUCAGUACGGUCUACACUGACUGGCAGCAGCUCUCUGGGUUUUCAGCCCAAACUGGAGAGGCCAGGGAUUGAACCUGGGACCUUCUGCAUGCAAGACAGAUGCUCUACCACCGAGCUACGCCUCUUCCCAUAAAGCACUGAAUGUCUUACGGGGUUUUGCAAACAAAAACUGAUCCAGGGAAGCAGAAUUAAGUCCCUGUGGGGUGUUUUACUACCCCCUGAUACGCAAAUUGUCCCUCCGAAUCCAUCUAUGCAAGUUUCUGUUGAAGGAAAAACCGACUGGAGACAGGCGCAUUUUAUUCCUGGCUCGUAGUUCAUCUAGUUGUGUUCCUUGUGACCUUGGCUGGGAGUUGAAUAAGGUGACUUCGCGAUUCGCCAUAUUCCCUUUUCUGGUGGCUUGCCUGUUGCCCGCCUCUGGGCUUUCGGCUCCCCUCCCUUUCUGCUGACUUCUGCAGCAUUCCUUCUGUCUCUUAUCUUGGCGCUUUGAUGCAUAUGUUCUGAAGGUGGCCACCGUGACUUGGGGUGGCAGCAGAUGGUAAACCUUCAGGCUGCCACCAGCUAGGCUGGUGUUAAGUUGGAAACUUUGCUUUUGAUGAAGAGUCAGCAGUGCAUAUGAAAGAGCUCUUGCUGCAGAAGUAUCUUUUAAUUAAAAAAAAUUAGCAUACCGAAACAGUUGCUAAUUUCUGUGUGUUUAAAGGUUUUUUUACUUUUUAAAAAAUCAACUCUUUUCUUUAGGCUAAAUUGUGGUUAUUUUCCAGCUUAAAAACAAAUAAACAACCCUCCAGUUUUUGUUUUUUAAAAAUGCAUUUAUUUAUUUUCACAAAACUUGUCUUCCCUUCUCCUUUUUUUGGUAAACAAAACUGUUCGAUCCCAAUUAUUUUAUUUUAUAGUGACAGGGUGGAACGGGGAGUAAUUUAGAUUUUGCCAGCCUAAGUCUUCAUGUGGAGCCAAGGCUGCAAUGCUGUGCAAUCCUGGGACUGAACCCCAUUUAUUUCAGUGGAAAUGUUUUUAAAGCAUCCAUAUGGGCUGCAGGUUCCUUGAUUUCCAGUUAAGUACCGUAAAUUUCCAUCUAUAAGACGCCCCCAUGUAUAAGGACCCCCCCCUAUUUUUGGGGACUCAGUUUUAAGAAAAUGAGGGGAGACGGCCCGAAGCUUCUCUCCCCAUGCAGCUACGGGCAGGAAACACUCCCUAGAUUGUUUCCCGCACGCAGCAGCAUCGAGGGAAGUUGCGCUCCCGUCAGCCAGCUGGCUGGUGGCGUGUAGCUCCCCCCCCACUACCCGUGUAUUGGACAACCCCAGUUUUUGACACAAUUUUUUAGUCAAAAAACCUCGUCUAAUACACGGAAAAAAUACGGUACACAUUUGCACAGUUACAAAGUUACAAUAACAGUAUUUGUGUCAAUCCUCAACUAUGGGGACGUAAAAAUAAAAUGGGAUUAUUUCUUUAUUUCUUGUUUUGCAGCCCUGCCCUCUUCCGAAAUUACCGUGUUACUGUCUUAGAUAUCGUUAAUGUUCCCUUGCUGCUCCACUUACAAUAAUUUGUCCUAAUUUUACAUGCAAUUUUUAGAGCUUUAUACUGCUGACUUGGAGACUGAAACUACUGUCAAAGCACAAAGAGGCCUUUGAAGGCAUUGACUUGGAUUUUCCUCUUACUGUUUCAAUGUGAUCUGUAUAUUUGUCUUUAAAGCAUUAGUAAAGGUUUUGUAGUCAGCUGGGGUUUUUUAAUAAAAAAAACCUCACUAAGUUGUCGGAGAGGCAGUUGUGCAGUUUGGUCAUUUUAGGCUCAGUGCUUAAUGGUCUUAAUGGGGACACCCACCCACACCCACACCCUGUUUAGAUGGUAAAGUGGAUCAAAUUGUUCGCUUCUAAAUGCGGAACGCCGGCUCUGCUGUGUUUUCUGUCCCUUCUGCCCCACAUAGCUGUGUGGGACCCUGGAAUCCGGCCCCAAAGUCCUACUGUGAUGGGCGCCAUUAUGGAGAGGUGCCAUUUUGGCUGCAGAGCAGUUGAAAGCAAACCAGAGAGAACCAGAGGCCCCUGUCCAAAUACAGCCGCUUUGGGGAUCAUAGCCUAGUCUUUUCUUUCUGCUUUGCUCAUCUAGACUAGAGCAAAGGGACUAUAAGAAGGUGCCUUAUACAGUCGUACCUCGGAAGUGGAGCGGAAUCUGUUCUGGAAGUCUGUUCGACUUCCAAAACGUUCAGAAACCAAGACGCGGCUUCCGAUUGGCUGCAGGAAGCUCCAGCAGCCAAUCGGAAGCUGCGGAACCCACAUCGAACGUUUGGGUUCCAAAUAAAGUUUGCAAACCAGAACACUCACUUCCAGAGUUGCGGCAUUUGGGAGGCAAAACAUUCGACUCGCAAGGCGUUCAACUUCCGAAUGCGACUGUACUGAGUCAGACCAUGGGUCCACUUAGCUCAGUAUUGUCUACACUGACUGGCAGAGUCUCUCCAGAGUUUCAGGCAAGGGUUUAUUCAAGCCCUACCUGGGGAUGCUGCAGAUUGAACCUAGAACCUUCUUUAUCCAAAACAGAUUCUUUACCACUAAGCUAUGGUGAGGAAGGCUGGCAUCCUUAGUGGCAGAACUUGCUAGCAGACUCCUUUGAGGGCUGACAGUGGGGUUGAGAUGCUGCUUCACUCCGUCCUAGUACAAGUAGUAGCUAAUCAGGGGUUUAAAGUAUGAGGUGAUUGUGUUCAGAAAGCUUUUUUUUUUAAUCAGGGCUCGUUUUCAGAUGUCACGUUAACUGAAGCAAGAUGAGCGCCACACUCCACAGUUAAGUUUGACUGGACCAUCCAGGGGUCCUUUACCUUUUUUACCUUUACAGGUACAGCCAGGCAAUGUAUCACACUGAUGGAGUCUCUUAACUCAAUAAAAACUGCAUGGGCAUUUAAUUUUUUAGCUGAGAACCGUAUCACCAAAUCUUGGGAAGUACAAAAUCAGAAGGAUAAUUAUAUUCUGAUCUUCACAAUUCAUCCAGCAGGGCAUGUCAGUUCACAUCGGAAUUCACAGAAAUCAUAUUCCUCAAGCCUCCCUGGUCAAAACAUCUUAAUUUUGUCAGGUGAAGAUUUAGAUGGCAACCCUAAAGACAUAAAAACAAGGGAAAGCCCUAUUAAACACAAAUGACUGACUUCUGGGUAAACCUGCCUAGAAUUUCACUGGUGGGCAAACAGUUGAGAUAAUGGUGGCUUCUUGGGCAUGUGGCCAUUUGGCAAGUCAUGAAUGCUGACAAAAUGGUGGUUCACCGCCCAUGGAAACGUAUGAAAUCUGACGUGAGCCAGGAGGUGGUAUGCUGUGAUCUUACCACAUGUAUUAGUGAUACAUAUAUCAGAGCCUUCAUAAAAAUAGACGAUAUUUCUGUGGCUAUACCAAUGCAUCUGCUUCUACGCUAUUUAAUAAAAAAGGAAAGAGAUGUGGGUGCCGAUCAGAAGGUUGGAGGUUCGAAUUCAUGUGACAGGGUGAGCUCCCGUUGCUCUGUCCCAGCUCCUGCCAACCUAGCAGUUCGAAAGCAUAUCAGUGCAAGUAGAAAAAUAGGUACCACUGUGGCGGGAUGGUAAAGGACGUUUCCGUGCACUCUGGUUUCCGUCACGAUGUUCUCAUGUGUCAGAAGCGAUUUAAUCAUGCUGGCCACAUGACCCGGAAAGCUGUCUGUGGACAAAUGCUGGCUCCCUUGGUCUGAAGCAAGAUGCCGCACCCCACGGACACCUUUGACUGGACUUAACCAUCCAAGGGUCAUUUACCUUUACCUUUACUUAAAAAAAAAGGUUGCUAAAAGGAACAGUUCUCUGUUAAAACAAAAUGGAAGUGUGUAUUGUUAGGAUUGGCUUUCCUCUUUUUACCUCGCCGGUGAAUUUUGAGCGUAGAAUUUUCACAGUUGCAAGAAAAUUGGUGCCUGCUUCCAUCAAGAUGGAAUGACAUGAACAAUAGGAGGAGAUCGAAGAUUGGAGAGCAGUGCUUGACGAAGUGGUUGGCCAUUGUUUCCAGCUUUGAGUUGGCAAAGCUCAGCAAAAAUGGCGCUUCUGCAGUUGACUAGAAUAGGAUGUGGGUGAGCUGUGCUCAAGGUCAUUUGUGGAGGAAGAGUUGGACUACGCACCUGAUGGUUGCAUGUGGCUUGUGGUCAGCAUGUGACCUGCUCCUGCUUAGACAAUUAAGAGCCACCCCACAUACUAGUUGGGAGGUACAGGAGGAAUUAAAGGGAGCAUUCUUUUAAUGGUAUUUGUCCCAAUAAUGAUAUGCUAUCAAAGGUAAUUAUUUCAUGACGGCUUGGUUACAGCAGUUGUUUUAUCCUGAAAUGAAAGUCUGUGUUGGGCGCUUUUGAUUGGGAAGACGAUCAUAUCAAAUUAGUCCAAAUUAGAUUUUUGUCUUUAUAAAGGUGAGCAAAGCCAUGAGCAGUGUUAUUAAAUUGGUAUGUUCUAGCCUACAAAUGAUCCAGCCCUCUUGUGGGUUAAAGAAGCUAUUAUUCUGUCCUUUAUGCUGACGGCUUCACUACCGAUUAGCCUUGUGUUGGUAUCCCCCCCCCCCCAAAUAAAUGCUUGGCUCCUUAUGAUCUUUGUGUAUGCAAUGAUAAUAUUAAUACAGAGUCGUAGGCCCAUUCAUUAAGAAAUGACUCUAAAAUGAGGUUGCUUCAUUUAAAAUUGGAGAGCUGCAGAUGUUGUGUGCAGACGUUUCUUUUUCGGAAUUAGCCGUGUGGCUUAUAAUUUCCAAGUGGCUAAAGCUCUUGUUAGCAAGAGUGCUGGGGUGUUAAGAAUGGCCCUAUAAAUAACUUUAAGAAGGGAAGUUGAAGGUGCUUCUUUUUAAAGACUAUUGUUAACUAAACAUUAUUGCCAAGCAGAUGGAAAGCAUUCACCAGCCUGAUGUUUUUACUCUAAUUAUAUUAUCUCCAGUCCUGUACGGCUCAGUUGAAGAGGUGUAUCCAGGGGCCAAUUUAUAAUCAUUUAACCAACACCUGUUUGGGAAAAAUUGACAGUCAAAGGGCACAUUUAAAAAAAAAUCACAUAUGUUCUUGUAUUUACUGCCUCAAUGUGAAUGUUAGCUAGCUGAAAACAAACUUGGUUGAAAAGACAAAGUCCCUGGGAAAAUUGAUGUAUCACUUUCUAAGCAUUUUUAUCUAUUUUAAUUUGGCAUGUCUUUUCCACCCUUGCCUUGUGGCUAAACAGGGAGACCACAGCUCAAUUUUCCUGCUAUGAUUUAUCCUAUCAGUUCCUAGUCUGCUUUUAAAUAGCCCUGAUUUGCAAUCUUAUAAAAUCUUGAUGGGAAACUCACCAACCUAGGGACGUAAAAUCAGCACUUGUGUGUAUGUGUAUGCUAGAAGUGAAUUCAUUUAUCUGAGUGCAGUUCUUCAUGUAGCCAAAAUGGCACUACGCUCCUGCAAGGAAAAGUAUCAUCCUGCUUGGGAACGAACCCUAGGGUUUUCCGAAGUACAAAUAAUAUUUCCAGGGAGUGGGGAGACUGUGGGGAGGGAGAACACCUCAAAAACAACAUGGCAAGGACUGAGCCUGUUCAAUGGGCUGUGAUGACUGUCCGUUGGCAGAGGCGGGGGCUGUGGAAAAUGGGUGGAAGAGGGAAUAGAGUGACUAUUCUGGGUGUGAACAUGAAUAUGCCACACCAUUUUGUUACUGUUCUUCAUGAAGAUAGAAUUAUUACCUAGCGUCCUGGAACUUUUAUUGAAUGUUUUCAUUGCAUGUUGUUAGAAGUCUUCAUUGUAUUAACUGGGAUAAAUAAUAGAAUGAUAGAUAAUUUACAAUACACAAAUAAACUAUAUACUAGGGUUGCCAUAUUUCAGAAAGUGAAAAUCCAGAUGCAGAAGUUGUUGAGCUUUCCCCCCCUCAAUAAAAUAAAAUAAAAUGGAAGUUUUUCCCUAUAUUUUCUAGGAAAAUCGCCAAAAAAUCAACAUUGCCAAUAUGGGCUGCCAUAUGCCCGGGUUUUCCUGGAUAUUUUAGCUGCUUCCCGAUAAUUCCAGCCAGACACCAUUUUCAGCGGAAGAAUCCCGGCUAUGACUGGGAAAUUCCGGAUGUAUGGCAGCCCUACUAUAUAUGAGAUCUUUAAAUGUCCACAAUACGCAUAUGGAUCAUGCUCUGAAUGAGUUCUGCAACAGAAGCUCUUUAGCUUUGGGAGAAAUCUUGGUAUAGGGAUCAAACAAGAUUCUGGAAGUUCUGACCACUUGCAGGUUUCUGCAUUCAGAGUAUCUGGAUAAUUGCCACUGGAUAAUAAGGACCGAAGCUAACCAUGGGCUUCCCUGUAGUAAGUUUACACUUUGGAUAUUCAGUAAAUACAAGCCCAGAUUAGGUCUCAUCGCCCAAACAUUUAUGACUAUGAGAUAACCAGGACAUUAGCGUUGACAAAGGUAAUGCUAACACACUGGGCGAGGGUGGUGUAGCUGUGUUCAUCAUAUUUGAGAAGAAAGUGGACUUCUCUCGAUUUUGUUUUAAGCUGAUGCAAUCAUAUUCUGCAAAGGGUCUGAUUUGCACAACAGAUAAGACUCCUAUUAAAAGUUGCUUCAUCCUCUGUAGCUCAUACAUUGUUCUCCCGCUGUGGUAAACUGGUUCUCUGUAAUGCCCCUCUCAAAACAAAGCAGCAAAGUCCGUGGUCCCUGGGUGGGAACAUGCACAUUACUAAAAUAGUAGAUAGCAAACACUCUAAAAUCAAGUGGGAGUUGUGUACUGGUGUGUAAAAGCUAAUACACCCCACUAUCACGUUGCAUUCUUGAACUACCCACUGUCUUGUUAAGCCUUUGCAGCAUUACUGUUUUUCUAAAAAUGCAAUGAGUUGUUGCCUGUAUUCGAGGGUUUUUGUAGAGUUCCUUUGCGGGGGUCUUGUACUCUCUGAUAUGCAGAGAGGAAGCCAUAAGAGCUGUUCCGUGAAAGCUCAUACAAAUUGCCUGCAUUUUUGUAAUUGCUGGUUUCAUUUAGGUUUUGCUGGUAAUGGAUACUAGGACACAGCAGACAUUUAUACUGAAGGUAAGUCAUUAUUUUUUCCUAUAUCAUUUGGCGCGCUGAUGUUUGUCUCCUCGCCUGCCCACAGAUUCAGUCAACAAAAUCAAGACCCCAAAGUGCCACAGGCACUAAUUGAUAAAGCCUUGAACAACUUAGGUCCAGGGUACCUUAGGGGCCCACCUGGACCCAGCUUGAUCACUGAGAUCAUCGCUCAGAGUAUUGCUGGUUGUCCCCUGAGUUGGUGAGGCUCAGUUGGCAUCAACACAAAAUAGAGUCUCUUGCUUGUCUGCAUGGAGGACAGAGAGGUAUGUGUGUAGAAACGAGCCUUAAGGACCACCUCUCUCCAUAUGAACCUGCCCAGACCCUGAGAUCACCUUCUGAUGGCCUUCUUCGCCCACCUCCUCCAGGAGAGCUCCAGAAGGUGGCAACCCGAGAACGGGCUUUUUCUGCAGUUGCUCCCUGUUUGUGGAAUGCUCUCCCCAGGGAAGUUUGGCUGGCGCCUUCAUUGUACCCCUCUAAAUGCCUGGCAAAAAUGUUCCUAUUCAACCGUGCCUUUGGCUGAUUGAACAUCCGAUACCCCUUUAAAUGUGUUGUGGAAGGGGAGGAGUAUGUCUUUGUUCUUAUUUUUAUUAUGUAUUUUUUAUAUUGUAGCUUUAUGUUGUGAAUUGUCCCGAGAUAUACGGGUAUAGGGUGGUAUACAAAUUUAAUAAGUAAUAAUAAUACUGAACAAAGGCAAAUGUUACAUUCCUACCUCUGACGGCUUUUGGUUCUGGCCUUGCCAACCACUGGCGUGUGGCCCCCAGAAGCGAUUAUGAGCCCCCCUGGUUUACAUCCUGUUUGUGGAGUUUAGCAUACAAGGGGAAAUCGCAUGACACCAUCAGGCUGAGAAAAGUCCCCCACUUUCCACUUUCAGGAUAUCCGCCUCCCCUGAACCAUCUAUGAUGCCUUUUAUUGUUGUGCCCCAGAUUAUGAUAGGAAAAGGUGUUCUAUAAGGUCUUUGUUAGCUAAGGAUGGCAAUGCAACACCUCCUCCUCCUGUCUCCUCUUAGCAAGUUUGUAAAACAAAAUGUGCAAUGUGAAGCCAUCAAAUGGAUGCUUAUGAACUUUGUGUAGCCUUUGCCAAUCUGGUGCCCUCCAGAUUUUUCGGACCACAACUCCAAAACAUCUGGAGGGCACCAGGCUGGCAAAACCUGCUUUAGUUUCCUGAAACACAUUUUAUCUGUGUGUUUACCAGCAGCAAGGCUCCCCUCAUCACGCUUCCCUUUGCCCGUGCCACCUUUUGAAGUAAUAACCUCUUUGGGAAACAAACCGUGUCACGCCAUCAAGCUGAGGGAAAGACAGAGCGGUGUGUGCUUGCUCCUAACCCAUUAAAAGUGGGUCGGAGUGUGUGUGUGUGUAGGGGGGAAGGCUUGCCUACGAAACGUGGGUGGAUGUAAAAAUUUGCACCUUACUCUCCAACUUAAAGCACGGCACCCACCCACCCUCCAAAAUAGAUUUUUUAAAAAAGGUCACGGGGAAAUAACAGAGUGUCAUCCUGAUGACUUGGUUUGCGAGAGAUUCUAAUGAAAACAUUGACCCAUGUAAUUGAUUUUAAUGGGAGCUUUGUGCCAUCUUCUGUUCUCUGGACCUGCGCCAGAUGCCAUCAGCAAGGCCUCGGGGGACCGAGGGCCAUAGAGCAGCAGAUGAGUGGCUUCUCUGAAGCCUGGAGUAACUCGGAUAGAUUAGUUUGGUUGAUAAACACCAAGCACAGCAUGCUGCAAAGGCAACUGAGGGUACAACUGACCUUUUUGUUCUCUGUCAGGGUCUAAGGAAAAGUAGCGAGUACAGCAGGAAGAGAAAGACCAUCAUCCCCCGCUGUGUGCCCAACAUGGUGGCCCUGCACAAGUACAUCAUCUCGGAGGAGUCGGUCUUCCUUGUACUGCGCCAUGCGGAAGGUGGGUCUGCCGCUUCAGAUCUCUUGCAGGAGGGAUCGGGGAGGGGAGGAGGAGGAGAACGAUGCUGGCUUUUCAGUCAGCAGCAUCCCGGAAUUAUUGGGCUGUCUUUCAAGCCAGAGGUUUUGGAGGCACGGCUGCAAAGCACAUAAAUGCCACACACCUCUUUCUGAAUCGCUUGCUAUGUGCAGUUCCCACUUUUUGCAUUUUUGCGCUUGUCUUGGAAGUUUUCCCCAACCCUCCUGAAGCACCAAAACACAGGAGGGCAACAGCUUAAGUUUAAGAGGACCCCAGUACCAGUUAAAAGUUUGGGGGAGGGAUGUGGGGAAGCCUUUUUCACCACUGCUGGCACUAAACCCCAGCCAACCUGAGCAUUUGUACUGCCAUGCUAACUCAUGGAUUGUGCAUAUGAAACUCUUAUGCAAGUCGUGCACCUGGGAUUUGUAAUGUGUUUUUUUUUUAUUUGUUUCUGGAGCAAUAAGGCGCACUUGCCAUGUUUUGACCCAUAUUGAGAGGCAGCAAGUCCCUGUCCUGUCCCGGAAAUUUUUAUUGAGUUUGUGAUAUAUACAUUACUUUGAGGCAUUUUCUUAAUGACAGCAGAACCCUUUUGGCUUUCCAAUAUGUUGCUCGUUGCUGCAUUUCAAAAGUGGCAGUGCUCAAAACCCCCAGCCUAGCUGUGAGUGUGCAAGGCGAUGGUGUGUGCAAGGUGGCUGCUUAAUCAGCCUUCAAAAUGAAAUGUGUUGUGCAAAGCAGUGAUGAUAUUCUCAGAUAGGUUGUAGCCCAGCUACAUCUGGGCAGCCACAUGUUCCCUGCUCCUGCCAUUAGACUAUAAGGAGAGUGCUCCUGGCUCAGAUCCAAAGUUCCAUCUGGUCCAACACCCCAUUUCCAACUGUAGCCAUCCAGAUACCUCUAAAAAUCCCAAAAGCAGGCUCUGAAGGCAACACCUGACCUCUGCCCCCCAUGUCUGAUUCUUAGCAGGUAGGCAACCUCUGAACAUGGCUCUGUUUUAAAGCAGCCUGGUAAAUAAACCCGCAGAACUCCCCAGCUGGCAAAAAUAGCUAACUUCCUCAAUACACAGUUGCUGCUGAUGAAGUGAAGGGCAAGCUGGUCCCCCCCCCCGAACCCCUCAUUCCAUGGACAGAAACUGACCAUAGUCAGAGUUGAAACUUACUUCAGCAAUGCUGAUGGGGCAGUGCCCACCUCACCAGAGAAUAGCAGAGAUCGGUAGACUCAUAAUCUGGGGAACCGGGUUCGCGUCUCCGCUCCUCCACAUGCAGCUGCUGGGUGACCUUGGGCCAGUCACACUUCUCUGAAGUCUCUCAGCCCCACUCACCUCACAGAGUGUUUGUUGUGGGGGAGGAAGGGAAAGGAGAAUGUUAACCACUUUGAGACUCCUUCGGGUAGUGAUAAAGCGGGAUAUCAAAUCCAAACUCUUCUCUUCUUCUCAGGGGGCACAGGGCAGGCUGUGUGGCACACAUAGCUCUUGUCUCACUCUCGCACUCCCGGCAUCUGACAUUUGAGGCAGUCGCUUCACUCUGCCUAAUGGUUAGGGACGGCCCUGCUUACCUGUUGAAGGCUUGCAGAGGCAGGACAAAGAACUCUGUUCACCUUACAGCCCCUGCUGCAUUUCCAUGCUGGAUGUUGGGGUUGAGGGCUUCCUUCUUUGGACAACCCACUUGGUUUCCUUGCUGGAUGCAGACAAGAGACAGAGCACUCUGCCUUCCCUUCACUAGCCCAUGCUAGUUCCCUGAACUCGCCUGCAUACAAGUCCAUAUUGCCCUUGCCUACCAGGCUAGUGCUUAAAUGCAUGGCUGUUCCUAACAUGGGAGAAGUUAAACCCCUUGUAAUCUUCGGCAAAUGAGCCGGUUUCUGUUCUGUGGUUAAUAUACCUAGCAUCCAUACGAGAAUAAUCACUGCUGCUUUUAAUUAUUAUUUAUUUUUAUUUUAUUUUUUAAAGCCAGCUUUUUGUUGAGUUUCCACAGUUUACGCAGCAACUGAUCUGGUUUUCUAAAAGGAAAAAUAGCCAAUGGCAUCACAUAGGAGUUGAAAGCAGCACAGCAGAGUGGUGGCUUCCGUGUCUUUAGGAAAUUUGCUGGUAUGUUCAGGGAACAGGUGGCAAAGAAUAAUUACUUAUUAACUCCCCCCGCCCACCUGAAUAACACAGGGAUUUAAAUAUUUCUUACUUUUAAUUAGCUCCUUUGUUCAGAAUGGAAUGGAGCCUAAAAAAAAUACAUUGCUUUAAUAUAAUACAGCAAUCCCUCAGUUUGCGUGGGGUUACGUUCCGGGGAUUGCCCCUAAAGCCAAAAUCUCAUGUAGUCAAAACACAUUUGGUGCAAUGGUGGGUGGGAUUGCCAAAAUCUUUUUCCUCUUGGCCCCCCCACCUAUUUUUUCACUUUUACUUAAUUCCGGAAUAUAUCCAUCCAGUCAUGUUUUAGAAAUCCUGAGCUGCAUUCUGGAAACCAGACUCCAAGCAACAGAAAGCAGCAGUGACAAUGUUUUUCUUAUAGUCGUAUCCAGACAUCAUAGAUCAAUCUAGUAGAACCUUAUCUCUUCUCUCUUCCCCCCCCCCCCGUCUCUCCUGCAACAUCUUGGUCACGAUGUAUUAAAUGUCUUGUUAAAGACGAGGACAUCCAUAAAGUGUCUGUUAGCUAUGUCACAAAGCACUUGGCUAGAUGUAAUGUGAUGGAAAGCCAAUCUGAGGCUUCACUACUACUUAGCGGUGUCAGUGCCAGAAAUUGUUGAAACAGAUGCUUGUUUAUGCUUAAAAAGAGUUGACACUUCCCAACAGCCACUUAGACGCUGAUAUCCGUCAAAGCCCUCCCCACCCCUGGCCCCCCAGACUCCUUUAAAACAGUCUGGGGGGCAAGGGGUGCGAAGGGCUUUGACGGAUAUUGGAGUUUAAGUGGCUGUUAGAAAGUGUCAACUCUUUUUAAGCAUAAACAAGCUGGAGUUCAUAUCCAUCUGGAAAGCACUCAAGAAACUUCAAAAUGAAGAUGUUUCCUGUUAGCAGACGCUGAUAUUGUAGCAGGACAAUACUAUAGUAGCCUUAUAUCUUUCCUGUCUACAGUCUUAAGGGUCACGCGUGUGGAUGUAGAAAGGCACUGUUUUCCAUUCUGCCGUGUCUUCGUCUCAGUGCAGCACUGUUUCUUUAACACUGCAGUUCAUCUUCUGCCCCAGAGUACAUUAUUCAUGUCACAUUAUCUUGCCAUUAAAUUAUUCUGACCUGUUCAUUUUAGUGCAAAGGAAGCACACUGUAAAUUGAGUGGUGGUGGGAUAAUCAAUUGUGUAUUGUUUUGUGCACUGAGCGAAACAACAGUGAAUAUCAGUCAUAUUCCCUGGAUUGAUUUCUGUUCCAGACAGGGGACAAAUAAGUGAACCUCCUUCAAUCUCUUCCCCAUCCCCAUUUUCAGUAGACUUCUCUGAUGUCUCUAGUCAGAAGUACUGCCAACCGUACAUUUUGUUCCAUGGACAGAAAGCAGGAAGCACGUGUGCCCCCCCCCCCAGACUCUUUUUAGCUUGACACAAAGAUUGUUCAGUAAAUAUAAACUACUUUUGAGGGAUGGCCCUUACCUGGAUCAAGCUUGGUGGUGUGUCUCAAGGCAGCUUACAACAUGAGAAGAUUUACAUAAUUACAAACAUAACAAAAGUAGUCAUGAAUAUUAAAUAAAACACAUCCAAAAGUUGAUGCGUGUUGGUGUCCAUCUGCCUCAAGAGACAAUGGAGUGUCCCUUCAGGGGUGAAGUCAAACCACUGUGUUAGCAGUACUGGAGUGACCUUUCCAGGGUGCAAACCUGGGCAGUGUGUAUGGAGAUCCUGGGCUGCCCAGAUGACAAGACCCCAAUCUUAGCCUCACCAGUUGUGCUCCAAGGGAAAACAGAGCAAAAAGUACACAAGCAAAUUGAACAAUAUCCAUAUAAAUCAUAAAUCAUAAGAUCUAACAGUAAAGAUGCAAAAAUGAAUAUCAAUAGUAGCAACAGCGUACGCCCCCCCAGCAACCCCCCAGCCCAAAAGUCUGAAUGACUGAAGGGAAGCUACAUGGAUAUUUAGAUGCUGACAUGGAAAGUGUCUAUUAGACAUCUGAUGCAAGGGACUGGACCUGGGACCUUUUGCAUGCAAAGCAUGCCCUCUACCUACGAACCUUUCCUAAUUGCUAAUAAGGUGCAAUAUUUAAGGAAACUCCUUUGCAUCAAUUGAUUUCCCCAACCCCCUGAUAUUUUUACAUGCAUUAGAUGGCCAGUAGUGCACCAGCUCUGCCUAAUGCAUUUAAUUGAUCUUAUCCAUCACAGUACAAGAUAGAAAAGAUUAUUAGUGUGUCAUUCAUAAAGACAUAAUUACAUACCCAGAAGGAAAUAUUGCUCCUCUGUAACCUAGAUUGGGCAUUUUGAGGUGUCUUUGUAUGCAAUAAAAUCCUUGAUUCUGUUUCUCUCUAACCCAACUAUUAUUAUUUUUUAAUUGUUUACAUAUUUUUACUUUGGUGCCUUUCCCAUAACAUUCAUACAGAAAUGACGAUAUAUUCAAAUGAUUUUCAUUGGUUGAACAUCGAGGUGUGCAUCAACAUCAAAAAUGGGGUUUUCCUUUAUUUUCACUCUCAGCUUCUAAAAACAGUUGUGCGGUGGUUUUUUCCUAACUUUUGGGAGUGCAUUGAUCAGAGUAAUGACAGGUUUCAGAAAGCAUCUGAAAUUAAGAGCUUAGAAUUGUAUUUAUGAUGAUGCCAAUUAUUUAUAAAGCGGCAUCAGUAAACAUGGCACUUUGUAGAGCAAAAUGCAGAUCCCUUUCCCCCAAGAGUUUAAAAUCUAAAUUUUGAUGGGCGGGACACAGUGAAAGGAGGCAGGGGAGGGGGGAGUAAGUAGCUGAAAGCAAGCAAAUCCAGUUGCACAUAUUUAAGCUUUGUUUCCGCUAGGUAUGAAUUCUUAAGGGAUAGAAUUCUUGUGGAUAGAGCACAUGCAGAAGGUCUCAGGUCCCAGCAACUCUGUUUAGAAGAAUAAGGUAGGAAGAGAUAAGAAUGGCUACUGCCUGACACCAGCCAAAAUACUCAAUACAAGGCUAGGUGGAUUAAAAGCCAGAUGUUAUAAGGUAGCAUCAUAUGUUCAUAAGGAUUUAAGAACUAGAAAACCUCCAUGGAAAGGAAGGGACACAAUGGGUAGGUGGGCGAGUUUGUAAAAGUAAAUGUUAACAGUUGGACUUUAGGUAAAUACAUGCCCCUGACUCUGACAGCUCAAAAGAAUUUCUAGUGAUAUUUCACAUUGUAUUCCCUACCUACUUAUUAAUAUUAAUCAAACAUCCUCUUCCUCCUCUUGCUGCUGCUCCUCCUCGUCCUCCCCGCAGUAUGUUUAUGAUUUGUUACGCUUGUUAGGUGCUUGUUGCCUGAAGGUCUCCUACAGCACAUUUAAAAACAUAAAUAUAAAUAUAUUAGAUCAUAAAAACCAAACCAAAGAGAUGAUUUCAGAUGAUUGUGUCAGACUUCCCUGUUCACAAAAGCUUUCUCUGAAGUGUGACCCGGUUUGAUAGCAUUCGCUUAUUACUGCCUGAUGGCAUGGUAUAUAUUUUUAUAUAUUGUGAGAUUUUAUGCUUUACGUUUCAUACAAAUUUGUGUAAUAAUAUAUAAAUGCACAAGAGAGAAACAGUUACAGUCAACUGGCAAUAAUAUGCUUCCUGAAGUCUUCCAUUUGGGGUCCAACUUAAAGCUAAUUGAUGCUCAUAUAAAGAUAAGAGUAAGGAGAUGGAGAUGGAAAGGGCUUGACAAGAUGGUCAUUGCAGAUAUAUUGCUAAUUUGUCUAAGCAGGGUUAGAGAAUUAGAAGCAGACUGGGACGUAGUAUGGACUAUCUUUCAUAUGGGCAUUCAACCUCUUCUCUUGAUUUCAGCCAUUCUUAACCAUGGGUGCAACAAGCUAGGGUUGUUUAUUUCUUAACCUAGCAUUUAGAACCAAGGGCAAUUUGAUGUUUUCCUGACAUGCAUGUCUGUAAAGGAAACACAAUUAAUCCCAAUUACUUUAUUUGUUGUAGGAGGCAAGCUGUGGUCUUAUAUCAGUAAGUUCCUCAACAGAAGCCCCGAAGAAAGCUUUGAAGACCCCAAAUCCAGAAGAUCGAGUUCUACCAAAAUACAUUUGCACCAGGCAACUCCUAGUCCUCAAGAUAUUGGCAGCAGCAUUGACUCUAGAGGAAGCAAUGGUGGUAACAUGCUGAAGGUGUUACCGCUGAAGACCAGUCUCACUCCAAGUUCUCAAGAUGGCAGUAGUAACCAGGAAGAUGGCCAGGAAAGUUCUCUCAAGUGGAUUGAUUCGGGGUCCAGUUCAGAGGAAGAAUGCACUACAAGUUACCUAACCUUAUGCAAUGAAUAUGGUCAAGAAAAGGUCGACCCCGGAUCGUUAAAUGAGGAGCCUAUUCUGAAAACAGACAAUGGCACUCUCAUUACCAAAGAACAGGGAGGCAUCAAGGCACGUGAUGAGCCUGCCAGUGGGAAUUUGGGGUCCCCAUUCACAUCUCAGGAAGUAAACUUUUUUGCCGACGACGUUGAUCAAGAAAUUGUUAGUCCCACCCCAAUAUCAGAAUCGUUAAGCAAAUCCAAGAACAGCCCCAUGGAAUUCUUCAGAAUUGACAGCAAAGACAGUGCCAGUGAACACCUGGGCCUGGAUUUUGGAGAGAAACUUUCCAGCUUAAAAUCUGAGUCUUUGAAACAGUUUUUGUCCAUGCCAGAUCAGGAUAAGAGCCUCGAUGCCAUAGAAACCAAGCUGGGCCCUGCCUACCAGGACACAAUCAGCAGGGGCUCCAAUGACUCAGUGCCAGUGAUCUCCUUCAAGGACGUUGCCUUUGACGAUGUGAGUAGCGUGGACGAAGGAAGACCUGACCUUCUGGUCAACCUGCCAGGCCUCACGGAGCAGACGAAAGAAGCCACGGCAGACGGGCCGGCUAAGCUGGCGGAGCAGAAGGGUGACAGUUUGGAGAGCAAACUUUUGGAAACCCCUGACGUCUUGCAACUGAAUAACAGCGCAGAGCAAUGCAGAGGAGGCCUUGAGCCAAAGGUGGACCAGGUGGAGGGAGAAGACACUCAGGAAGCGAUCAGGACAUUCCACAGAGCUGCUAGUGACCCAGUUGGCUCUGGGGAUAGGACUCUCUUUCGAGGGCUUGGAGCAGCCUCUGCGUCAUCACUGGACGCAUUCAGUGUGCAGGGAAGGUUGCUGACUUCUAAGGCACAAGCGGGUGCUGAAGAACGCAGCUUAGAUUUGGACAACGAAGCUGUUCUGCUGUUUUCUGAUCAGGCGGAAGACUUGAGUAAAGAGGAAACCGCCUCUGCUAUGUUGCACAAAGCAGAACGCAAAGAGUCGGGUGCGAGGGGCAGAGGAGAGAAUGAGAUACACCAGAUAUUUCAGGACCUCGACGAGAGAUUAGCGCUAACCUCCAGAUUUUACCUCCCUGAGGGCUGCGUUCAGAGAUGGGCAGCUGAAAUGGUAGUAGCCCUUGAUGCCUUGCAUCGAGAAGGAAUUGUGUGCCGUGAUUUGAACCCAAACAACAUCUUAUUGAAUGAUCGAGGUCAGGAACUUCUGCAAAUGCAUUUCUUUUUAUUCGCUGUUGCUUCCAAUUAACUGAGUAGGCGUUUUAUCUUGUAAUUAGUAUCUUCAUUUCCUGUCUAGAGCUUCAUUAUCAAUGCAGCAAAUUCACCCCCAGUAAUAGCUUCUAGUACUUAAUGAUGCCAUUAUUCUUAAUGAUACUGUUUUUAGCUACAAAAGGAGUAAUUACAGUUCACUUCUGCAGAAAAUGGAAGGGAAAAAUGUUUUGAUUUCUCCUGUCGUUUUGUUUUUAGGACACAUUCAGCUAACGUAUUUUAGCAGGUGGAGUGAGGUUGAAGAUUCCUGUGACAACGAUGCCAUAGAGAGAAUGUACUGUGCCCCAGGUUAGAGCAAUCACCUCAAAUGUUUCACUUGGAAAACAGAUUAGCAGCUUUCAUUUUCUCAUGGAGCUUUCAUCCCAUCCCACCCUCUGUUCCUUGGGAAUACAAGCUGUUCAACAUCUUCUAGCUCUUUUUUAUUUUUAUUUUUAAUACGUUAUUUUGGAAUCUGAAAUGCUGAUAACUGAGUGUUGUUUAGCUGGAGAAUAUCACUGAGAAUUGUAGUUUUAACACAUGUGCAUUAAGGUUCUGAAAAGCCAUGUUCUUUUAAGAGUGUGCAAACAUCAUCUAUGUGUACUCGAGGGAUGGGGAAUCUGUGCCUCUGGUGGUGUUGGAACUCCUAUUCCCAUCAGCCCCAGUAAGCAUGGCCAGUGGCUUGGCAUGAUGGGAAUUGUAGUCUAGCAACAUCUAGAGGGCUUGAGGCUCCCCAUCCCUGACGUUAUUCAUGGAAAUGAGGGGGUUGUUGUUAAAAUAUAUCGUGCUUUGGGGGACAUGUCAAAAAUGCAUUAUGUGCCUUCUUGUGCUAUCUUGCACAAGAGAUGUUCCCAGUAGACUGUGUCUCUGUGGUGCUGAAUGUGCCAUGGAUUCCCAGUACAUCCAAACACAAGUAGCCAGGGGUGUACAAGAAGUGGCAGUGACAUGUCUUUGUGACCUUUAAAAGUUCUAAAGAUAAUGUGGCGAGAAUAUGCUUUGUGUAGACAAAUUUUCAUGUCAAGUAAGCUGGGCUCCAGAGGAGGGAGGCUUAAAGAAUUGUGGUGUUUCAGAUUGGGAAAUGCUUCUUUGUGAAAGAAAGUACUUAUUUGCACAGCAUGUAGUUAAACUGUGGAACUCGCUGCCACAGGAAGCAGUGGCGGUGACCAAUUUGAUGGCUUUAAAAGAGGAUUAGACAAAGUUCAUGAUGGUAAAGGCUAUGCUUCUGAAUACCAGUGUCUGGAAACAACGGUUGGGGUGGGGUGGGGGGUGGGGAAUGCUCUUGUGCUCAGGUCCUGCUUGUGGGCUCUUCACAGGCAUCUGGUUGGCCACAGGAUGCUGGCCACAUGGGCCUUUGGCCUGACCCACCAGGCCUUUUCUUAUGUCUUAUGAAGGCAGCCUGAGACAUUAAUCAAGGAAGUGUCUCCUGAACAUCCAUGGGGAGACUGUUCUGUAAAUAGGGCUCCCCAGUGGAAGAAGACCCCACCUAACGACUGAAUAGGGAGAUGCUCAGAGAAGAGCUUCAGAAGAUAACCUUAAUAGGCUGGCAGAUUCACAUAGACAAAGGGCCUCUUAGGACUUUAUAGGUCACAGCCAGCACUUUCGCCCAGAAAUAAAUUGGAGGCCAGUGCAGUUUGUUUCAGCACCAGUCUUUUUGAUGAACAUUUGUCAGUAUCCCAGUUGUUGCAUUCUGAACUAGUCAUAUUUUCCCAAAACACAUUUAAAACACAUUGUGCUAAUCUAACACAGAUUAGAUCAGAUAGGUCUCUCUCAGGUGCAAGAGCCAGUGGGGAUCUUAUUGCCUCAGUAGGCCAGUGGGGUUCUAGAAUUAAACUUCAUACAGUGGUACCUCGGGUUACAUACGCUUCAGGUUACAUACGCUUCAGGUUACAGACUCUGCUAACGCAGAAAUAGUGCUUCAGGUUAAGAACUUUGCUUCAGGGUGAGAACACAAAUCGGGCUCCAGCGGCGUGGCAGCAGCAGGAGGCCCCAUUAGCUAAAGUGGUGCUUCAGGUUAAGAACAGUUUCAGGUUAAGUACGGACCUCCAGAAUGAAUUAAGUACUUAACCUGAGGUACCACUAUAAUCUCUUUUGAUAAAUUGCAAAGGGUUGGCCUGUGCCUGUCAGGGACUUCUGCAAACUUGAUAGGCAGAACUGCAUAUUCUUUGCUUUUAAUCCUCUAAAAUGUAAUGCAGUUAAGGAGGCAUUGCUGCUAGGAAUCCCUUCUUUCUGGAACUUUGAUCUUAGUUCUAAAAGCACAGAUUGUGUUUGCAAACUUUCAGUUUUUAAAGUCAUAUGUGGAAGCAUUGCUUUGAGUAAUGUUUACACGAAUGAAUGAAUUUGAGUGGCACGUGCCAAUAUGUAUAGUCACAUUGUACAGCUCUGGCUGUUUGACUUAAAUUCUCACCUCUGCCCUGCUCUGGCAUGUACACACACACGUACAUCCUGUUUUCCAUGUCCAUAUUUUCUGCUUGCUCCUAAUACUUCAGGUAGCAUCAUUUGGAAUUUUAAUACUGUCAAGCCUUUUCCAAAGGUUACUGGCUUCAUAAAGAUGGAGCUAACCUUUUGUGAGCAUUUGUUUGUUGCAAAGUAGAAAACAAGAAAGCUCGCUACAGUCAAUAUUAUAAUAAUAUCUUAUUUCUGAAGCAUUUUUUUUUAAAGCAAGGCACUGUACAAUAUGCUAACAUAAGAUUAACUGUGACAAAACCCUAUCUGCAGACUUACAAUAUAAAUAAACAGGUCUGUGAAGAAAAGCAAGGCAGGGGAUGUAAGGCAAGAAACUGCAUAAGUAUUUAUGGAUUUCUAAAUCUUGAUUUCUGUUUUCAGAGAUGGGAUCUUGCAGCACUUCAUCUCAUGCUGCAGGAGAUGAUCUAAAGCUGCUUUCCCCAACUUGGUGGUGCCCUCUGGGCGUUUUGGACUCCCAUCAUCCCCAGGUGGUAUGACCAUAGGUCAGGGAUGAUGGGAAUUGUAGUCCUGAAGCGUACCAGGUUGGAGAAAGCUGAUCUACAAGAAAGCUCACAUUCAACUAAGCUAUGGUGUAGAAUCAGGAUUUACUUAGUAUGUUCUUCUGUGGUGGUUGCUGCAACAGGCACAGCUUUGGCUGUCCUUAGUUGUACAUCUGGUGGAUUUUGAGGCAAGAGGACAAAAGACGUUGCUCACAUAAGGCAGGGGCUGCCAAUGUGAUUCCCACUAGACACUGGACUACAGUUCCCACCGUCCCUGCUCAUUGUUCAUGCCAGUUGGGACUGAUGGGAGUUGUAGUCCUAACAACAGCUGGAGGGCACCAAUUUGGCUACCCCUGCCCUAAGCAGGGUCCACCACUUAUUCCUGUCCUACCUUCUACUUCAAAGCAACAAGAACAGCAGUCCAAGCAGCACUGGGCAAUUAGGUCUGGGAGCCGCCAUUUUGAUUUCUCACAGCGAUCUUAAAUGAAGCAUUGCUCUCGGGGCAUUGUGGGAAAUUAUGAAAUGACUCCGAGUCACCUGGCACUGCUUGCUACCUGCCAAGACCUGCCCACAUAAUAGGGCCACCAGAGUGCACUUUGCUAAGGACUAUCCCGAAUCGGGAGCCUGCCCUGAUGAGACGAGGGGGGGAAAUAGGGGGCAGGUACCGAAAAUGGCAGUCCUAUGCCAGGUUUACUCUUUUCGCUAUAUAAUGUACAGUAACAACAAUGUGUGAGAUGAUGGUCAUCACCUAACAUUUUUCUCUUCCCCUCCCAAACACAGCCAAUGAAAUGACUGGGGGAAGUGAUGAUGAGGCAUCAUUUACUCCUCGUUUCAGGGGAGAGGAAGGAGUCAAUGCUGGGUUGCCAUUUUUUGCCAGGAGCAUCCCCAUGCUCUUUGCCAUGCUUAACUUCUGCCCUCAAACUCCCCUCAUAUUUUUCGCCUGGAUUUAUGCUGUGUGGAUAUAUGUUGGCUCCAUGGUUGAAAGGGAUGAAUGCAGGUGGCAACGCAGCAUGAAUGGUCACACGGGGGAAAAAAAGUGAAGUGAUUGUCUGCUACUCCAAGGGCUCUUUAGUUCCAUCCUAGGGCAUCUUUCCAAGUCGAGAAAAGAUGCUUUGAGACUCCCCAGCUGACAGAGGAAUUAGCAAGAAGAGCUGCCUCUCAUGUCUCUUGGUGUGGGGUAAAGCAGAAGAGGGGUGAGGCUGGGGGUCCUGUGUCAAGCUUCCCCUGACUUUUCUACCCCAUCCACCCCUUCCUAAUUUGAGGGACUGGACCACGUCCUUUAUUGAAUGUAAGGCAUUUUCUCCAUUUGAGCCAAUGCACUUCCAGUCAAUGUAUUUUUUGCAGAGGCAUAUAAUUUGUUAAAUAGAUCUCUAUGCUGCUUUUUUGUUUGCAGAAGGAAAAAGAAAUACCAAAGCAGUUCAGACCUUAGCAACAAAGCGAAUAAUAAAAACUCCCCAGUUACGUUCCAAGGCACAGAAUUGUAGAGUUGGAAAGGAUCCCAGUGGCCAUCUAGUCCAACCCCCUGCAAUGCAGGAGUCAGGGUUGUUGCAAUCAAGGAUGUGCAAAGUAUGUGAGAUUGAAGGCAGUGGUUGGCUUGCCAGGAAGGACCUUGUUCCAUAGGAGCACAGAUGCACAGUAUGCCAUCUCAGUUGUAGACAAUACUGAGCUACAUGGAGCGAUGGUCUGAUUUGAUGUAUGUUGUGGUUAUAUGCCAAAGCACGUCCUGGGACGUUGUACUGGCUUUGGUGUCUUUAAACAGGGUCAUACAUUCAUGGCUAUGUGGCAUGAAUGGAACCUCCAUGUCCAGAGGCAGUAUACCCUCAAACAUCUGAUUCUGGGAACAAAUGGAAAGGCAGUCACUGCUGACCUCUACUGGAAGCAGUAUGCUGGGUGAGAUGCGCUUUGGUUUGAUACAGCAAAACAGUUCCCUGGCAGAUGAAAAGGCCCCUGUUUGGCCUUCAAGAACAUACCCAAUACUGUGCAACGACACACUGGUUCUGCAGUUUUUUUCCUGCAACCCGCUUGGGGGCAAAGCCCCAGCACACAUGGACUGCAGGGUUGAUGCUUCUGUUUCAGCCCAGCCCCUUUUGCCUUUUUAAAAAUAAUUUGUCUCCUGAUCCUGGAGAAAAGAGACAAUGUGGAGAGAAACAGGCCACGAUUUAUUUCUCCAACUUGUCUUUUAAAAUGCCCAUUAAAUAAAAUCCACUUUUAGGGGACCAAUAUUCCAUGUACCAAAAAACAAAAAAACCUUGAGCUGGCUGCAGCUCAAAACCACAGUGAGGUGAACUGAAUUUCAAAUGUGCACCAUUUUAAUCUUUUCCAUGCCUGCCAUUUCUGUGCUCCAAAAGUGCCGCUUCCAGCUGCUUUUUAAGACAGGAGUGUUUGGAAGGUAGCAAGUGGGAGUGGGAAAGCAGUCGGCAGGGAAAGGGUCAAGCCCCCCCUCCCUUGGUUGCUUUUCCAUAAACAAAGCAGCCCUUUGGCUUGGAGGGUGUGUGUGUGUGGAAUGACCAAACCCAAAAUAUUCAUUUGCUGGUAGCAUUUGCUUCGGCCCUCAAACAGCUUUUGCCAGGGGAAUUCUUUCUUGAAGUUGGCCAGUAGGUGGCAACCUACCAUUAACUGAUUUCUGUGGUCAAGGGGGGGGGGCUAGCAUUUCCCCCCAGUGCUCCAGAUCUAGAUAUAGAGGAGCUUUGUUGUAAUUGCUUGUGCUCAUCUGCUCUGUCGGCUGUGCGAGUUUCUGAGUAUUCUAGUACUAUCACAUAUCAGGCCAUCCCUUUAGUUCCCAGAGUCCCAAGGACAGGUUACGUAAAGAAGUUUAAGCUGAAAUAAAUAACUAUAAUGCUAUUUGCAGAAGCUCUCCAAGUAAAGCACUCGCCAAAGCAAAAAAGGCGUGCUGCCCAAACAAAAGUCAGAUUUUUUUAAAAAAUUCACUAUAUUCCGUAGCAUAAUAGGAAUGAUUGACUCCAAAAUCCAUCCUGGUAAUUAAUAAAAUAAAGAAGAAGAACAUUUAAUAAUACGUUUUAUCUCCGUAAAAAGCAAGGCGGCUGCGUAUGAAAAUUAUAAAACACACAACUGUGCCCAAAGGCUUACAAUCAUAAGAGCAGAACUAUAUAUUGUAAGAAAUGCCGGUGCCAAAAAUAGGGUUGUAGUCCGCUAAUCCUGCUCAGAAUAGACCCACUGAAAUUGAUAGAUGCAAGCUAGUCAUAUCUUUCAGUUUAUGAUUCCAUAAUUCCCACAAGUCUUCUGAGCGUAUGAUUGACGCAGGAUGCGGCCUCAUGGACUCAUGUGUUGCCCUCCUUGCCUGCAGAAUGUAUAGCACAACUUACUCAGUGCCCUGAUGACAUUAUCUAGAGGGUUUCCCCAUCCUUUGCACCGUCAGCUAGCGAUACGGAGCGGAAGGCACAGAAAACAAAACAGCUCCAUGUUUCUUAAAACGCAGAUCGGUCGUGACCAAUCAAUAACACAACGGAGAGGAAGAGGUAAGGGAAAGCAACAGUAGUCUCAGGCUGCAUUUACAUUUAUUAUCUUUUCCUAACAUUUCUCUUAACUGUUAAUUUCCACAUCGUAUCUCAGCUUUCAUGAGACAUAAAAGCAGCCUCCAGAGAUAUAGCAGAAUAUAGCACAAGCGUGGCGCACAUUUCCCUCUUGUUCAUUUCCAGGGAGAAUUCCGUUUGCAAAUAACACGCGGCUUCUAUGUCGUGUGGAAGCUCACAUAUAAAGUGGAAAUUAACGGCUAGGCAGAUGUCAGGGAAACAGAAUAAAGUGCUUUGUGAACGCAGCCUCAGUUACUUCUGCUGAUUGGCCAAAGCAUUGUGGGCUGUGGGAGGUAUUCAACAAAAUAUUUGCACUAGAGCAAGGAUUAGCGCUGGAGCCCCUUCUUUCCUCCCCCUGUCCCCAUAGCACUAUCCCCAUAUCUGUUCUGGAGAGUUGGGGAAACACCAGAACUGAUUUAGGGGUACCUGGGAGAAGGGGAGGGGGAUAACUUCCCAUUGUCCAAUAAAUCCUUGCACUGACCGAACUUUCUCCUUAGCACUGGGUUGAAUACAACCCUAUAUUAUUGACACAUAAUAUUGUAGUAUUUUAGAGCACGUAUUUUCUGGUCGAACAAUCUUGAGUUUUAUCAGGAAAGACAACACCAGAGUGGAUGGCCUGUGGUCUGAACAGGUUUAAUUUCCUAAUAGCAAGUUAGUAACCAGUGCUUGAGAGUUUGCAGCACACCGGUAGCUCCCAAAAUGCUUGACGUUCAUUCAUUUUUUAAAGAAAGAAAAAGAAACCCACUAUAUAUAUAUUUUUUUAAAAAGAAAGUAAUGUAAGCAUAUCUAUGUAUGUGGGUGGUGUUUGGAUAAAAGGGCAAAGUUGUCCUGAACUCAUGAUGCAAAUGUUUCACUUCUGUUUAAACACCCCUUUGCUCCCAGUGUCCCCUGGGAAUCCUUAUCACAUAUUUGUGCUAAAAAAACAUUAACCACCUGCCCUGUGCUUUGUAAUAUCAGCAACCGAUCUUUUUAUCUCUUGGUUAAUGUGCCUUGGUAUUUUGAAAGGGGGAGGAGGGGUGAGUGGGGAGGGGAGGAGGAGGAGGAGGAGGGGAGCUGAGGGAAAAAUUCCAGUAACAUUCGAUUUGCAGGGACCGAAAAUUUUGAGCAAAUGCCAAGCUAGCAGGGGGGCCAUUAUUCUGCUCUAUAAAUAAGUUUGAAAAAAGAAACACAAACACUCUCACACACAAACCUUUUAAAUCAACAUGUUUUGGUCUAAUUGAGCAAGAAAGAUAAAUUUUGAAAUGCAAAUGAUCGCCUUCUGUUAUUGACAUAUUCCUGCAACCGUUCCCCGCCCCCGUCAACAUUAUGAUCUUGGAUUUUAGAGAGUCAUUGCAGUGUUAGAAACUCAGAUAUGAAAGCUAGGAGCUAAAUGACACCUUAAACCUACAGUAGGUUAUGGGCACAACAACAGAAUGUCUAGGCAUACUUUUUAUAACAAGAAUACAAAGCUGAAAAUGAAUGAACUGCAGCUAAAAUCAUUUUUCACAUGGUCUAGUCCUCAUCUGAAGACUUCAAAAAAUAAAUACAUGCUUCCCCUGCCCGCCCCCCUAAUAUUCUUUAAAGGGUCUCUUCUGCAGUCAUCAGAGAGUGGCUGGAAGUGGGGAGGCAGAAAAAGGUCCUCCUUUCCUUUCACUCUGCAGACAAGCCCUGGAUUCUCCCUACACCCCCUUUCCUCCAUACAAAUAUAUCUUUUUGGCAGCACAAUUAACACAUAUUAAAGGCCUAUACAGCUUAUGGCAGAGACGCCCUCCUUGAGUGUCCAGUUUGCAAACCUAAGACUUAAGGGUCCUUCAAUGAUCCUACUCCAAAAUUUGGAUUUUAAGCAUCAUUGUGAGAGUCUGAGGUAGAUAAUGCUUUAACAUGCACUAAUUAAACCAUCAUAACUAACUGGCUAGUAUAUUUCAAAUUAAAAGCACAUCAUACAUUAAACAAGGCAACCAAAACCUAAACAAAACAAAACAUGUUGGGGUUAAAAGAAAAGAAAGUUUUCAGGUCCCCAAUCUAUUCAUGUUUUACUUGGGAGGAAGCCCCAUUGAACUUGACUGGGAUUUACUUCCAAGUAACAACGGCAACUUUAUUCUGAAAUCUUAGGUGCAGUACUGCACCCAGAGGUAUAAAACUGCUUGCGUUUAUGAAAUUCCCUGUCGCAAAACGCGCCUAGAACAAUGGGAGUUUUGAACGCUGAGUCAUUGGCAGCAAAACAAGGCAAAAGGUAUAAGCUGCUGCUAGCUCACAAACAAUACAAAGUUUAUAAAACUGCAGUCUGGGGACAUGGUUCGGGGGAGGCUAGCUGAUCCUUUUGUUCUUAUCUGAAAGGAGCUAUAGCCUGGUCAAGGCUACCCUCAAUCGGAACAUCAGCACUUAAUUUGUUCCAAGAGAGGAUCUUGCUGUCAAUAUCAGGACACUUGUCAUGUGAAAGAAAUUCUUCUUCUUAUCAUUUAUUACCUGCUUUUCACCCUAAGUUCCCAGGGAGGCCUACAACAAUUAAAACACAAUAUGAAUAUCAAAGCACCGUAUUUCAAAAUAUUAAAAAAAGUUUAGAACAAAAUGACAAAAACAAGGCAGGUCCUAAAAAUAUACCUGUCAGGUAUCAGAAGCCAGGGUACCACAUAGAAUGCAGAGUCAUAGCAGUGCUCCAUCUGCCAUAGUACUGAAUGGAAUAAUGUGAGAUCCCUGGGAAAGUCCUUUUCCAGUGUUGCCACUUGUUUCUUUAAUUGGAGAUAAGAAGAGUUGAACCUUGGGCCUUCUGCAUGUGUGAUGUGUGCUUUACUACUCAGCUAUGAUUAUUCUCCUUGUUUCCUAGAUUAUUAGCAUCAUCAGUUUUAGCCGAGACCUUUUUCUGUCACCUGUCAGCUAGGUGGGAAAAAGCUCCUCUCUGGAUGUAUGUACCACCCCCCUCCUCCCUGCUGAACACCCUCAGCUAUUCUCUAUACAUCUAGGAUUAUGGGAUAGGGCUUCCAGGUCAGCGGGCUUGUAUUUCAGGGCAAGGUUGAGUAUCGGCACAUCACGUGUUUAGAUACUGACACAUCAGGUCAGGUGAGAUAUCCUUGGCCCUUACCAAGUAAUGCCUUUCAAAACUCUGUUGCGAUACAUUUUAGGGCUUGUUGCUGCUGAACAACAAACCUUUGUGCCCUUAAGUUAAGUCAUAUUGACUCGCACGUUUCGGCACUUCAGAGAAAGAAAUGUUGUAGGGGAAAAUGGAGUUCUAUUUGCAUAGAAAUAUUUUUUACAGGGGAGGUGGAUAAUCCAGAGACCUAGGUACACAUGGAGCAUCAGUAAAGAGAGCCAGUUCUGUGUGUAGAGAAUUGACCCUCCAUUGAAAUGAGUGGGGGAGCCCAUUGGCAGGGAAGCUUUAUGUGAGCCCUGGAGAGUCCAAAUAUUGGUUUGGCAUGGUUGAUCUUCGAUCUAUGAAUUCCACACUGUUAUUGUCGGAAGAGCAAAUGGAUUCUAAGUGCUAUAUUCUUAAACAUUGCAUACAGCAAAUUACUCUUUUUGUAUUUUUCAAGGCACCAGGAACAAAGUGCAAUCCACAUUUAAAAUGAAGCCGUAGUUCUCAAAGGGAGCCACUUAUUAGGUCACAAGACCUGAAUGUAGUAGUUCUAUGGUUUGGGGUGGGGUAGUUGCUCUUCUAUAUAAUUGAAAGGAGCUAAAGGGCAGGCUAGGAGAGAGUGUUUAUCAUCUUUGAUAACACGGCACUAAACAACUUUGUCCUUUUUGUAUUGCCAGAUGGCUUUAGAGGAAGUUUUAAAUCUAUCCUGAGGGCAGCUAACAGGAAGAAAAAGAAGGAUUCUUUUAUUGCCCUUAGUCUUUGUCUUAAAGGACACAGGGAUUUUUAAUUUUUAUUUCACAAAGCAGAAUGUAGAUGCUUGUAUGUUUUGAAAUGAAGUGCUUCAAAUUUUUCAGACUUUCCUUGUUGUCAGAACUUCCUGGACACAUAUGAGAAACAUAAUUGAGUACAAAAUUUGCAGGAAACAUUUUGAUGGUUAAUGUGGAUUAAAAAAGAAGUUGCAAAAGUGUUUGUCCGAUGAAAAUUAAGGGAGGAGCUGGAAGAAGCACAGCUAUUGGAGACAAAGUCCGAAGAGGACUUGCAAUCGGGAGAAUUCCUGGCAUGAUGACCUGAUGACAAAUUCAGCACAUUGUGACGUCUGGAUGGGGAAAAUCAAAAUCAAGGCUGAGGAACAGCUCCAAGUUGGCUGUCCAAAGAUCAAGGACAGUGUGGGUUCUGUAGGUGGAGCAAUGACCUGAUUUGGAGUAUGGCAUCUUCCCCUGCUUCUCAAUCCAGAUAGCCCCAUGUUCUUCCCUGAAUGACUCCUGAAUGGCUUGCAUCCACUAAGUGGAGAGACCUGUUGGAACAAAUUGCAGUGAUAGGAAAGCAAAGCAACUGGUCACUUAAGCUUGUGUAUUGCUGCCAUUUGUUGUGUAAAUGACUUGGGUGAUGUGAACGAAAUUCAUUAUUAAGAAUGGGUAUUGGGAUUAGAUUUACUGCAACAUUAAAGCUUUUGGGGGGGGGGGCUGGGGAGAGCAAUUUUGUCAUGCAGAAUGGCAUUAGCUGCUUGGACAACUUAUGUGAAAACACACCACAGUCUAUAGUUUUCUAGAUUUUUCUUCUUCUCCCCUGGGAUGCCUUAUUGAGAGAACAGGUAACCUUAUUGAUGUGAUAUACUGAGCCUAUUACUACCAAUAGGUUGUGGUGGCCAUUAUGUGACCCAUUCAAAGGAAGGGAGAGAAUAUGGCAAAUGUUUAUCUGCCUCUGUCUCCUUGAUUAUUGAAAGUCUCUCACUUUAAUUCUGAAUGUGGAAACAGCCAGCUCUGAGAGGCAAAGCAGGGAGAAUGACGAUAUUGAGAGAUGGAAGGGUAAAAUAAAAUUAUAUCGAAGAGUGACUACCCAGUUGGCCAAAACAUCUAAGAUCUUCAAGGCUGCAAAUCUUUGCAUGCUUAUCUUGAAUGUUAACUGAACUCAGUGGGGUUUUCCAUUGAGUAUACAUGCAAAGGUUUGGAUUCUUCCAGUGCAAUCUUAUGCAUGUCUGCUCAGAAGUAACACACACAGCAUUCUGAUGUUGCAGCCUGGUGAAGCCUUACUGAGUGUGUACUGGUAGUUAAGACUCAGGAUUUUAAGGUCUUAUGGGGGACCUCCCUCUGCACAAUGAAUUCUGUAUUACUUUACUGACAAAAUCUGGUAAUCAGCCUUAUUCUGCUGAGUGGGGCCCUGGGCCUGGGGCCCAAAGUCCUGUCCUGAGAGCACCACAGAGGUUAAUGGGACUCACUCCAACAUAGUUGUGCUUAGGACUGCAGCCUUAUUUGAUUUCACUACUUUGUGGGUGGCUAACAUUGGCCCUGGCUCUAUAGAAAGGGCAUUAAGUGGUUGUUUGAGUGCAGCUUUUACUUGUUUGUAAAUUACAAAAGAUACACACAGCACAGAUGCAUUUUUUUUAUGCCAAUCAGGUUUUUUAGAAAAUUUAUGGAAGGCAGCUAGUCUAAAAGGACUGAACGAUAAUGCUUAUGUAGUUAUGGUCUGUAGCUAUGGUUUGUUGGAACAAAACAGCUGGGAGUUGCAACAGACACUAGUCCCCGUCCUGCUCAUGUGUGGAAGAGCUGAACCCAUUCAGUUCAGUGUUGGCGCACAUUUGAGCAGACAUUCCCACUGUAUUCUCAAGAGUUGUUCCCAUAUUGGCCCUGUGCAACUACUGUAUCAUGUAAACCUGGUUGGGCGGUUCACCUGAAUGUCUAAACCAGCGGUAGCCAAUGUGGGCCCUCCAAAACUUGUUGGACUACAGCUCCAAUCAGGCUCAUCUAAUGUGGUCAAUGGUCAGGGAUGUUGGGAGACCAGCAACAUCCAGAGGACACAGCUUAAACUUCGCAAAGUGGGGUUUUGUUUUUGCUAACCACCUCCAGGUGUUGUUGGACUUCAACUCGCAUCACCCCAAGCUGUUGGGAGUUUGAUUCCAGCAACAUCUGGAGGGCCAUAGGUUCCCCACCCUUGAUGUAAAGACUGAUAAUAUACCAUGGUUCUGCUGUAUUUUGUGUGGGGCGAGGGAGUGCUAACCAAGAUUAAGGCAACAAACUACCAGUUCUGUGUUCAUGUAAAGAGACACUCAUGCACCCAGGACACUGUAAGAUGCUAUAGCGGGCAUGCUCUUUCCUUCAAUGUGCCAGGGGAAUUCAUCCCUCUUCAUAAAGAUUUGCAGUGGAGAGAACUGACAUAAACCCAUAAGAAGAGUCUGUUGGAUCAGGCCAGUGACUCAUCGAGUCCAGCAUCCUAUUCUCACAGUGGCCAGCCAGAUUCCUGGGGGAAGCCCUACAAGCUGGACCUGAGCUCAAUAUUACUCUGCCCAUCUGUGAUUCCCAGCAACUGGUAUUCUGAAGCAUAACGCCUCCGACAGUGAGGAGAGAACAUAGCCAUUGUGGCUAGGUGCCAUUGAUAGCCUCAUCCUCGGUGAAUUUGUCUAAUGUUCUUUUAAAGCCAUUCAAGGUGUGUGGGUGGGGGGAGGAGGUGUUUAGGAGGGAGCAGCAGCCUCUGUUGACAUUCCAAACUGAAGAGUAAAUCGUUUUGUCUGUAAUGAUGCGUGUCUAUGCACUAGGUUGUCUGAAGGGCUUAGCUUCAGAUAUGCUCCACUAGCAUCUGUGUCUCCUUGUAAAUGCAAGUUUCAAGGUGCACACAUCGCUUGGAUUUUCAUUGCAAAUGUCUCUCAUUCAGAAGUUGGCGUUGUCUUUGAAGAAACGGAGGCUUGCGAUUGGUGGAGUCUAGGUGCUUUGCUCUUUGAACUUCUGACGGGGAAGGUGAGCCAUUCUGACCAUUAUUUAGCAAAAGGGGCAUAGCAAAUAACAGAAACUUUGAGAAGAUCAGCAAUCUCUUUAUUGAGAGUAACUGAAGUGCAGGAUGCAUACUUCUGUCCUGCACAGAACUCUUCAACAGGCAAAGGCAUUCUGACAAACAGAUGGUGCUAGAUCAUCUCACUAGGGAUGCUCUAUUCUUGGGGCAGAAUGAAGCAUUGCUUGUGUUAACGUAGACACUGUUCAUUAAAUUCACAGUGGACCAUUCUGGUAAGAUUCAUGGCACCAAAAGUCUUUCCAGGGGCAAUGAAAAAGUUAUGUUCUUCUUGAAAAGGUAUCAUACAGGAGCAAAAUUUACAAUGAAUGUUUGUUGCAGGAUGUAAACUAGGGGUUAACUGGCUUGUGGGCUUCUAGGCUGACCACUGUACACAGUCUGCUGAUAUAUCAUGUUAACUCCUGUGUUUUUUUAUGUUGACUCUUGUAUUUUGGGGACUUUGUAGAAGUCCAGGAAGGCAGAGAACAGAUAAAGGCAAGACAGUAAUCUGGUUUGCACGGCACACUAAGCCAAACCAUGGUUUAACAUGUGCAGGUGCCAGGAGAGGAAAUCAGGGCUGUUCUGCUUCUCCUCAGUCAUUCUGCUGGUUAGAGCUAAACCGUGAGCCUGAUUCACUAUGGCAUGCUAAGUUGAACCAUGUCCUUCUCCAUCUCUGAAUGUAAAAUGAGAUUCUGAGCAUGCGCAUUGAGCUCUCAGCAGAUCAAACUCCCAAAGCCAACUGUUUUGGAGACACAUGUACAGAAGUUCUAUAGCAGAGCACUGUGGUGCACAUUGCUCUUCUUUUACAUCAUUAUAUCACUAUAUACAUUAACCAUAUUACCAUGUUUCUUGUUGGUUUGCUAUAGACUCUGCUGGAGUGCCACCCAGCAGGAAUAAAUACCCACACCUGUCUGAACGUGCCAGAUCACAUCUCAGAAGAGGCAAGAUCACUCCUUCAACAGGUACAUUCCUGGAGAAUUUGUAUAUGCGAUUUCUACACACGUACAUGCCAGCUGGUGAUUCUUGGGGUGGGGGGGGUGGGGAGCGUAGCCAAGAGUUGAGAAAUGAAUGAUUAACAAGGAUGGCCUGCAAAAGUCACAUAGCCAUAAAAAUGUGUAGAGCUGCAAAUGGACAUGCAUUUCCUGAACAUUUUUUGUAAGUGAAGGUGGUUCAUCUUGGAAAGAGGUUAAAGAGUUGUUGAGGGUUUGGCAUAAGGAACCAUCACAGCCGUGGUCAUGGCAAGUAUAACUGUGGCCUGAAUUUACUGCGAAAAUCAGGUGAUUUUUUUUUAAAAAAAUAGGUCUUUAAUAGUUGAUCCACGGUGGGUGAUCCACCCCUUUGAUACCUGACAUAUAUAUUUUCAGGACUCUCCCUAGUCCUGCACCUUUCGUAUGAGUUAAACUGUUUUAAUAUUGAACUGAACUGUUUAAUAUUGAAUUUAAUACUGAAUAUUGACUGAGCCACCCAGUCAGAUGGGCAGGAUACAAACAACAACAACAACAGCAACAACAUGAUGAUGGUGAUGACAUUUUUGUAACCUGCCCUGAGACCUUAUGAUGAAGGGUGCGUAAAAAACUGAAAUAAUAAUUAUAAAAUUAAUAGCAGUAGUAAAGUAACAAUACUACUGCUGCUACCAAUAGCAGCCUGUCCACUGUACCAGAGUGAAUGUAAUACUUCAUACCUAUGCUCAUCCAGUAUAUAAAAUCUCAUAGAAGGCUGAGUGCUUCCCCUCUGCACACACAGAGAUUGAAAAUGAAUGGAAUUUUACCACUGGCAUCUUGGAGACCUUUAUUAAAGCAACACAUAGCAGUGCUCAGCUCCUGUGGGACCUCUUAAGCCAGGCCAUUUGCUAUUUCCCUCCUCUCCAAGUUCAAAGUCACCCGUGUCCUAGAGGAAGCGUUCCAGCCCUAGGCUGCACGUGGCUGACUUUUGGGUCGAAGGGUAUGCCCCAUUGGCUAGUAAAUCAACCUUCUGUUGUGUGUCUAUCCAAGGAAACUACCAUUCAUAUUUGAGGAAGCUUAGUCAGGAAAAGGAAAAAGGGGCUCUUGGCAUGGCUGGUCAUUUGUCAUUGUAAUUUUCCUCUUCCAUCCCCUCGGAGGGUUGCUUGGGUCAGCCCGUUGCAGAAUGCCUAGGAGAGGAACAGUGUGCAGAUGCUAUGCCAAAUGUGUCUCAUGACACAGCUUCCAAAACCAGUGACCUCAUUAAAAAAAAUAAAUCACACUCCCCCCCCCCAUUUAGCCAACUAAGUAUUCUGUAAUUCAGAGCUGUUAUUAUUUAUAUUUGGAUGUAUAAAUCUUUUUAGAUGAAGUUUGGAAAGGCUGACUUGACUGGCAUUUUGUCUACGAGAUCUUUCUCAAAGGUUGUCUCGGCAAAGCAUAAUAAACCCGUGUGUUUCCCAGCCAUGUAGAUCCAGCACAAUUUAUUCUGCAUUUACUUUCCAAGAUUAUAGUUCUCUCCUUGCAGAAAGGGGAGAAAGCUUCAGAGCAUAAUUUUCUUUGCACUUAACUUUCCCACCUGCUGUCACUUGUUCCGUUUUCCAGGAAGGACAGCAGAAUGGCAAUGCCUGCCACUGUUUUUCUGUCGGCUCAUGUAUAUUCACAAAGGAGAGGCUUGUUUUUGCUCUCCGAGUUAUCUCUACCAAGUGAGAGGUUUGAGAGAUUUUAAGUGGCAGAGCCAACUUAAGAUGUGCAAAUGAAUACAUUUUAUGGAGAAAUUUCUCACUUUGAUUAUGGGGUUGUAUGCAUUUGAAGACGCACCGCCCAGAAGAAUACAGAGCACUACUAAAUGACAAUGGGAUGUAGGGAGUUGCAUUAUACAGGAGUCAGUCCUUUAGAGGAAACCCAGAAACGAAUUUAUUCUUUUGAACUGUUUAUUAGAAUGCGACAGUCUCAUAAGAUGGCAAAAUGUAAACUUCAGCUCCUUUAUCCUUGGUAAAUAUUUUCCUGCCUCUUUGCUGGUUACUUCCUUUCAAGCAAUCAUUCUCCAUCAGAAUUUGCAGAUAUGAAGAGCUGGCUUCACUUUCUACAUAUAUUCAGCUCCCCCCCUUUUGAAUAUAUUGUAAGUUCUUCAAUGCAAAAUAAACAAGCUGCUUAGUUUUCAUAAUUCUGGCAAUCAGCUGCUCCAUUUCCUUUAGACUUGGUUUUAGAGCAUCACUAGUUUCUAAAGAUUACCAAGACUUCCUUUGCACAUUACUCUCCCCCCCUCCCUCAUUUUGAAACGUACACCUAAAAGUGUGGCUGCAACAAGAAUGAAGUUCGUUAAGAUGGGGGUUGUAAUUGGUAUGUUCAUCAUAAUCAGGGAUGGGGGACGAAGGCUGGCAGUGGCUGCCUGUUGAGCCUGCACCUGGUGUCUGCUCCCACACAGUGUGUGGAAUUGCCCUACGAACCGGAGAGGCAGGCAGGUACCAACAAAGUGAAGCUUAAGAAGGGCUCAGAUAUAAUGGAAGAAAGAACAAAAUUCAAAACUAGUUGGCUAGGGCAAAGACAGUAGCAAUUCAGGGAAGGAAUUAGAAGUUGCCCCUGAAUAGCUUGGGACCAAAGUAUCUUCUCCAUUACCAGCCAUCUCAGGCCCUAUGAUGGGCAGAGCACAUGUUAGUGCCGCUGCCACUGGGAGUUGCCCAGUUGGAAGUGAUCCCUGAUGGGACCUUAUUUAUUCUAGUUCCCCAUUUGUUGAAUGCCUUCCCUAGUUUGUAUGCUGCUCAAUAGCUAAGAUCUCUGGGAAGCUUACAGGAAUGAUACAAUCAUAAACACAAUCUCACGGACUGUACCAAGUCCGUUCUGGUAUGCUUGCUGAGCACUUUUAUUCCUAUGGUUCAUACUAACUCUGUAUAUUUUGCCUUAAGCUUUUGCAGUUCAAUGCUGUGGAGCGUCUUGGUGCUGGAAUCGCCGGAGUUGAAGACAUAAAAUCCCACCCCUUUUUUGCCCCCAUCGACUGGGCGGAAUUAACAAAGUGAUAAGGUGCGAUGAGUCCACUGCCCAUGUUUACAGAUACCUUUCUUGGCUGGCUGCCAUCAUAAAGGUUCUCGGAUCUUCUGGGCAAGGAUGAAUAAAGUUGGAGACUGGAAAGGCAUCAAAGAGAGAACAGUUUUAGCCAGAAUUGAGGACUAGGCCAAACCAAGGUGUGGUCUACACUGAUGGGCACUGUAUCUAGUAGUCCUUUUUGGCCAGGAUGAGAUGUGAUGCUGAUCAUGCCCCACUCUCUGUCUUUGUUCUGUUUUGGAGAAACAAUGCUGUACAUUUCCUCACCCCACUUUUCAUGUUUUUGGCAGCCGUUUGGGAUUGGGGUGGAGAAUGCGUGGGAACGGGGAGCUCAACACAGAAGUGGAGGUUUUUGGUGGCGACCUGUGUUCGUGAUCCCAUCUGGUUUGGGCACUUGGGAAUUACGUAUAAUGGAAUGCACUUUUUGUGUUUCUCUUGUAAGUCAUGACGGAAGUGUGGCACUCCUGUUGUACAUGCCAAGCCCCUCUUGCAUAUGCCAGCUGGAAAUAGCCCUCCCCCUCUUUUUAUAGUGUCAAUGUACUCCUUCCCUAAGCUAGACGCAGCUGAGGUUGGGGAAUGGGGAGAAGAAUAACUUAUUAAUAACAUAUGCUAAAUAAAAUGCUAUGGUGUUUCUGCAAAACCUGACAUGUAACAUGUAUAUCUCUGUAUGUUUGCUGAGUGAGGGGGUGUACAUAGCAUCAUGUAAUGUAACUCCAGAAUGAUUGCCUAACAUCUGUCAAAAGAUGGAAGAGGGCAGUCCGGCUACUCUUAUCUUGUGCACGUUGGUUGGCAAUGCUUGUUUUAAAGCACUAACUCUAACCUCCAGUGAAUUAUAUGUUUUAAGUCACUACAAGACAGGAUAUCUCUCAGCCCGAUCAUGAUUGCUUUAGUAGUGGAACUUGGAGCAAGGCAAGAAGAUGCUGUCUAAGUGUGCAGAUAUAAAUGUUUGGAUAUAUAUAUAUUUAACAAAGCUGCCACAUUCCUGUUUAGGCUAUUUUAGGUCUCAUCUGUACAGGCAGAUAAAAAUCAAGUGCUGUGGAAUUCAUUACCUGUCUCAUCUCAGAUUGCAGGUGGGGAACCUUUGGGAUGCUUUCCCAUUUCAGAACCUCCUUGGACUCUCCUUCCUUGGAGGUUUUUAAGCAGAGGUUGGACAACUAUCUGUCAUGGAUGCUUUAGCUGAGAAUCCUGCAUUGCGGGGCGGGGGCGGUUGGAUUAGAUGGCCCUUGGGGUCCCUUCCAACUCUACAGUUCUGUGAUUCUGUCACCAUGGAAAGUUAACAUAUCAAGCAUUAGUGCUGGCCCACCUCCCCUCCCUGAAAAGCUAAAGAAGAAGAAGGGCUUUUUUUAAUGGGAAAAGACAGUUGUGGUGUUUUGUUUUGGCUUUUUCUUUUUUCAUGUGGGAAUGCUGAACCGUGCAGGAUCCCACCUGCAAAAUGGAAACGUGUACAACACGAUCUAUUUGCAUGUGCAUAUUAAUUCUGAAAAAUGUCGUUUUGCCACCUCCUAGAUUCCACUGCCGCCCUAUUUCUUCAUUCAGAAACACCCAAUAAAUGUGUGUUUGUGUCUUACCUAUGUGCAUCCCUCCUAAGGAGGAGAGAGCCUCCAAAUUGGUGUGCUUAGAUUUGGAAUGGGGUCAUCUUAAAUGGCUUCACCAAGAAGCUCAUUGGAAGCCUUCCAUAUGCAACAGAAUUCUACCAUUUUGAAUUCCAUGGCACUUGCUGUGGACAAGUUUCUGACUACAUGUAUGGGCUGUCCACAAGAAGAUGGCUGUCCUUUCUUGGAAAACAAUCACUCUUUUCAAACAGAUUACUCACUAAGAAGCUGUUUCAGGUGGGUUGUAUGCCCACCAACUGCUUAAGUCCAUAAAAAUCAUGGUAGUUCUGCCAUUGGUACUUAAAACAUGUUGGUAAUUUUGCCAGAGGGAGAAAAAAAGGAGACAAUACUGUGGGCUGCAGAUGUUUUGGGGGAAGGGAGUGGGGGAAAUAAAGCACUCAAAGUUGAUAUUUCUAUCUAAAUAAAGAGAUUUUCUUUUUAAAAAAUGCUUUUGUUUUAUUAAAUUUAUAACUCACAGAGAGGUUUUUUUUUUAAAAAAACAACAACCCAAAAACUUUCAAGGUACCAAUUCAAAGUCUUCAGAGAUAAAAACUGCUAUGAGAAUAUUCUUGUGCUGUUCCCAGCGUGCCACAGAAGAUGCUUUUCAACAUUGCCUCUGAGAGUUGCUUUGGCUUUGAAGGAAAGGCGUUCCAGAGCUGGGAGCUGUCAGCACCCCCAUGUUGGCAUGUGCCCUGUUGAUAUUUGGUGCAGGCACGCUUCCUUCAGUUCACUAUAAGCAACUGGGAAGUGCUCUCUCUUGUUCAAGCCCAAUCGUUGUGAAAGCUUUGGGGGAGGUCUUUGAUGUACUCAGAAGACUGCUACAUCCCAGGGCAGCACAUGGAAAGACCAGCAUGGUGGGUUUCAGGUGUCUUGCUCUCUCUGGGUAAGGAUGGGCAAAUAUGUCCAUUUCAGUAUCUCUCAGUUUCUCAUUCUUCAAGUUCAGUUCUCUGUGUUUCUUCAUCAGUUUGCCUUUUUUUUUUAUUUAAAGGAUUUAGUUCUUAAUGUGAAUUUUCACCUCACGUACACGUUUUUUGGCAUGAAGCCUUGCCUAACAGACACUUUUUGGCAAAGCAGUUUCUCCUUAUAUAAUGCACACCUGCGUGUUAUUUUCACUAUUGCACACAUUAUAGAAGCACACUUUGCACUAGUGCACUAGUGCCCGUCACUUGGCUGGAGAAACUGCAUUGCAAAAGGGCUGAUUUCAAAGGCUGGCUGCGUUUCGCUUUGCCCCUCAGAAAGUGUGUGUUAGGUAAGUUUGCCUUUAAAAUGUGAACUGAAUCAAACUUCUCCCCGACGAUACCUACAGAAACUGUUUCUGCACCUUUGGUGCUCGCUGCAGCUUCCAAACGGAAAGUAGAAGCAAACAAGAAACAACAGGAAGAAAAACAACAACCCACAACCGGGGGGGGGGGGGGGUAGACAAAAAUGAAGUUCUGAGCUUCAUACCCUACUGGUCCUUCUUCAGGGAAAUUCAGAGAACAGUGGUUCAGAAUUCAGAAGUGCUACUUCUUGCUUCUGCUUCCUGUUCCUUUUUGGAGUUCCCAUUUUUGUCGCAGCCUCUGCACAUCAGCUGAUCCCGUGUACAUUUUCUCUGAAGUAAUUCCCAGUGUUGCUUUCUCCCCAGGACGUUUGGCAAGGAUUGAAGCCUUAGGAUUACCACCUGCUAUAUAUUUGCAUGUGUAAGUGAGACUUGCUGUCAUCGUAGCCUCAAGCAGUUCUCUCCAGCAACUGGUUAUGGGUUAGAGAAACCCACUUUUCAAAGUGAAAGAUGAAGGCCACAACUUUGAGAAGGGUCACAGCAAAGAAAAGAGUAUUUUUCAGUAGGGAUGGGCGGAUCUAUCAAUAUUAAUCUCAGUUUCUCAUUUUACCGGUCUUAAAUUCCGUCCUCUACAUUUUCAAAUUUAAGUCCUCAUGAAAACUUAGCAGCUAUUUAGUGCCCCCCCAUAUACACAAUUUGGCAUGCGAUUUUGCCUGACAUAGACAUUUUUGCAAAGCAGUUUCUCCACAUAUAACACAUUUUUUUCAUGUUAAUAUGCAAUUUUAUACACACAUUACCAUAGCAUUUUUGUACAUGUUACUUGGCUGGAGAACUCCACUGCAAAGUUGAGAGUCAAGUGCCGAUGUCUAAAGAUGGCCGUGUUUUGGUUUGUACAUUGUUUCGGGAAAUGUGGAUUUGAUCGAGUCGCCUUUAAAUGUGAACUCAAUUUCCUCCCCAUCCCUCCUUUUCAGUUCUCUCUGCCAGGGAAAUGUCUCCAGCAAGAUGGGCAAAGUUGUCAGUUCACUCACAAGUGAGAACUGGAACAGAAAUAAUUAGCCGAUAUGCAGGUUGGUCAUCCCACCAUGUUCAUUUUGUAAAAGCAAAACAUCGCCAGCCCCUCUGAACAUUUGUAGAGUACGCUGGGGCGCUUGUACACCACGAUGUGUUAAUAUCUCUCGCCUGUGCAUUCUUUCCCCCCAGCUUUAUCCGGAGAACAAAGGGCAAAUUCCUUUUGGUAAAGGAGUUUUCAGGCUUUUCAACAACUCUCGCUGCUCAUCCUAGUUCAUGGGUCAACCUUAGAUUUUUAUGGGCUGUCCCCCAAGUUCAUCUGAACAGACUGCAUCUGUUAGGCGCCAGGACUGCGUGGUCACAUAAUAUGGAAAAGGAAAAGAGUUCAUUUAAGCAAAGGAAAUCUGGAAGCACUUUUUUUCUUUUCUUUUGAAAUUAUUCUGCUCCUGUUUCCCCACUCCCUCUCUCCCUUGUGAUAUAAACACAAGCCACAGGACUGUAAUAACACUGUAGGCUGCAACCAGGUCACCAGUAGAAUUACUACGAUGGAGGGCUCUCCAAGAUUACAUCAUUCUCCAAAACUUCCUUUGAGCAAAACCAUUCCAUGGCUACAUAACAGGAAGUCUCUCAGGUGAGCUGCAGCAACAACUUCCUGUGCUGAGAGGUGAGGAAAUCUCUGAAGUUGAGAGAAAUAUAGUGUUUCCUUCCAGCGGUGUGUCCCCCAUUGGUUUGGAAGAGGAUCUCAUUCUGAAGGCCACAAUCCCUGGAGUCAUUUGAUGGACAAUAAUGAUACCAGCUUAGACUGGUUGGUCUUUUACCGCAUUGUGGUACAAGAAGCACCCGACCCUGAAUAUUUGUGGCAUGCAGAGUUACAGGACUUCAACAAGACCAUGAGGUUAAUCCAAGGUACAAUUAUUGCUAAUUGAAAACUUUCCCCACUGCCACAAAUUAUGCCGUCAAUGGGGCAUGCACCCAUUGGGAAUAAAGCAACCUGUCCAACCCCCAGACUUUUGCAGGUGCAGACAGUGUUGGAAGUGGGAUUGCGCAUAAGUGCUCUGAUGCCAUCAUGCGCCCCAAUCAUCAUGAAUGCGCAAGAAAAAGGGUGUCUGGGGGGGGUCCCCCCGUUGCAUAGCCUUAAAUGACUCUUCAGUUGGUUUGCAAAUUAUGAAGUCCUUUAAAAAGUUCCUACAAAGAGAUUCCAGUUGGUAGAUUUUGCAUCAGGGGAGGCCUGCAGGUUCUUCCCAUAACAUGUUUAGACUAAACAAGAUGCAGGGGAGUAGGAACUCAAGUGACUGUAGAUUUCUUGUGAAUGUCGUUCUGAUUGUUUUCUCAAGGACGCCAAAUGGAAAGCUGAAGAAACAGGAACUUCCUCUUUGGCAAGAUUUAUGAGAGUGAUUUAAGUAAUAAAAUGAGAGCUUAUUUGCUUUCGUAGCCAUCAAUACUUUAUUUUUUUUUUUAAGUUACAAUAUACUGCUGUUCAGAAGGAGAUUUAAUCAAGAGAUGACUGUAAUCUAAAUGAGAAGCGCUGAAUGCUCGUUCUCUCACAAUUCCCAGGCACAUGCGAUGAAUGAAGCAGGCAAGCACCAAUGUAAAAUUGAACUUAUCAUGCACUUCUGUCAGUUUUAUCUGCCUUACGGCUUAAGAUUGCAGUGUUAUACAUGCACUGCGUUGGAAAAGAGAGGGAAGGGCCCUCUGCUCCCCACAGUUGCAAUUGUUUUCUCCAACCACCUCAAAUGUCUUCACGUGGGGUGGGCAGACUUUAGGCUUGUGGGAUCUACUUUGUUGUAAUCCAGAAUUUCAUGGUGCAUUCCUUGGAGACAGAUUCAGAAGAAUAGCCUGGAAUCAGAUGACUUGGAGGGCAUCCAUCUGAAUUACUGCAGAUCAGAGAAUCUAACAAACCAGUUUUCUUUGGUGGUGGUGGUGGGUGCAUAAGUAUGAAAAUAAAUCUGACUUUUUGUUUUUAAAUAAUUGUCAGAAAAUCUUCUUGAUCUACUGUAAAUGAUCUAGCACUCUACAUGUAGAUCCCAGCCUACCUUUUGCCCACUUUCACCUUGAAGGGUCUUCUCCUUGCUUGGUGCUUGACACAAAACAGAAAAGGUGGAAUAAGUUCUUUAAAAAAAUGCAUUCUGGGCAGACUCCAUGUCAACACGAUGCAGUCAUUUGGAUGGUGGGACAUGCCCUGGAACAAUAGCUAUUCCUAUCUGCAAUGGAGUUGGGGUAGGCUUCAGCCAACCCUCUGUUCGGGCUAUGUAGAAAAAUAGUUAAACCGUACUGCUCAACUGUUCCGAUUUAAGUGGAACUUCCUGGAAUUACAGAAGCCACUCCCGGCUUCUGAUUGGAUCCUGGAAUGUCCUGUAUUUUGGUCUGGUGCUCUGGUGCAAGCCAGCUGGCCAGACCAAAAGGCAUUGUUUUUUGGUCUCUUUCGCGCCAGAACACUGGAUCAAAAGACGCUCAUUUUUUGGUCUUGCGCUCUGGCAUGAGUCGGUUGACUCCCAUGAGAGUUCAGGACUGAAAAAAACAAGUGUCCUGAUUUGGAUCACCUGAAUGUUGGAAGGUCUGGUUAAACAUGUGUAAGCAAUAUGUGAAAAGAGCCCUGUGGAAAUUUACCCUGGAACGUCCCACUAAACCAGUAUUCUACAGCGACACUGAAAGAAAGCGAUGCACCCACAACUUCUGGAUUAGCAGUAGGGGUGUGGGGUUGAUUGAUGUAUUGAAAGUUGAACUUAUCAAAAUUGCGCUUUCUGAAACAAUAUGAUAACAAAAACAUAGCCAUCCUUUGAAAUUUGUACUUAUCUGAAUUCUGAUUUGUGGAGGGUUUACUACCUAGCCUUUUCUUCUCCUGAAGGCAGCAGAAGUUUAGGAUCAGAGUAUUCCUUCUCUUAGAUGGGCUACCUUCCUAGGUUGACGAGCCCCAUCUGCUCCUCACUUCCCUCUACAGCAGAUACAGAAACCACCUUCUUGAUCGUUGGACACACUGUUGGUCUUUUCCGCUCAAUCCACCGGAAUCUGUCUUCACAUACAGGGGAAUUCCAUAACUCACUAAGGGUUUGAGACCCAUCAGCUAGCCUCACUUGCUUUAGCUGGCCAGUCGAAGCCAUUCCUGGGGUGUGGCUGCUGUCACAUGCUGACAGCAUCUAGGAGCCACAGGUGAGAGCUGAGUGUGGGGUGGGGACCGAAGGUGGGCAAACUACUCCAGAAGGAGCAUGGCGUGUCCCCCACCAGAGGUGCCAUCCCUCCCGUAACAUCCC
Messenger RNA from Podarcis lilfordi (Lilford's wall lizard), 99818 nucleotides. NCBI's taxonomy places the organism in Eukaryota, Metazoa, Chordata, Lepidosauria, Squamata, Lacertidae. The record is from the annotation of a GenBank genome assembly.